This is a messenger RNA of Pelobates cultripes (western spadefoot toad), 91906 nucleotides long. The record is from the annotation of a GenBank genome assembly. Lineage: Eukaryota; Metazoa; Chordata; Amphibia; Anura; Pelobatidae.
CUGGUUGAUAACAGUGAAAUCUUAUAAGGUAAGAAGGAACCCAGGAUCCCAAAACACCAUAGCAACUUAAUUGAGAUGAAAUCAUUAUGGUGCUUAGAGUGGUCCUCUAACUGUUAGGGGAAAUUAUUUCUAAAGGUCUCAAACUCAAUUUACCUGGAGGCCAAGUCUUUUUCUCCCAUGGAAGCCACACGUCUGUACUCAGAGUGCACCCACAUGCACACACAUGAUACAGAUCCAUAUUCACAUAUGCCAGCAUGUACACCAAGGAUGUCAAACUCAAAGGCUAACAUGGCCAAAUAAAAAAAGUUUAAGUUUAUGUGGGCUGCAAAAAAAAGAGUUCAACCUAGACCAACACAAACUAAAAUUACUUGUAUCAUUCUCAUACAAAGAAUCCCUGAACAUAGACGAAUGCAACAGAGCAGGGAAAUUUCCCUGAACAUCGAUUUAAGGGAUUCCCUGCUCUGGUGCGCAUGUCUGUGUUCAUGGACAUUUUCCCAAACAUAGACAAACACACAAGAGCAGGGAAUCCCUCUAAUCUAUGCUCGGGGAAAUUUCCCUGAACAUAAAUUAGACGGAUUCCCUGCUCUGUUGCGUUCGUCUAUGUUUGGGAAAAUGUCUGAAAUGGAAAAAUCAAUCAAAGUAUUGAUUAUUUCUUUGUGUAUCUGCCCCUGGCCAAAUCAAUGAAACGAUGCGUGCACGCUCCCUGAAGUAAUUCACACCAGACACAGGUUCCAGGUUGUUGAAUAACUUGAGGAAUGUUUAUUCAGAGGGGACGGCAGGUCCCUUUUAAAGCAUAAUUACAUCAUAAGCAUUGUCAGAGAUAACAUGGAAUAAUACAUCAAUAAUUGGUUAGGUGUUAAGUGGUCGCUCUAAUGCUCUGCCUACUGUAGGUGAUGUCACCGGGGCCAUGAGGGUCUCCCACGGUUUCCCGGCGCCAUCUUGCUGCACGAGGUAGUUAGUUGGUUUUAAGAAGGGAAGGGGGGGGGAGGAGAGGUUAGAAGCUUCUAGCAGCCAUUUUGACUAAAACAUGUGUGCUUAGCUUUAUAUAUAAUAUAUCGUGGAAUGAGUAAAUAGACAUUUUCACUAACUAGGAAAUAUGUGCAGACCUUAUUUCCACAACAGUCCCCCCUAAAAUGGCUAUUUACCAUAACAACUGCUACUGUCCCUAAUAUGUCCCUAGCUGCCUGCAGCUCAUCUGUCUUAACAAGCAUCGAACACUUCACUCCGUGGGUAACCCGCAGCGGCUAGUCCACCACAUCUCCACACGUGAGACUCGCCUGCUAAGACAGACGCUUUCCCUACACUGUCCCUACAGGAGAGCAGUUGUCUGUUUGAACUGAUGUGAUUGAAGGGGUGUAUGUGGAGUGUCAUCUUUGAGGUCUGUGAUGUCUUGAUGUAGGAAAGUAGGGGUCACGUCAUCUAUAGUCUUAUCUACCGCUUUCUGUAAGUACUUCUGUAUGCAAGGGAGCACGCAACAGGUUAAAAAUAAGAAGAUGAUAAUCAUUAUAAGAACAGCUGUCCCUACCUGGAAGAGAGUCCUUUGCCAACCAUUCAUCCACCCAAACCAUCUGUCCCAAGUAUCAGUGACUCCUGAAUUUUUCUUUAGUUCAUCAGAAAGACUAUCUAGCUUUUCUAUGGCCGUAGUCACCUUACCAUUUGGCCCAGUGUUGUCUGGAAUGUAUGUGCAACACGUCAUAGUCUCAGGGAGGAUCUUACAUACUCCCCCUUUCUCAGCUAGAAUCAUAUCUAGGGCCAUUCUGUUCUGAAAUGUCAUUUGAGUAGUGGCUUGUAACUGUUCUGCUAGGCCCUGUAGGGCAUCCCUUGUGUAGUUAACGAAGCGCUGCUGAUUAUAAUAGAUGUAGUUGAUCCAAUUAACAUUUUUGUUAGCAGUUAUCAUUGGAAUUAGGGAUUCAAAUCCUGCAGCCACUUCAUCUCUUGCUUUAAAUUCGUUAGGCACCCCCCUUGGCACACCUAUGGCAUCAAUAUACACAUGGGGGUCGAAGCUCCCUCGGAUAGGAGCCUCUCGUUUGGUUCUAAAGUGUACAUGUGUAAGGUUUAACUUGUUAUGACUACCAUCUGGAAUAAUGUGGAUAGGCAUUAUGACUUUGGUUAGGGCUCACUCCCCCCACCAUUGCCCAGCUAAUUGGGACCUCAAUUGUUUGUCACCACAUAACCAAUAGAUAUCACCGAUUGUCUUUGUGUGGUUCAUUAGCAGUGAUACAGGUGGAUUAUGGUAAGUUGAGCAAUAUCCUGAUGGGAAUUUGCCCAGAUACAAACCAGCGUUCUUAGGUAUUGUAUAACAUGUGUAAUUACCUGGGUAGACGGUGACUCCAUCAGGUGGUUUUACAUGUCCAUGAGUGAUUGGGUAAAUUCUCUUCCAUGAUUCACAUGUUAAGGAGUUGGUGGUGGAUUGUGCAUAAAGACUCAGAACACAUAAUUCUACUUCAGGGGGUAAGCUCAGAGGUACUGUACCCAGAUGGGGCCUGGCUCCUCCACAUACAUAACAGUUAGUCUUAUUAUGUGAGUUGGCAUUAUACCUCAUCCAUUCUAGCCACAAAUUAGUGUCUGAAAACCCAGUCUCUACUGCCAUGGUAUCUUCAAAGGUGGGGUUGGCUAUAGCUACCAUGUCAUGUAGGGUCUUAAUAUGUGGCUUUAAUGGGUUAAUGAUCAUGUGAGUGGUCCCUACCCAGUCUGGGCAGGUGAGCAUGUCCUGUAGGUAAAAUGUCCCCAAUGCAUUAUGUGAGCCACCUCCCUUCCAAUACAUUCCCAUCACAUAUUCCCCUGCAUCCCUUGGGCUGGGGUGUUCUAUAUUCAGGGUAAGUUUAAUGGGAGUUGACCCUAUGGGUUUACUCAGAGUCAUUCUAGAAAGUAGGGGUUUCCCGUCUUUGUCAAGUCUGUCCAGUGCAACUUGAGGUCUGUAGCCCCAUGGUCUACCUGUAUUCCACCCGGCAGCUUUCCAUGAACUACAAUGGUGUCCCCAAACUCCUCCAGUCACACAAAUGUAUGGAUCCUUUUUGUUAGGUAUGUCUUUGUAUAUGGCUGCAUAUUGUGUUUGUGGAAAUGUACAAGUAACUAUGUCACAGUAAUCAAAGGUGUAUGUGGCUACAUCAGUAUUAGAAGAAUUGUACCAGAAAGUGUAAACGUGAUUAUCUUUGGUUAUGGCCACUUGUUGGGCCCAGGCAAAGUGUAGCAACAUAAGAAAACACAAGACACAUAAUAAAUUCAUAUUUCAACAGGAUCAGCCUCUUCUGGAGCAGGCACUUUUUUGCAAUGUGAAGCGUGUAUCCAAGAACUCUUUCCAGCUAGUUUAACUGACGUUGGUGUAAUCAGGAGCACUUGAUAAGGACCAUCAAAUCUCGGUUCUAGGGUGUGUUUUCUGAGAAACUUCUUGACCAUAAUCCAAUCACCCGGAAGAACCUGUAUUCGACUCAGGAUCUGGAAUAGAAGAAAACACUUGGGCAUGUAUCUUGGUCAAGGCAUGUGAGAGGGCAGUCACAUAGUCUACCAUAGCAUCUGACUGAAUCUGAAGCUGUUGGGGAAAGUAGCAACCUAACCUGGGUGCUGUACCAAACAAAAUCUCACAAGCUAUAUUUUCCUCUGGGAGUGUACCUUACACUAAAUAACGCUAGUGGGAGACUCUCGGGCCAGGGCAUUUUAGUUUCUUGUGACAUCUUAAGCAUUCUGGCUUUCAAAGUGCCAUUCAUGCGUUCUACCUUACCGCUACUUUGUGGGUGGUAUUGUGUGUGGAAUGCAAGGGUCACCCCCAGUGCUGACCAGACUUCCCGUGUUAGCGAGGCAGUGAAGGAGGUCCCUUGGUCACUUUCAAUUACUUCUGGAACUCCAUAGCGGCAAACAAUUUCUGUCAAAAGAUACUUGGCUGUAGUCCUCGCGGUGAGAUUAGUCACUGGGAAGGCCUCUGGCCAUCCUGAGAACAUGUCCACUAUGACCAAUGCAUAUUCAUAACGUCCACUCUUUGGCAUCUGAAUGUGAUCAAUCUGGAUCCUCUGGAAGGGGUAUUGUGGUUUAGCUAGGUGAUUAGGUGUGGUCUUUAUGAUCUUUCCAGGAUUGCAUUUAGCACAUAUAGUACAAGAUUUACAGUAAUUCCGUGUUAAGGUAGUGAUGCCUGGUGCUUCAAAAUACUUGUCAAUCAGUGAGUUCAUCAGGAGUUUCGACAGGUGGGCUGGCCCAUGGGCCCAUUGGACCACCGCUGAGUACAUACUUCUGGGUAAGCAGAACUUGAGAUUGAUGGUGUAAACAUCAUCACGGAGUACAGCUCCUUUAUUCUUCCAACUUUGUUUCUCCUGGGGAGUAGCAGCAGCUUGUUGUUCCUUCAGAAGCCUAAGAUCUGUAGGCAAUGUUUGCAUAGUGUAGAUGGGUAAUGUAUCUGUGGCCACUCUUCUGUCCACUUCCCAUCCUUGCCGUGCUGCUUCCUUAGCUGCCUGAUCAGCUAAGUGGUUGCCCCGUGCUUCUUCUGUGUCUAGUCUUCCGUGGGCUUUUACUUUCAGUACUGCCACCUCUGCUGGAAGUUCCAAUGCAUCCAUCAGUUCUGCAAUGGCUGCCCCAUGUUUUACUGGGGUACCGGUAGCCGUAAGAAAUCCUCUGGUCUUCCAAAUUAAGCCAAAGUCAUGUGCUACUCCCAGGGCAUAUCUUGAAUCCGUGUAAAUAUUGACACGUAGACCUUCAGACAAUUUGCAGGCCACAGUCAGGGCUGUUAGCUCGGCUUCUUGAGCAGACUUAGCUGGUUGUAGGGCAGCUGCUUGUAAUACUUGACAUCCUGUGGUGACUGCAUACCCAGUGUGAUAUUGUCCCUGUUCAUCAGCAAAUCUUGACCCAUCCACAAAUAGUGUUUGGUCCGGGUUGAGUAAUGCAGCUUCAUAGACAGUUGGUAGGUGUGUAGUUUCCAUUUUCAUUUGUUCAAAACAAUCAUGAGGAAUAUCUAGGUCACAGUCUGUGGUGAGUGGAUCUUCACAGGCUUCUGUGUGGUACCUUGGGUACCCUGCUGUACAGUAGUUAAUAGUCUUUUUGUUGAUCCCCGUAGAAGUCAGUUGUUCUUGGGUCAUUUGGCUCCAGGUUUUGGCCAUCGGGCCUAGGUCUUUCCAUGAGGUGUCGGGGGAUCUGGUGAGAGAUAUGUGUGGGAUAGCUGUUUCCCAAUGAUGGUAGAGAUGUGUUACAUUCUCUGUAAGAUGGACUAAGAUGAGCAUGGUACCUGUGGGGUCCCAGAAUAAGUCAGUCAGGGUAAUUUGAAUUUCUUUGAGCUGGAAUAGUUCUUCCUCAUAGUUCAUAUCAGGGCCUGGUACGUCCUUAAACCACAAGGUACAGUGAAGUAGGGCCUCUGAUUGUUCAUCAUGUGGAGGUGCAAGUGCAGGCAGCUGCAAAUCUGUUCAAACCUCUGGGUUGAUAUCCAGGCUAUACCAGUAAUGCACAACUCCCCCCUUGGGAAGUGGCAGAAGAGUGGCUGGGUUCAGGGAAAGACAUCUCUGGAGUUUCACAUUGUCAGGUAGAAGUAAGGAGGUUUGCAGACGGAGGUGACGUUGGGAGGAAAGGUGUUUAGGUUGAACUUGUUGCAGGAUUGCAGUAAUAUCAUGAGGGGCCAACACUGUGAGGUGAUGGCCAAGAACAAAAUCAUUGGUCUUGUCUAGGAGGGCGCUGGCGGCAAACACCGCUCUGAGGCAAGAGGGGCUACCCCUCGCAACAGGGUCAAGCAUGCAGGAAAAAUAGCCAAUAGGUCGUUGCCGUGACCCAUGUUUCUGGGUAAGGACUCCAGAAGCAUGUCCUGACUUUUCAGAGACAAACAAAUUGAAAGGAAGUUGGUAGUUGGGUAGGCCCAAAGCAGGUGCAGAAGCAAUAGCUCUUUUCAGAUUGUGGAAACAGGUGAUAGUUUCUUCAGUGAGGUGAAAGGGCUCACUCCUGAGGGCAUCAUAGAGUGGCUGCAUGAGCUUUGAUGCUUCGGGUAUCCAGGACCUGCAAUAUGUGAUAAGACCCAAAAAGGCAUGAAGAGUCUGAUGUGUCGCAGGUAAAGGGAGUUGCAGAAUAGCUUGCACACGUUGAGAAGUUAGAUGCUUGGUGCCAUGGGAAAGGCAAUGUCCCAAGAAGACCACAGAGGGCCGGCACCAUUGUAGCUUUGAUUUUGAAGCUUUGCAACCAGCUGCAGCGAGGAAACAUAGGAGAUCUUCUGAGUCACGCUCUGCAGUGGGCAAAUCAGGAGCACAGAGAAGGAGAUCAUCAACAUAUUGAAGCAGGACAACAUCCAAAUGAGAUUUCUGCCAGGGAUCCAGAACCAGGGACAUGGCAUGAGCAAACUGUGUGGGGGAAUUCUGAGCCCCCUGAGGCAUAACAGUCCAGGUAUAUUGUUGUCCUUCAUGAGUGAAGGCGAAGAGAAAGCGGCAGGAAGGGUCAAGGGGGACACUGAAAAAGGCAUUAGCUAGAUCCACUACAGUGAAUAUUGUGGAAGUUGGUGGGACUUGGGACAAGAGGGUGUGAGGGUUUGGAACAAUAGCAGUGUCUUUUAUGGUUACUUCAUUAACAGCACGGAGGUCCUGCACCAUGCGGUACUGGUCGGGUUGACCCUUAACAGUUCGCUUUUUAACAGGGAAAAGUGGUGUGUUACAUGGAGAUGUGCACUUGAUGAGGGCACCUUUGGCAAGUAGGCUUUCAACUUGUUUGGUGAUGGCUUCAGCUUGUGCUAGCUUCAGAGGAUACUGUGGUCUACGAGGAGGUAGUGCUCCAGGCAGGAGCUGGACCAAGACUGGGGGUACAUGUAAGCGCCCAAUAUCAUCCGGGCCGGUGGACCAAAGUUCUUGGGGGAUACGAUCCAGAACACUGGGGGUGUGUGAGACCCGUGCAUUCCCUGUACUUUCAGUUAGGUUCAACAAGAUGGGGAGUGAGCAGAGGACAGAGGUAUCUUUUUGUGAUAAGGGGGUUGUCAACUCAACUUGACCAUCUGCAGUAAAGGUAAUAGAAGCCUGGAGCCGAGAGAGAACAUCAGCACCUAGGAGGUUAAUGGGGCAAGUAGAGGAAACAACAAACCGGGAGAGGAUGUGUGAUCCUACGUGUAGGAGCUUAGUAAGGGGGUUACUGCGUGGUGUACCAUCCACCCCAACACAGGAGACAUCGGUGUCAGAUAAGAAGGAAGGGUCUGGCAGGUCUUGUUCCCUAAGGACACUACGGGCUGCACCUGUGUCAACUAGAAAGGUGGUUGGGUGACCUUCCACGGGGAGAACUACAGUAGCUAAAGGCCCUCCCCCAUCCCCCGCAGACACUGCCAUGGCAGGGGUUGCUGACACAGGCUUGCCAGUUACCUAUUGUAAUAAAUCUAGAUGGGCCUGGUCUGGUCCCUGGUACCGGCGGGAAGUGGAAGGAGGGUUAGUAGAAUGCAUGGGAGGACGGGAUGGGCGGAUGGCGUGGCGGGGUUGUGGCUGACUGUCUUGGAAAUCAUCGUUGUCAUACCCUUCAGCGGAGGGCGAAGUGUAUGCACGAGCUUCUGAUGCAGGGAGCCGGGCUUGGGUGUAUUCAGGAGGAGGAGGUGGAGGAAGUUGAGGCAACUGUGGAUGGGGCAGGGCAGGGAGGUAACCAGUGGAGGGGAAAUUAUAGCCGGUGACAUGGGGACUUGGGUACCGGGGAGUCUGUUGGCGGAUCACUCUAGGGUGUGGGCAAUCUCUUCUAAAGUGACCUGGCUGAUUACAAUUAAAACAGGUCCGGAUUGUUGUGAUAGUCCGGUCCCGGGAGAAGGGAAUUGGUGCAGGCAGUGUCUGGGGUGACUGAGUGUACUGCUGGGGGAGUAACUGAGGAACUUGGUUAGAACCUGCAAUUGGUGUGGAGGUAGUGUACAUCAGAGGACUAGUUCUUCGCUGUGUGGGUUGCAAAACAGAUUCUAAGCCUUUGGCUACCAACAAAAGAGUGUCCAGUGGAAUAAUUCUGUACUCUGGGCGAGCUAAAAUUAACCCCUUACGAAUGUGUUCCCUAAGGCCUGCCACAAAAGCUGCAGAUAGCAUCUGGGUGUGUGCUUUGUUAUAGGUGCUGAACCCUAAGUCUGAGAAAGUCUGAGUCAAUCUAGAGUGAUACUUUUCUUUUUUUUACUUAUAUAAAUUUUUAUUUUUCAUUUUGAAAAAAUUCAUCCAUAUACAUUUUCAUAAAAAAGAUUUUACAAUAUGGUACAAUAUUUUCCUUUACAAUAAAUUAUGUAAUUAUACAUAUAACUAGUGUAGCCAUAUUUCACUUAAACAUUGUCUACAUAAACUACAUUCGAACCAAAGAAAAUAACACACAAUUCCUCUUUCUUACAAUCUUACAAUUUCACAGGUACUACCUAAGACUGGUUAACUGUGGGAGGGGUUGAGUUUUUACUACUAAGAUAUCCAACCCAAGGGGCCCAAAUUUCAUCAUAUUUCUCUCUGGAUAACUUAUUUGAGGCUAAGCCAGCUUCCAUCCUACGUUGAUAAUCUAUUUGUAUACCUAUAUCAUGCCAAUUUAACGAACCCAUAUUUCUCCAAUUUCUGGCCAUAACUAUUUUUAUUGCCAUAAAAGAAUGAAUCAUAAGAAUUUUUUGUUUUAUAUUAACUUUUGGCAGAUCUAAAUGGAACAGGAACAUUUGUGCCGUAAUAAUAGUUUUAACCUUCAGAAUGAAAUCCACCAAGUCCGAUAAAAUUAUUUUCAUAGAUUUCAACUCCUCACAGUCCCACCAGAUGUGGGAGAAUGAACCUAACUCCCUACCACAUCUCCAACAAUCUGGUAGAAGUGUGGGUUGAAAUCUAUGAAGACGAGUGGGCACCAAGUACCAACGGUAUACUAAUUUAAAGUACACUUCCUGUAUAUUCACCCCAUGUAUGUGUCUUUUUACUAAUUGUAGGGCCGAAUUCCAAUUUUCAACCGAAGAUGAGAAAUGGAGUUCCUGCUCCCAAUUAAUCAUUGCCAAUGCUUUAACUAUUUGCCUUUGGCAACUUGUAAAUUGAUUAAAUCUAGAUGCAAUUUUUUUUUUUAUAGUGGAAUGCUACAAACUGAUCGAAUGGAGAAGUGUCCGAAAAAACAUUUCCCAUAACGAAGGAUUUUAUUCUUAAGUAAUUAAAUAUUUCCUUCGAAGGGAGAUUAUAAUUAAGCUGUAGCAUUGCAAAUGGCAAUAUUUUGUUAUCAUUUAAAAGUUCCGCAAUUUUUACAAUUCCACAUUUUUCCCAUUCUUGAAGAUUUAUAUUCUUUAUAUAAUAUUUAAGACACAUAAAUGGGGCAUUUCUUGAUAUAUAUUUAGUUCCGUAUUUUUUCUUCAGAUAUUUUACAAUAUAGAUCAUUGUGUUAUUCAUCGGGUUAUUAGAUCUUAAAUUUUUUACAAAUUCACUAUCACACCACCAGAGAAAUAAAGGUUCAAUAUUACACAGAUCCGAUUUUUCGAUAUCUAACCAAACUGGUCUUGUCUUUGUAAAGUUAUCACAUUUAAUUAAGUGUGCUACCAUGUUGUUCAUAUAUAGUUUCUGUAUAUCUGGGAAAGAAAUUCCCCCUUCCUUCCAAUGUCUCUGUAAAAUUUCCAUUGAUACUCUAGGUCUCUUAUCUUGCCAUAUAUAUUCCGAAACAAGUUUUUGAAGACCGUGUAUCGUCUGGAAUGGAACCCUCAGCGGGAGGUUACAAAACAAAAAUGUCAGUUUAGGGAGUAAAUAAGAAUUUAUCGCUUCUAUUCUUCCCAGCCAGGACAAUUCCAAUCCCUUCCAAUUUUUUAGGGUAUUCCUAAAUUGGGUAACUAUUUCUAUAUAAUUAAGUUCACCAAUUUCCCUAUAGUCCAAAGAUAGUAUUUUAUGUUCCUUGCUUCCCAAUCACAUUUAAAUUCCUUUUUAAGUUUUUUUACCCCAGGCCCAUUUAGGCCUCUUGUCAAGAUUUGUGAUUUAUUUAAAUUUGUUUUAUAACCUGAAAAUUUACUGUACUCAUUAAUAAGACAAAAUACAGCUGGGAUAGAUCUAAUGGGAUCUGUAAGAGUCAGUAGAACGUCAUCUGCAUAAAGUGCAAUUUUGUUCUCCGAACUAUUUACUUUUAGCCCGCUGAUAUUUUCAUUCUGCCUAAUCGCGGCUGCCAACGGUUCUAUAGAGAGGAUGUAUAACAAAGGAGCCAGAGGGCAACCCUGACGCGUCCCGUUUCUAAUUGGGAACCAAUUUGAUUGAAACAUAAAUCCUAAAACUCUGGCUUGAGGAUCUUUAUAUAACGCCAUUGUGCACUCUUUAAAGAGACCCUCAAUGCCGAAGGCCUUCAAAACCUCUUCCAAAUAUUUCCAGUUAACACGGUCGAAGGCCUUCUCGGCAUCAAGGGUUACCAUGGCGAAAGGGGACACACUUUUGUCCGCAUGAUAUAAAACAUUCAAUAAUUUCCUAAUGUUAUCUGAUGUACCUCUGCCUUCCACAAAUCCACUCUGAUCUUUAUAUACAAUAUCAGGUAUAUUUUGUUUAAGUCUAUCGGCCAAAAUUCUAGAGUAUACUUUAAUAUCUAGAUUAAUAAGAGAGAUUGGUCUAUAGUUCGAAGUAUACCUUGGAUCCUUUUCUACCUUGGGGAUUGGAAUUAUAGAGGCCUGAAGUAGUUCAGAUGGAAUAGUUUUAUGGCUGACAAAUUCUUUAAAUGUCUUCAAUAAAUAUGGGGAAAUUAUAUCAUUUAAUUUUUUAUAAAAAAUCGAUGUAAACCCAUCUGGGCCUGGUGCUUUGCCCGGUAUUAAUACUUUAAUAGUAUCGCUAAUCUCCUGAAUGGAAAAUGGAGCAUUAAGCUGAUUUAAUUUCUCAAUAGAAAUCUUUGGCAAGCCUAAUUUAUCCAGGAAAUUCUUUAUUUCCCCUACAGAUGGCUCGUUAAAUUUUAAAUUAUAUAAACUUUUAUAAUAUUCUUCAAAUGCAUUAGCUAUUUGGGUUGGUGAAGAAAGUUUUUUAUUUCUAGCUAUUAUAUAGUUUAUAGAUUGAGAUUUAUUUUUAUGUUUUAGUUUAUUUGAAAGAUUUUUCCCUGUUUUAUUAUUUCCAUAAUACCAUCCCUGCUUUAAUACUAACAUUGCUUUAUCAAUUUUUUCUUGAGUUCUUAUUAAUAUUUUCUUCCUAAUCUCCUUAAUGUCCUCUAGAAUUCUAUGGUCUAAAGUAAUCUUAUGUAGACAUUCUUGUUUUGCUAAAUCAAUAUAAAGCUCAUUCAACUCUUUUCCCUUCUUUUUCUUUAUAUUGGCACCCAAUUUUAUAAGACACCCUCUCAUAUAUGAUUUAAAAGUGCACCACAACAUAGCUUUAGAAACGUCCCCUGUAUCAUUAAUUUCAAAAAAUUCUCUAGCCUGAAUACGCAGUUCUUCUACGUUACUUUCUGAUUUUAAUAGAGUUUCAUUUAGUCGCCAUCUAUCUCUACGUUUGUAUUCCACGUUGUUAUUUAUAACUAAACUUACUGGUGCAUGGUCAGACCAUGUUAUGGGCCCAAUUGUCACUUUGUUAAUUUGCUCUAGUGUUUCAGCUUUAACCAAAAAGUAGUCAAUUCUAGUAUAUGUCUGAUGAACAUUUGAAUAGAACGUAUAAUCUCGCUCUUCUGGGUUAAGUAUUCUCCAGGAAUCAUAUAAACAAUUUUUUGCUAAGAAAGUCUGCAUCAUUGAUGGAACUAUUUUUUGGUUGUCCUCCUUAUCCAUGAGCUUAGUUCUAUUCCUAUCCACUUUGUUAUCUAUAAUGCAGUUAAAAUCCCUGCCGAUAAUUAGGCUUCCAGACGACACACGGUCCACCUUUUGCAUCAGGCUGCCCAGAAAUCUAUAUGGGAGUUGAGUUGGAGCAUAGACAUUUACCAGUGUAUAUAAAAUAUAAUUAAUUCUAACUAUCACUAUAAGAAAUCUACCACCAGAGUCAGCCUCUUCAUAAACCAAUUCAUAUUUCAAACUACUUGAGAAGAAGAUUGCCACUCCUCUUUUCUUAUUCUUUCCUACCAAUUUGGAUCUAUGUACCACUGGAAAUUUUUUAUAGUUCCAUACAUUAGGUAAAGAGUUAACCCAAUGUGUUUCUUGUACGAAACCAAUAUCCGUUUUGCUGUCUAUCAGUAGCUUAUACAAAUAACCUCUUUUCUGUCCUGAGUUCAAGCCCCUUGCGUUAAUAGAUAGUAUAUUAAGUGUCAUCCUGCCGCACUUCACCCCACUUCCUCCUCCCCCCUAGCCUCCCCUCAGGUAGUAUCCGACACACAAAUCCACUCCCCAAACCUUCCCCAUUCACCCAUCCACUCAUACCUUCCCCAGUUAGAAAUAUAAAAUUUUACCUCCUGGAGAAGUUCAGACAACAAUCUCUCAAGACAUUUAUCCCAAAAUAUGAAGAACUAAAUAUAGUCUUCAUAUCUAACCCUGCUGCCGUCGCAGGACCUUGAACCAGGCUAGUGGGCCAUUUGCCUCGCACUACCCCAGAAGGAGAGAGGAAAAAAAAAAAAUCCAAUAGUAAUCUAUUAAAUUUAUAUAAUCUUGUGAGUAUUAUAAACCUCCUUUUCGUGCAUUUCGUGCAUCUAAUUUUAAUUAUGUGUCUAAUAAUCACUAUCUUUAAUCUAUUCAUCCAAUUUUUAUUACUUUAAAUGUGAGUCUAUCUCCUUAUUCUUCAAAUUCUUUACUUUUAAUUUUAUAUAUAAAUAUUCACAAAAUAUCUACUAAUACAGUUACUGUUAAGUUAAUAAGUAUUAUUUAUAAAGACCCUUUUAGUGAAUACAAACAAAACUCAGUUUCAUUGAUUCUAUACAACUAAACCUAAUUGUGUGUCUAUAUAUAUAAGUUUUAACUUUAAACUGUUCUCCUCCAUACUCGGUAAUUUAAAUGUAAAUGUAUCCUUAUUAUUAAAUUGUCAGUGUCACUCAAUAUCCCUCUAGAACAUUUCCAUUUCCACACACACAAAAAAAAAAAAAUAAAUAAAUAAAUAAAUAAAUUAAUUCAUUUUUUCUUUUUCUUUUUUCCUCCUUCCCUUUUUCAAGGGGUAAUUUUAAGAGUUAUCAAUUUCUGCUUAAGUGCCAUAUUGUCUUUGAAGAUGUAUGAUUGAUCUUUAAAAAAGACCAUAAUUGCCAUCGGAAACAACCACUUGUAUCUUAUGUCCUUAUCCCUAAGGAUUGCCGUUUCUUCUGAGAAGGAUCUUCUUGCUUGUCUUGUUUUUUGGGAUAAGUCCUGAAAAACUUUUAAAUGUCUCCAUUCUUCAGUAUCUAAAAUCUCAUUCCUUAUUUUCUGCAAUAUUAGAUUUUUUAUCCGAAAACUGGAGAAACAGAUCAUAACGUCCCUUGGAUAAGAUUUAUCAAUUCCAUUUGGUCUGGACAUUCUAUGAAAUCUUUCAAAGGUUUCAGGGCCCAGCGUCUGUCGAGACAGGAUUCUUGAAAAAAAACUGUCCAGAUAAGAAUAUAAGUCUUCUUGUGUUAUUGAUUCUGGUAUACCUCUAACUCUUAUAUUAUUUCUCCUGGAGCGAUCUUCUAAGUUUGUCAAUUUAAUCUCGACAUCGUUCAAUCUUUUCUCUAACUGUAUAUUAAAUAGUUUGAUCUGUUCAUAUUCAUCUUGUUCUUUUUGUAGUAUAAUUGCCUGACUUAAGAUUUUCUCAGAGAGAGUGGCAAUUUCCAAUCUGAGAUCAUUUGUAUUAUGUUCAAUAUCCGUUUUAAUUUUUUUAUACAGAUUGUCCAACAUUUGGGUUAAUAAUUGUUGCGUUAUUCCCUGUGUAUUUGGCAGAUGUGGAUAGUCAUCCUCUGAUAUAUCUGAUAUUUGAUGUGUCGUAAGCUCAGCAUUUUCUAAAGGCAAAGAUUUUCGUUGCCUCUCUGAUUCUACGGAUGGCAUUUUAGGAGAAUAAAAUGCGCCAAUUGUUGCCUUCUUUCUCUCAAUAGUUUGGGCUUUCUCUUUCUUAGGAGCCAUGUGUAAUAAUAAUAAAUCUCUCAAAAUUUUCUUCGUCACUCAGGGAAGAGAAAAAAAAAAAAAAAAAGUUUUUCUUUCUCUUUUUUUUCCUUUGUCGCUUAGAGAUAUUAUGUAUUUCUUUGGCACAUAUAUCUUAGUAGGUUUCCUUCACCUUAUUUCUUCCUUUCUUCUCCUUCCCUUCCUCCUUUUUCCUCUCUUUUUCUAUCUUUUGUUAUGACUUUAUUGUGACUUUAAAUUUCAGAUAGCUAUCCCUUUAAAUAGCAAUCCUUAAAUUAUCACUUUAAAAUAUGAGAUAGAGAUAGAGGUCAAUGGAGGUCAGUAGCAAAUAAAUGGGACAAUUUACUCAAAAACUGUACUCUUGUCCGUUACACCACAAUGCCAGAAGCCAGGUUAAUAAAGGAUACCUGUAAACUGACAGUCAACCUGUCGGCUCAUUAACAGCCCAGUCUCCUUUUUUUUUUUUUAUGCCAUCAAAAAGUAUUUACUGCAGCAUUAAAACAUUAAAGCAUUAGGCAGUAAUAGAGAAAGAAAAGUUUUCCGUUACUCAGCCGCCUAGCAGGAUCGGCAGCCUCGAAUCGUUUCCUCCACCUCCACUUCAGCACCGCACCGCAGAGCGUCCUCACAGCCUUGAUGCCUCGCCGCUCCUUUGCCCCACUUCCUGGUCCGAAAAAGCGCGCGGUCCUGCCGCUGACGUACGCACCUACGUCACAUACCGCCCGCCCUCCAUCAGCUCCGGUGAUACUUUUCAACUGUCUCAAGUUUAUCCUGAAUUAUGUCAUUUAUGCAAGUAGCCUGAUCAGCUAGUUUAUCCUGUGCCCAGGCUCGAAGCUGUUCACAGAAAAUUUCACCAGAACGAAAAUCAGUAUCAGAAGUAAGUGGAGCGUCGUUAAAGCUCCGUUCCAUGACUGGCCAGUAUGCAUCUCCAGCCUUUAUUUCACACAAACUAAUAAGAUCCCGCCAAGCAGCGGAGUAUGUUUUACGGAUCUGGGCCAUCCUGCGGAAAAAGGGCAUGGGGUGUUUUUCAGGAUCAGGGAGUGAGGUUACCAGGGUAGCAGCUUGGGAAGGGUUGAAGGUAACAUACAUGGGUGGUGCACCAUCCGCUCCAUGGUUAAUCUGGGUAUAACCCUGGGGGAUAGAGUGCCGUUGGGGGAGCCUGUUCCCCCCUAGGCGAGGUGAGCCCUGGUCCACCACAACGACCUCCUCGGGUGCCACCGGGCCGCGGUGAAGAGUAGUCUCAGGGGUAGCUGUGGCGGGGGCGGCAGGGAGGCCGGUGAUGGGAGAGGUAGUUGGGUGGAAACCCGAGGCCUGGGGGGAAGCACCCAUUGCAUAGGGUUGGUCCGAUGUCACAGACACCUCGGACCCAACCACCAUGAUUGGAUAACUAGGACUGGCGGAAGGGACAUGAGGAAUCAAUGCCAUGGAAGGGGCUGCUAUGGGGGCCGGUUGAGAUGGGCGUGAGAGGUGAGUGUCUAGGACAUGAGCAAGAGCAGAGAUUGGAUCGGAAGGCUCGGGGAUGUUAGCGGGAGACAAGGAAGGGGUCGGAGGUUCGGGGGGAGGAGGUGGAGGAGGAGGAGGUGGUAAAUCAGUGGGAGGCGGCACAGGGAUCGCGGAAUUAACCAGGGAGGUAACAGCAGAGAAGAGGGCGGAUAUCGAGCUAGACAGGUCAUUGGCCAUGGAUGGGUCAGGGGUCGCCGGGGGAGGGGUCGGGGGGAUGGGAACAGGGGGCUGUGUCGUAACAACGUGGGUGGAGGGUUGGGACGGCAAACCAGUCGGGGGAGGAGGAGGCAACGAGGUAGAGGGGGCCGGGGCUUCGGGAGUAGGUAACACUGGAGAAGGGGUUGGAGGGGUGGUAACAGGGGGUUGGGUCAGGGCGGUGAGGGCAGAGAUUAGGGACGGCAAAUCGGCCGAGGGAGGAGGAGACAACGAGGUGGAGGGGGCCGGGACUUCGGGAGGAGGUAACACUGGAGAAGGGGUUGGAGAGGUGGUAACAGGGGGUUGGGUCAGGGCGGUGAGGGCAGAGAUUAGGGACGGCAAAUCGGCCGAGGGAGGAGGAGACAACGAGGUAGAGGGGGCCGGGACUUCGGGAGGAGGUAACACUGGAGAAGGGGUUGGAGGGGUGGUAACAGGGGGUUGGGUCAGGGCGGUGAGGGCAGAGAUUAGGGACGGCAAAUCGGCCGAUGGAGGAGGAGGCAACGAGGUAGAGGGGGCCGGGACUUCGGGAGGAGGUAACACUGUAGAAGGGGUUGGAGGGGUGGUAACAGGGGGUUGGGUCAGGGCGGUGAGGGCAGAGAUUAGGGACGGCAAAUCGGCCGAGGGAGGAGGAGACAACGAGGUGGAGGGGGCCGGGACUUCGGGAGGAGGUAACACUGGAGAAGGGGUUGGAGGGGUGGUAACAGGGGGUUGGGUCAGGGCGGUGAGGGCAGAGAUUAGGGACGGCAAAUCGGCCGAGGGAGGAGGAGGCAACGAGGUAGAGGGGGCCGGGACUUCGGGAGGAGGUAACACUGUGUGGAUAGCGGGAGGGUCCUGGAGGAUGGGAGGGGUGUCUGUGCAUAAGGGAGCAGAGGCAAGGGGACCGGGAUUAACAGGCUGGACAAGAUUCAUGAGAGUGGAGAGUAGGGAUGAGGGAUCCUUGGAGGAGAAGGGCAAAGGGGAAUGAGAAGGAGGGAAGGGCAGAGAGGGUGAAGGGGUAGGGGUCACGGGACAGGUCACUUUCGAAAGGCUAGCGAGAAAAGAGGAAAGGUCUGGGUCCGAGGGUAUGGGAGAAGGAGGGUCCGUGGGGGGACAGGGGUCCGGAGGAACGGGGUCGGUGGAAUGGGCAAGGGUCGGGGGAGUUGGGUGUGUAACAGACGAGGAGGGUGAGGGAGCGGGUGUUGCUAGGGAUGGGGUACUCGAGGUGGGGAGGGAAUGAGAGGAGGAAGAGGAGGGUGGGUGAGGCGGGAGUAGUUAGGACGGGAUCUUGACGAGGAUUCGGAGUGGGAACAGGCACUGGGAGAGGUAGCGGAGGACAUGGAGGUGGGGGGACUUCAACAGACAUGACGGGAGAAUGGUUGAUGGAGGGGGCUGGGUCAUAGGAGGGUUGGUGCAUGGGAGUGGGUGGGAACGAGUGAAGUGGCACUGGGUAAUAGUAAGCACCAUCCGCACCGAGUACGGGGCACAGGGGGGUGGGAGCUGAAGGCACACCCCCGGGGGGUGGGGUCUGUGCUGUGACGUGGGAAGCAGGGCGGGAAUUUACUGUUGUGCUCUGGGCGCCUUCAUAGGGCGGUGGUCACGGGACAAUGGAAACAACAUCAUCAUUGUUAACACUCCUAUGGUAAACAUACACGAUUUGCCCCUCAAACUCCAACUCUUCCUCGACCCAUCCUUCCCGUUUCAGACCUCUAGCUACCCGAUACCAAGCCUCUGCAACCUUUGUGAGUCCAUUAUCCAACAACAACCCUUCCUUGUCUAUGAGUAACUUCCUCCAAAACUCAGGCUGCAAUCUCCCACUGGGCGACAUCUGAAAGCCACACACCUUAGCAAUCUUUCUAAGUUUCAACAUUGCAUCUUCCCCUGCCCUUUCUUUCACAGUGUCACAAGCCAGCAAGCCCUAGGCAGGUCUAGCAUGUUCCUGUCCCAUCUUGAGUAAUCGAAGCGUGCCACGUGCUAAAGACAGAUAAAUAGAGGAGGUACAAAGGAAAAGGAAAAAGAAUGUCUACAGUGCUCGACUGCCACGAGAACUUGAGCCCCGUGCGUCUUCCCCAAACGUAGACCAGUCACGGAGAUCCGCCCACCCGGGGUGGUGGUCACGGACGGGAGCGAAUGAGCGUGGGUGACUAACACAGCUCUGGGCAACAGGCACAGGAGAGAUAAAGAACAAAGGAGAAAAUGAACGUGGCUGCGCUAAUGAGAAGACAUUUGCAAAAAUCACAAACAUAUAAAUGAGCGUAAACUCCGGAAUCCAGAACUAACCACACAAUACACACAGACACACUAAGGGUACCCACACUGUAACAACAAUUAAACAAAAACCACAGAAUGAUAGAGAAUAAAAUGGCCAUGUACAUGUUAACACCACUGGUGUCAAAUAUUCAAAGUAUAGCAAUCCCCAGCCGUCACCCACCAGGCUGGUCCCGGUAUAACACAGGUACCAAUGAAAACACUGCAAUAAUCAAACAAAAUCCCAGCCCCACCGGCUGUAAUGCGUUCCCUGCCCGCUAGGCAGUCAAGCUAACAUAAAAUCCCAGCCCCACCGGCUGUAAUGCGUUCCCUGCCCGCCAGGCAGUCAAGCUAACAUAAAAUCCCAGCCCCACCGGCUGUAAUGCGUUCCCUGCCCGCUAGGCAGUCAAGCUAACAUAUAAUCCCAGCCCCACCGGCUGUAAUGCAUUCCCUGCCCGCUAGGCAGUCAAGCAAACAUAUAAUCCCAGCCCCACCGGCUGUAAUGCGUUCCCUGCCCGCUAGGCAGUCAAGCAAACAUAUAAUCCCAGCCCCACCGGCUGUAAUGCGUUCCCUGCCCGCUAGGCAGUCAAGCAAACAUAUAAAAUGCGUUCCCUGCCCGCUAGGCAGUCAAGCUAACAUAUAAUCCCAGCCCCACCGGCUGUAAUGCGUUCCCUGCCCGCUAGGCAGUCAAGCUAACAUAUAAUCCCAGCCCCACCGGCUGUAAUGCGUUCCCUGCCCGCUAGGCAGUCAAGCUAACAUAUCUUAAAAGAAGGAGAAACACACACACACACACACAAAUGAAUACAGGAGGCAGAUAGACAAUCGACAGGUUCACUUUAAAAAAGGCACACCGGAUGAGUUAAUUACCUGUCUCUAGUAGCCUUCUGGAAGCCGGAAGUGGACUCGGAGACAGACCGACACAAAACAGGAGAAUAACACAGGCAACGGCUGUAUUAUGGAGGUGAUCAGGCUCCGCUUGUCCCACUUUCCGGAGGUCCGCUCCGGUCCGUUGGUUCCGGCCCUCCGAACCGGCCCUCCGGUGGCCCCACGUGGGGAGCCAAUUGAAAUGGAAAAAUCAAUCAAAGUAUUGAUUAUUUCUUUGUGUAUCUGCCCCUGGCCAAAUCAAUGAAACGAUGCGUGCACGCUCCCUGAAGUAAUUCACACCAGACACAGGUUCCAGGUUGUUGAAUAACUUGAGGAAUGUUUAUUCAGAGGGGACGGCAGGUCCCUUUAAAAGCAAAAUUACAUCAUAAGCAUUGUCAGAGAUAACAUGGAAUAAUACAUCAAUAAUUGGUUAGGUGUUAAGUGGUCGCUCUAAUGCUCUGCCUACUGUAGGUGAUGUCACCGGGGCCAUGAGGGUCUCCCACGGUUUCCCGGCGCCAUCUUGCUGCACGAGGUAGUUAGUUGGUGUUAAGAAGGGAAGGGGGGGGGAGGAGGGGUUAGAAGCUUCUAGCAGCCAUUUUGAGUAAAACAUGUGUGCUUAGCUUUAUAUAUAAUAUAUCAUGGAAUGAGUAAAUAGACAUUUUCACUAACUAGGAAAUAUGUGCAGACCUUAUUUCCACAACAAUGUCCCCGAACAUUGAAGAACGCAGCAGAGCAGGUAAUCCCUCUAAUUCCCAUGACGGCGCGCACUUACCACCCCACGAGAGAGCUGGUCAUAACUGCUGACCAUUGUAAAACAGGUAGGUUGCAAAACGAGAACCACCUGUAUAUAUAAUAUACUCAAAAGCUUCACUUCAGGUUACUUACUAUGCCCCCUCAAUCUAAUACACAGUCGCCCGCGGCCCCCCCCCCUCCACUCUAAUUUAAUACACUGCCUCCCCUAAGUCCCCCAAUCUGAUACACUGCCUUCCCUCCCUCCCCCAAUCUAAUACACUGUCCCCACUCCCCCAAUUUAAUACACUCCCCCCCUCCACUCCAAUUUAAUAUACUGCCCCCCUCCCUUCACUCUAAAUUAAAACGCUGCCUCCCCUUCCUCCCCCAAUAUAAUACACUGCCUCAUCUCCCCUCUCCCUCCACUCUAAUUUAAUACACUGCCCCCUCCCACCACUCUUAUGCACUGCCCCCUCCCUCCCACCACUCUAAUACACUACUCCCUCCCUUAAUUUAAUACACUGCCCUCCCCCCUCCCUUCCCUCAAUUUAACACACUGCCCCCCUCCCACCACUCUAAUACACUGCCCCACUCCUUCCCCAAUAAAAUACACUGAUCACCUCACUCUAAUGCACUGCCCCACCUCCCUCCCCGAAUUUAAUACACUGCCCUCCUUCCCCCCCAAUUUAAUACACUGCCCCCCUCACUCCAAUACAUUGCCCCAUCUCCCUCCACAAAAUGUAUACACAGCCCCACCUACCUCCCCCCAAUUUAAUGCACUGCCCCAUCUCCCUCCCCCAAUUUAAGACACUGCCCCCCCCCCAUUUAAUACACUACACCACAGGAAGGUUUCCCCAAGCCCCUCUUCCUCUACCUUAAGCAGUCUUCCAGUCCAGCCCUGCAAGAUCUACUCUGGCACUGUGAGCAGCAGGGAAGAGGCAGUGGCUGGUCUGCUCUGCACACUGUAGUGCCGCUGCGCAGCCGCCGGAUUUGACUCCAUACACUGGAUGCGCAAAUCCGACAGCUAGUGUGAAAGAAUGUUUUGUGCUCUUGCCCUGGGCCGCAGAGAUACUCAUUGUGGGCCGCAUGUUUGACAUGCUUGAUGUACACAGAGGGGUUUAUUCACUAAAGUCCAAAUAACCCGGUACGCUUUACCAAAAAGCUGUGGUCAGAUUUCGCAAAGUAGCAUUCGAAUCGACAUAAAUGCCCACUGAAUUUCAGCCUGGCUGGAUGUGAUGGCUGAAAUCUAGAACUGGAUGUUAAACAUUUGGGACUGGAUUAUUAAAAUCUGGACCCAUGUCUUAAAAAACUGAACUAUGUGCAUAAAUCUCACAAGUGACAGUUACACUUUAAGACUCCAAUUCAUCACCAAAGCCUGUCCCAAGCUGCAGAGACUAAUAACUGAUGUGGGUUGCUAUUGCCCACUUCUUAUUUUCUAUGUAAACUAAUCAGGCCACACUGUCCUGUCUUCUAUAAUGGGUUGACCCUAAAAAAAUGAUAGGUUGGUAUGCCCACAAAUUUUAGUGGAGAAAAAAGCGCCAUGAAAACAAAAGUGCAUGGCAUAUCACCUAAAUAUUUAGCAUGGGUAUUCCUUAAGAAGUAUAGUGGCAAAUUUUGAUAGUGAGAUUUUAUCCCAAGACAUGGAUGUUAUUUUGCCGCUUGUGGCGGUCUGAGUAGCGUCUUGCAUUCCCUUAUUUCAUAAAAUAAUAACGUCAAUAAUCCAAAGGUUCCAAUAUCGCUGGUGUCGCAUAAUAACCCACACAUGAGCCAAAGCUUAAUGCUGGGACAAGGCUGGUUUAAUGGGAAAACAGGCAUUCAAUUUAUACAGUACACAACUCCUCCUCUGAGCCAGCGAGAUAAUUGAGUUUUGAGAACAUACUAAACUCAAUUAUCUGCUGGUCAGAAAAAUUUAAAAUUUUCAUGAUUUUCAGAAAUACCCCAAAACUGCAUAAAAAUCCCACAAAAGUCAUAUCCCUGGUAGCUAUCUCUGUGGGAGAAACAUAUCAAAACUUCAGCCAAAUCCAUUUGGUAGUUUCCGAACGGCACCGUGGAGAAAGUUUACCAGUCUGCCACGAGGAUGAAUCAGAGAAACAGUUCCAGUAGUUUGGUAGCAAGAGACGGUCUCCAUUCGUGGAGAUUCAUACGAAAACCGUAAUAGGUAAAAUAGAGAUGGUUCGUGCAGAAUGCUCCUCUGUUUCAAACUCCCAAACGCUGUUCGCCUAAAGUGCUGGGAAAUAGAACGUAGGGAAGUUCCACCUAGACCGGGGUUGGUGCGAGUGCGUUGCCGAAAACAGUUCCAUGCACUCGACGACUAAGUCCCGCUGGCCGCGUUCGGGAGACAAGAUGGCCGCCACCCAUUGUUCUCACCACGUGUAUUCGUAUACACGAAAUGGCGGCCACCUAGGAGCAUUCAAUUAGUCUGCCGUUUUCUAUUGCUACACAGUGUCCCAUGUUCUAAUUAGUCCCAGGCUGGUCUCCGUUCAGUAAAACGAACAAGUUAACAAAUGGCCAUGAAAAAGAAACGAAUAACUGAGGGAAGUUAAUAGCAGGGAGUGCAAAUAGCCGAACGGUGAUGGCAAUUAGCCGAACUGUGAAAGGGUAUUCCUUCACACCUCUCUUUUCUUUUGCAGAAAUACAGCUAUAAAAUAACAACUUGUCAAACACCUGAUUAUAGUCCCAUAUAUAACCCAUAAAUAGUGACACUCACGUUUAAUCUUUCUCUUUGUUUGCUGCCUCUUCAGACAAAUAGGUGUUUUCUGUUUGUGGUGAUAUUUAUUACAGUUUUAUUUAUUUCAUUUAGUUGGCUUGUACUUUGUAUUCAUAUUUUACUGUUUAAUAAAAUAGGAUACAGUAGAAUGAAACAAAUAAAACCAGAAAAACAGGCACAUUUUAAAAAAAUUGCUAAAAUAUAGUUGGGACGUCUUUAAUGCAGGGCAAACAGGGCAGCUGCCCCGGGCCCAGUUACUCCUGGGGGGCUCCAGAGCAGCUGCCCCGUGGGCCCCCCUGCACGAGAUUUAUUUGAGCAGCCCCCAUGGCCCCGCGCCGGUCCGCAUAUUAAGGAGGCCCACUAAUGGCCACCCGGUGGGCAUGUGUCAGCAGGGGCUCGGUCUGGCGCUUCUACAUUGCGAUUGGGCCUCUUUCUGUUCGGCACCUGGUUACCGCAAGUCACUUCCACUAAGAUCAGAGCCACGCGGGAGGAGGAAGGCAGUGAGGAGGGGGCAAGGGGUGAAAGAGCCUAACUAGCAACUGCCUCAGCCUGCCACUGGACCCCAGGGAAACCAAUCACCAGUUAAAGGUAAGAACCUGGAGGGUGAUUAAUUGGAAAUAUUGCAUGUGUGUGUGUGUCAGUAUUUCUGUGUGUAUCAGUAUGUCUCUGUGUGUGUGCGUGUGUGUGUAAGUAUGUAUGUCAGUGUCUUAGUAUGUCUGUUAGUGUGUGUAUCUGAGUGUCAGUAUGCCUGUCAGUGUGUGUGUGUGUCAGUAUGUCUGUCAGGGUGUGUGUAUGUGUGUGUCAGCAUGCAUGUCAAUGUGUGUGCAUGUGUGUCAGUAUGUCUGCAUCUGUUUGUGUCAGUAUGUCUGUGUGUGUGUGUCCGUAUGUCUGUCAGUGUGUGUGUGUGUUUGUCACGUAUUCAUCCGCACAUGGAAAUGUGAUUAAUGGCAUUUACUGUUCUGACAGGAAAAGUUGUGCUGGGCAACAUUGCUGUCCUGACAGGAAAAGUUGUGCCGAGCAGCAAUCAAUCCACAGGAGGGUUUGUGCUGAGCAGCAAUCAUGCAAAUAGGAACCUGCUAACUGCCUUUGGGGUCAAAGGCCGGUUACAACCAAUCAGAUCCACAGGCGGGGUAUUUAGGCCCAGUUCUCCUCUUGCUCAGGGCCCUGUUGUGGUUUCCUUUGUGGUUUUCCGAGAGCGCGUUAUUGAUUCUGGUUAUUUGACUUUGGCAUUGAUUUUGACUUCCCUGUUUUCUGCCAUCCCUGACCCCUGGCUUUUCCUUAUCGUUGUGUCUCUUUCUGUGUCCCUUGACUUCGGCUAUUCCUGACUAUUCUUUGGUAUUUUAGUCCGGCCAUUCUAAGGUCCGGUAUAUGUUACCUAUCAGUUCUCUGUGUUACACAAUUCUACGUGUUGGAUGAUACUGUAAUCCUGACAGUGUGUUAGUAUCUUUGUCUGUUGGUGUGUGUCAGUAUGUCUGUCAAUGUGUAUCUCUGUGAGUCAGUAUAUGUGUGUCGGUUUAUGUGUCAGUGUGUGUUUGUGUCAGUAUGUCUGUCAGCAUAUGUGUCUGAGUAUCUGUGCGUGUGUGUAUCUGUAUGUUGUCAGUAUGUGUAUCUGUGUGUCUCUAUGUUGUCAGUUUAUGUAUCUGUGUGUAUGUGUGUGUCUGAGUAUCUGCAUGUAUCAGUGUUUGUAUCUGUGUAAUUGUGUGUGUGUAUCUGUGUCAGUCUAUGUGCGUCUAUAUCAGUGUGUGUAUAUGUGUAUGUAUAUCUGCACUAAUAGUACACAAAAAUACACCCCUGCAUUCAAGCUCAACACUACAUAAAAUCACACUCCUUCCUUGAAACGUCAACACUACAUAAAAAAACCUCUGUGUUAAACACCAAAAUACAAACACACCCUUGCAUUCAAAAAUCAACACGACUUAUAAAUGUAUGCUUGCAUUCAAACACCAACACAACAUAUAAGCAUACUCUUACAUUUACACAAACAUACUACAAAAAAAAACCCACACAUUAUAUUCAAACACACAGACACUGCUCAGUGCAUAAUACAACCCUGCAAGCAUGGAAAAAUGUAAAGACCCAGCUGUCAAAGCAUUGUUGGAGCUGCACGACAGAUGGGGAUCUACCUUUUGGCACAAAAUAUUCUUGCACCAGGGCUCUCUACUUUAGUACCGCCACUGCAUUGGGGUGUAGGGUGUGAUUGGAUGCCAGUUAGUUGGGUGGGGGAAGGGCCUAGAGGGCCCAAGCUAAUGCUUGUACAGGGUCCAUUCAGUAUUAAAGACUGCCCUGUCCCCACCUGUAAUUGGUUGACAUUCUCAGCUAAUGAACUGGCCCUGGUCAGGGCUGGUGCAAGGAUUUUUGCCGCCCUAGGCAAAAGAAAAAUGUGCCGCUCCCCCCACAUGUGACAUCACAUUGUCCCACCCAUAUGAUCUGCCAUAUGAACUAAUGCCAGUGCUGCACACAGUGUGUGUUUACAUUAAAAUGCCGGCAGAGACAGGCUAUAGACACCAGAGCCACUACAUUAAGCUGCAGUGGUUCUGGGGACUAUAGUGUCCCUUUAAUGUGAGGUAAAUUAGAAAUUAGUGCAAUUUAUAAUAUACUAGAUUGCCUACUUACAACCAGAUGAGGAUGAUGAUGGGCUCUGGCUCCACUGGUCUGGUGUAGAACAGGCUCUCUGGCAGCUAUUUAUAAAUGUGGUCAAAAAAGUCAAUGUUCUGGAGGAACGUGAAGCAUCUCCAUUUUUUUGGGCCCCUUGCACAGCUCAAGCUCUGGGCCCCCAGGGCCUGACAGUGAGUAUGCCCAUAAGGCCCACCCAUAAGUCCACCUACAUGUUCCGUCUAUGAGUUACAGGGGGUGGAGUGUGUAGGGGAUGUGUUAUGUGGUAUUGUAGAGGAUCUAAAGUGUGUGCUUAUGGAAUGUAGUCAAAACCAGUUUGUGUAGGUGAUGCAGUGUGUAUGUGUAGUGGAUGCAGUGUGUUUUUGUGUAAGGGAUAGAAAUCAGUGUGUUUUGUGUAUAAGGGAUGUAUUGUGUGUUUCUGGGUGUGUGUAAAGGAUGCAUUGUGUGAAUCUGUGUUUGUAUGUGUAAGGGAUGCAAGGUGUGUAAGGGGUGCAUUGUUUUGUGUAAGAGAUGCAUUGUGUUUCUGUGUGUGUAAGGGAUGCAUUGUGUGUUUCUGUGUGUAAGAAAUGCAGUGUGUGUAAGGGAUGCAUUGUGUGGUUCUGUGUAUGUGUGCAAGGGUUGCAUUGUGUGUGUGUAAUGGAUGCAUUGUGUGUUUCUCUGUGUGUAAGGGAAGCAUGGUGUGUUUCUCUGUGUGUAGGGAUGCAUUGUGUGUUUCUGUGUAUGUAUAGGGAUGCAUUGUGUGUGUGUAGUGUGAAAUAGAGAGUUUGUGGGGUAGAAUAGGGGCUGAGUCCUACCAACCCCUUUUUGCUUCUCUUUCCCUCCUUCCUCAGCCUCUCUCCCCUCUUGUCCCUUAGAGCUCUCCCCUUCUGUCCCUUAGAGCUCUCUCCUGCCCCACUGUCCCUUAGUGAUCAUCCCUGUCCCUUAGUGAUCUCCCUGCCCCCUUUCCCUUAGUGCUCUCCCAUCCUGUCCUUACUGCUGUAUCCUGCCCCAAUGUCCCUUAUUGCUAUUCCUUGCCCCCAAUCCCUUAGAGCUCUCCCAUGCCUUAGAGCUCUCCCCUGACCAUUAUUGGUCUCUUCUACCCCAUCCCUUAUUGGUCUCUCCUCUCUCAUGCCCCCUCCCCCCCAAAGUGAUCUCCUUGCCCCCUUUCCUGUAGUGCUCUCACCUCCUAUCAUUUAGAGUACUCCCCUCCUGUCCCUUAUAGCUCUCUCCUACCUCCCCAUCCCUUAGUGCUCUCUCCUACCCCCCACCCCCCGUCCCUUAGAGCUCUACCUUCCAUCCCUUAGAGCUCUCCCCUGCCCCUUAGUGUCUCUCCUCCCCUGUCCCUUAGUGGUCUCUCCUCUUCUCACCCCCUUUCCAUAAUGGUCUCUCCUCAUCAUGGGCGUCCGCAGGAAUUUUUCCAGGGGGGGGCAUAAUUGUAAUGACAUCCAUGCUUGGUACCUUUUUGACAGUGUCAUGAAAGGGAAGGGACAUAGCCAUUAUCACAUAAAGCCAGGGUGAAUAGCGUUUUCACAACUAUGGUGUCAGGAAUAUAUGUUUGUAUUCCUGACACUAUAGUGUUCCUUUAAGCAAAUUAAAGAACCAUUCUGGUCACCAUAACAACUUCACCUAAAUGAAAAUGCUAUGAUGCCAGAAAGCCCCUGGGUGCUCGCUUUCCUUUAAGGGGUUAAAUCGCUCUCAAAUGGUUUAACCCCAAAGGCUUCCUCCAGCUCCAGGUCGCUCAGUGGUAUUUCUGAAACAGAGUGUCUGAAACACAGUGUGAAACAGAGUGUCAGGAAGUGCAGAUUGACGUCAGGCAUGGGUGCCGCUGAUUGGCUAGAGUGGACAGUUGACGCUCUAAGCCAAUCGCUAGUUCCCGGUUCAUAAAAUAUUUUUACUUUUUUAUGAAUGGGGAGCUACUGAUUGGCUUAGAGUGCCAGCUGACCGCUCUAGCCAAUCAGCAACACCCCUACCCAAUGGCACUCUGUGCUUCCUGACACUCAGUAAAUAAAAGUGAACACAUUAAUACUGAUAUUUUUUUACCUUUGGAGAUGAGAAGGUCCAGCGUUUCCCUGCCUGGCCCAGGUACCAAAGCCUUAUGAUGUGGUGUCCAGAAUAAAGUGGAGGGUUCACUUCAUUUGUCCUUCCUGCUCCAAUCUCCUUUUCCUCUCCUUCAUUUGACAGUCUUUCUUUGUCUUCUGACACUGUUUUCUGUGCUUGGCCCCUUCUUCUCUUUUACCUUUCUGCUACUUUCUGCUUAUUUAGCGCCCUUCUGCUCCUUUCUCAUUCUGAUCCUUUUCUAUUACCUUUGUGCUCCUUCUGAUUCUUUCUGCUUCUUUACCUUUGUGCUCAUUUCUGCUCCUUGCAGGCCCUUCCUGCUCAUUCUCCUAUUUUACCUUUGUGCUCCUUCUGCCCCUUCCAGCUCAUUUCUGACCCUUUCUGCUCCUUCUACUUUACCUUUGUGCUGCUUUACCUUCCAGCUCCUUGCUGACCCUUCCUGUUCAUUUCUGAUCCUUUGUUCUCCUUCUCCUACUUUACCUUUAAUGCUCCUUGCUGUCCCUUCCAGCUCAUUGCUGCCCCUUUCUGCUCCUUGAUGUCCCUUCCUGCUCAUUUCUAUUCCUUCUCCUUUUCUUACUUUACAUUCCUGCUCCUUGCUGACUCUUCAUGUAGGCUGUCUCCCCCAUCCCUCACUUCCAUAGGCGUGCGCACAGGGUGUGUCGGGUGUGCCUGGGCACAGCCUAAUCCCCGCGGCACGCCAAUGGAUUGAGACCGGCAGGGGAGAUCUCUGGAUCUCCCCGGUCGGCUCAUGCAGAGCCGACGCUAUCCGAGCGGCGGCUCUGGUCUAAGCCUCCAUGGGCCGGUGGGGAGAUCAAAGUUCUACCUCACCAGUCCACAGCAGCAUGGAGGGAGGCAGCAGAGAACCCAGGCUAGAGUUCACUCUCCACUGAACCACCAGGGAAGGCAGCAGGACUGGGAUAUUAACUAAUCUGCCCCCACCUCCACCCAAACAUACAGCACACACACACACACACACACAGCACCUACACACAGCCCACAAACAGCAACCACACACAGACAUCACCCUCGCACACACAGCACCCACACACAUACAACACCCACACACACCCAGCACACUAACAGCAUCCUCACAAACACACAAAACCCACACACAACACCCGCACAGCACCCACACACAAACAGCACCCUGGCAAACAUACAACACCCACACACAGCACACUAACAGGACCAGAACAAACACGCACACACAAACACCCUCUCACACACACACACACACAGCACACUACCAGUUCCUCACACACAGCACACAAACAGCAUCAUCACACACAGCAAUGUAUAUAUAUAUACACACACACACAUACACAUGGCGUGUGUUUGUGCUUUAGGGUGCACACCCUAAUGCAAUAGGCUGCGCACGCCUAUGCUCACUUCCCUAAUCUAUAGGCUGCCCCCCCCCAUGCCUCACUCCCUAAUCUAUAGGCUGCUGCCCCCUCUCACUCCCCUAAUCUAUAGGCUGCUGCCCCCCCUCACUCCCCUAAUCUAUAGGAUGCCCCCCUCACUCUCCUAAUCUAUAGGCCUGCCCCCCCUCACUCCCCUCAUCUAUAGGAUGCCCUCCCUCACUCCCUAAUCUAUACGCUGCUGCCCCCCCAGCCUCACUCCCCUAAUCUAUAGGCUGCCCCCCCCUCACUCCCCUAAUCUAGGAUGCCCCUCACUCUCCUAAUCUGAGCUGCUGCCCCCCGCCUCCCCUAAUCUAUGGGAUGAGGAUGCCCCUCACUCUCCUAAUCUACAGGCUGUUCCCCCCCCACCCCCCAUACCUCACUCCCCUGAUCUGUAGGCUGUCUCUGGCUGCAUGUGUUGUUCCCCUGCGGUUUCAAUCAGCAGAGAGAAGCAGGGAUAAGAUGCAGCUUCCUAUCCCUGUCUCUCUCCAUACACAGUGGCGCCGAUAUUGCAGUUCAUUUUCAAUCACACAAAAAAAUAGCAGAACAAGCUGAAAAAACCAGGGGGGGGCAAGUGCCCCCCCUCUGGGGCGCCCAUGCUCCUCCCCUUGUCUUUCUAUCCCCCCUCCUUCCCUUAAUGGUCUCUCUCUCUCUCUCUUCCCCCUCCCUCCUGGUCUCUCUCUCCCUCCCUCCAUGGUCUCUCUCUCCCCCCCUCCCUCCAUGGUCUCUCUCUCCCCCUCCCUCCAUGGUCUCUCUCUCCCCCCUUCCUCCCUCCAUGGUCUGUCUCUCUCUCCCCCCUCCCUCCCUCCAUUGUUUCUCUCUCUCCACCCCUCCCUCCAUGGUCUCUCCACCCCUCCCUCCAUGGUCUCUCCCUCCCCUCCCUGGUCUCUCUCUUCCCCCCUCCCUCUCUUGUGUAUCCUUCCCUCCCUCUUGUCUCUCUCUUCCCCCUCCCUCUCUUGUCCCUCUCUUCCUCCCCUCCCUCUCUUGUCCCUCUCUUCCUCCCCUCCCUCUCUUGUCUCUCUCUCACCCCAUCCCUCUCUUGUCUUUUCUCCCCCCCUCCUCUUGUCUAGCCCCGCCUCCCCUACCUCUAGUGUAGUGUGGCCAAACUCCGUCCGGUCCGCAGUACAGGUGAGCACUUCCUAUCAGUCCAGCUGUACAAACACUGGCCAAAAUUGGCGUUCAAUUUAUUUUAUUGCGUUUUUCACACACAAACAAAUAUGAACACUAACUUUGGCCAGUGUUUGUGACCAAGUGGCUACUAAACAAAGACUGGACAUACCCCAUUUGCAAUAAUGUGUUGUCUACUUUUGCAAAUGGUAUGCCAUCUUGGGGGUAAUUCUCAUUCCUGGGCUGCCAUACGGUCUCAAAGGCAACGUAACCAAUCUGGCGAAUUUCAAUGUGAAAAAAAUGAAAAAUGUAACGUGCUAUAUUUGACCAUGUAAUUUCCCACAACACCAUAAAACCUGUACAUAGAGGGUACUGUUUUACACGUGAGACAUUGCUGAAUACAAAUAUGUGUAUUUUAUUGCAGUAAAAGCAAACAGUAUUAUGACAUUCACAGUUAGAAUGUCACAUAGAAUUAAAAAAUCUUUUUUAAAUUCUUAUUUUCUCCCACUUUUUAAUAUUUUAUUCAUAUUAAAUUAAGUUUCAUACCUAAAUAUUUGAUGUUAAAUGAAAACCCUGUUUCCCCUUAGGAAAAUGAUAUAUAAUAAGUGUGGGUGCACAUAAUAUGAAAGAGGCAUAUUACGCCUGAACAGACAUAUAGCGCAAAUUCAAGUUUUUGUUUACGUUUUGUUUUGAUCACAGUGUGUACAUUUGGCUCAGUCCUUAAGGGGUUAACCCCUUCCCGACCGGAGACGAAAAUUUUCCGUCAACCUUGUGCGAUCAUUUACUAAGUUAACCCCAUAUCGCAGCAAUUGCGGAGUUAAAACUCACCCGGUAUCCGAGGCAGACCGGGAUCACUGGAUCGCGCUGCCCCUGCAGCAGUGAUCCCUGUGCUGCAGGGACUCACGAUCUGCCUCCCUGCGCUUCCGGGUUCACUGUGAAGUGCAGGGAGACGGAUCAGUGCUGAUCCUCUUCUCCCUGUAAAAAAAUAAAUAAAUAUUAACGUUAAAUCCCACCCCCCCUUUUAAUAAAAUUAACCCCUUCCCUACCAAUUGAUAACUGACUACAGUGAUCAAUUGGCAGGGAUUACAUUUUACUGUCAUCUGAUUUUUUUUAACCCCUGAGGUUAAACCCCUGAGGGUUAAUUUUAUUUUUUUUAACCCUCAGGGGUUACAUUUAUUUUAUUAAUUAAUUUAGAUAUUAAAAAAUUCUAUAUUUAGCUGGCUGGGAUGGGUGGAAGCUAGUGGGGAAUUGGGGGAUUUGGUUUUAGGCUAACUAGGGGUUAACGUUAAAAAAAGUUUAAAAAGUAAAAAAAGUUUUUAAAAAAUGUUUUAGUAACGUUUAAGUAAAAAUAAAAUAAAAAAAUACCACCCCCCUUUACCCAGUCUAAAUAAAAAUUAACCCCUUCCCUGCCAGUUGAUCACUGCCUAUAUUGAUCAAAAUACAGAUCACAGUAUAAUACUGUGAUCUAAUUUCUUUUAACCCCUGAGGAUUAACUUUUAUUUAUUUUUUAUCCCUAAGGGGUUCAAUUUAUUUAAUUAAUUCAAAUAUUUUAUAAUUAUAUAUUUUGCUAGCUGGGGUGGGUGGGAGUUAUGGGAAAGUGGGGAAUUUACUGUUAGUGCUGCUUACUGCUAGUUAGGGGUUAACGGUAAAAGAAAAGUUUAGAAAAAAAAUGAAAAGUAUAAAAAAAGUUAAGAAAGUGUAAAACAUUUAUUAAAUAAAAAAAAGAAGUUUAAUAACGAGUUUUACAAAGUAAAAAAAGUUUUACAAAGUUAAAAAAUACAUUAAAAAAUGCUCAUUACCACUACACUUGGAACAUACUAGUGUAUGUGUUUGUGGGGAAGUUUGAAUAACCAGCCAGCUAAUCUACUCCAAAAUGGAACAUGGACACAGCGUAAAACUUCAAAGUUAGAAAAAAACUGAAUGGCUGUGCUCAAAUGUGACCCUUCAACAUCCACAUAUUGUGGGGAUAUUUAUGGGAUAAUUAUAGUAACAGUUGAGAAUUGCCCACUAAUUCAAUUCUCAGAUCCCAAAGAACGUUUAUCGUGUUAAGUGGAAAGUAUUUCAUAUAAAUAAUCACAAUGUAUAAAAAUAGAUUUUAUUUAUGAUAACCAAUAAUUAACAAAUAAUAUUAUGUAACAUGCAUGACAAUAAUCAAUGAAUAUUCAGUAUAAAAUGGUAUGCAAUACAAAGGAAUGGGUAUUACGUUUCAAUGGCUAAACGGCAUUAUCUGUCAAGAAUUCUGACGAUUUAUGAGGUAUCCUUAACACAGACUUAAGUGAAACUUUUCACAGCAAAGAACAGAAUUCCUCAGAGUGCAGCGUAAGGUCGUAAAGUUUAGCAGACAGUUAGAAUAACCCUUUCAAUGCUGGCUAGAUCUCCUAGGUAGUUAAGAUCUAUUCUUAUGUAAUUUUUAAAUAAAAUAACAUUUAAACCAGUUCACUAGUCAUUUUCUUAAACCAUCCAAUAAGAGAGUCUAAUAUGUUAUAUAAGCAGAUUUUUAAUUUGUCUAAAAGAUAUCUAUCUUAAUUUAGAGCAAAUCAAUACACCUGGAUAAAAACAGCGGUAUGCUAACACGUGAUAAUAUCACAUCAAUAUAUAAUUAUUCUUAAUUCCACCUGCAGAAUGGAAUGUUUAUAACUAUAUAUUCUUUAGUUAACUAAGAUUUCUUAAUAUGGAAAUCUGACCGUGCUUUAUCCAGUCAUAUAUAAUGCUAUUAAUACAUUUUAAUUAAUUUAAUUUAAUUAAAUGAAACCAGUAUAAUUACCAGUUGAGUAGAUAUUUCAUCCGAUUGGUAGUCUCUCUGCAUGGAGGUGUUGGUUAGAAAGUCAGUAAAUUCUAAGUGUUAGAGUUUUAGGAGUAGAGUGUUAGUCUCAGAUGUUGUCCGAGUUGGAGUCCCCAAACUUCCAAUUCCUCUCUCCUCUCCUUUGCAUAUCUUGCAUCUGCCUCCUCUCCUGUAUAUCUCUAUCUUCCCUUUGUCUUAACUUUUAAAGGGCCAGACUCUCUGUACGUCAUCAGUUGAUAACCCAAUAGAAGUACUAGAGGUGUGGUUAUCUUCCAGAUCGCAAAUUAGUUAUUUGGUCUAUAGAGGGCAGUCUUGUCCCACUAAACAUACCUAUCCAGGAAAGAGUUAACUUUUCCUGGUGGCUAUUUUGACGUCAUUUUGGCCUAUCUAGAUAGUGGUCAUAAUUCAGAUUUCAAAGGGUUUCUUAAAGUUUAUCCAGACUUAGCGUCUGCAAUUCCUGCCAUAAUUUCUGAUAUGACAGAUCAUGAACUAAGUUUACCCUUUUCCAUACAAUGGUACCUUAUAUAUAUAGACAGUUAAAUAUUAAAUUAUUUAAUCUUCUCUGUCACAAUCGUCUGGGUUUAGAUUUGAUUAUAUUCUUCUUAUCACUUGUUUAUACUAUGCAUUCCUUAGCUCUGGCAAAGAGGCCAGUCUUACAGAAAGAAAUCUAGUGUCUUCUUUGUUAAUUUGAAAUAACAAAAUGGAGUCUGGUCUGUUCAGAGUGACUCAGAAUAUACACUUUUAGUUUCUAUCAUAGCACAAAAUGUCUGCCGAUAUAAAUACUCUGACAUAACCCCCCUUUAGUGCAUUUCAUAGCCAAAAUUAAUUUAGCUUAUGAAUAAGCACUAUAGAAGUUACCAGACAUAUUGUGCAAUCACAUCAUUUCUAACAUAGGCCCGUGCGUGGAAUGAACAUUUUUGUAUAUAUUUGUACCUGUAAAAGUUUUGAACUUUACACUUAGUACAAUCAACCAUAAUAUCAUUAUUAUCAUAGCAUAUUGUUUUCAUUUGAAAAAUGUCUUUGGGAGUUACAUAUGGUAUGGUCAAUAAAAAGCAAAUCUCCAUACGUUCCGGAUCAAUUAAGAGAGGUAUAGCGCUCCCCAUCUCAAAGGCCAGAUUUAAUUGCAUAGGCUCAAUUGUCUCUCCAUCCACAUUGGCAAGCAUCGCAUGAACAAUAUCCUUGGAUACAAAAUACAGAGGUAUGCGUCCCCCUGUCAAUUCGAUCAUUCCAGUUUGCACUUCGUCGAGAAAAGCAAGUGUGUGGAACAAUAUUGGAUCAUGCAGAAAUAGAAGUUCACGCUUAAAUAAGUCAUGACUUUGGUGCAACUCAGUGGAUUUGGCAAUUAACUCCGAAUGCAAAUUUGUUGUAACAACUGUGUCUUCCACAAUAGUUAACACGUCUUGGAGAAGUGUUCUUUGCUGGUUUAUCACCUGAUGAAUAUCGUUAAUGUGUUGCUUUAGCGCAUAGAUUUCAAUAUCCAGCUUUUGGACAGUAAUAGAGUUGGCUGCAGACAUUCCAGUUGCGACAACUGCACCGACAGUGGCACAAACUAAUGCAACAAUUAUAGCGGUGAGGAACCUUUUGGGUCGGUUGCUCAUCGGAAUAGAACUGGAUACAAAUGGUUUCCGGGCUUGCUCCAAGAUGUUUCGCACACGGUCCUGUGCUCUUUGGAGGUGCAUCUGGUACCAAGUCUGUAACUCAGGAAGCUGCAUCGAUGAAAUGUUGUAUGCCUUCUCGAUGGAAAUCUUGGGGUCCAAGCUGACGAACACACGUCGGGUCAGGAUCCUCUUCUCUGUUAAGAUGAACCCUGGUGUCUCUUGAAUCAGGAUGCCGGAGGAUGGUCCCAUCUCUGCGAUCGGGUCGGUCCGUAGCUCUUGGCACAGGAGCAGUACGAUCCAGAAACACGCCACAUCCUUCUUGGACAUCUUUCGACAGUCACGGAUCAGGAACUCGUUUCAGACUUAUCUACUAAUGAUUCAAGGUUUGUUAAGCAUACAAACUUAUAACAGUGUGACAUCACUUGGCCUAGGACAACACAUUAUUACGAUUCAUCAACAUAUGUAUUCGCUAUAAUUCUAUUUUUAUAACUUCAUCCCUCACUACAUUUAUUACUGACUCCUCAGCAAUAUGCCUAUAGCAGUUAAACAAGCUAGUAACCUGCUUAGAAAUGUAGUUAUUGGAUGGCAAGGAAAUGGUUAAUGACAUGAACGUACAUGAGAUCAUGGCACAUCACAACAUUUCACAUCAUACUAUACCACGUGAAUCAAGCAUUCAUCCAGGUUAGUCGUUCACCCUUCUGCGUCUGAAUCCACACCUAUAAACCUUAAUUGAGAUUUAGGAUGACAAGCACGCAACUGGUUAAUGUGAACCCACUUUUCAAUAAAAUCACCAUCCUUUGGAAUUUUUAUCUUGUACGCUACUGGGGAAAUUUUAUCAAUAAUGACAUAUGGCCCUUUCCAAGAAGGUAAAAAUUUCUUUUCCUUUACUUGAUUUCGCGCAAAGUUAUACAGAUAGACUUGAUCUGUUAUCUCAUAUUCCUUUUUCGUGGUUUUUAGAUCGUAAUAGGUCUUAACCCCUGUCGCUGCUUUUUCUAGAUUCUUUUGGGCAAAAGCAAACGCAUGCUGUAAAUGCUUGCGCAAAUCUUCGAUAUACUGAUGCGUAGUGGCAGCAUUGAUCAAGUUAUGAUCCGAAGUACGAUAUAGUAAAUGCUGUGGUAAAACCAUCUUUCUUCCUGUCAUCAAUUCAAAAGGUGACAAUUUGGUAGCAGUGCUAGGUGUAGCUCUAAUCGCCAUUAAAACUAGGGGCAAUUUAAUGUCCCAGUCUUUACCAGACUCCUUAACAUAUUUCUUUAGAAUAUUAACGAUAGACUGGUUAUAUCGCUCUACCCCCCCGCUAGACGCAGCGCGGUAUGCAAUAUGUAGCUUUCGUUUAACACCUAGAAUGUUCCACAUCUUAGCCAUUACUUCGCUGGUAAAAUGACUACCUCUGUCUGACUCAAUUCUCUGAGGCAGACCGAACCUGGAAAAGACAUGGUUAAUCAACAAAGUGGCGCACACGGUACUCGUGUUCUCUUUACAAGGCAAACAUUCUAUCCACUUUGUGUACAUACAUGUAACAGUUAACAUGUAUUUGUUACCUCUUGAAGAUCUUGUUACAGGACCUAUAAAGUCAAUUUGAAUAUCAGACCAGGGUAAUGACACCCCCCUCUUCUGAAGUGGUGCACGAUGGGUUGGACCAUGGGGUUGAUAUUGCGGACAAAUCAAGCAUCCCUGACAGUAUGUCUUAACAUCCCUUAACAUGUGUGGCCAAUAUGCAUAAUCACGCAAUAUCUCAUAUGUGAUCUUAUCACCACGAUGCCCAGAUGUAGGUGCAUCAUGUGCGUGUUGGAGCAUUAACCCUCUGUAUACAGUUGGGACUACCCAUUGUUGUAUACCAUGUUUAGAAGUUCUGACCAGUAACCCAUCCAUGAUACUAAAUUGGACUUUAUAUCUCAUCAAGAUUCGUAAAUCUUCAUUAUCUUUGCAAUCCACAUCUGUGAUGGGAUUGGCAUUAGGGUCUUCUAUAUGUCUAUAGAAUAUUCCUAUGAUGGGAUCAUUCUUUUGACUAGUAAUCAGGUCCUCGCUAGGAGCUUCUUGACUCCAUUGCACGACAUUUAAGUCGGCAUUAUCUCUAGCCUGUCGUCUUGUUAUGGCUUCAACAUGAAUUGAACCCAUAAGAUCAUCAAUGUUUAGGGUUUCACCAUCGAUGGCAGCUUGUUUUGCCAGUGAAUCAGCUAAGUCAUUACCAUCCUUGUCAAUACCUUCUAUUUUAGAAUGGCCUUUGGUUUUCUUCCAAUAUAUGGUUAAACCAUUUUCCUUAACCAGUUCAUCAAUUUUACAAAACAAUUUCCCAUGUUUAACAGGUUUGUUAUUGCUCUUCAGCAUUUGGUUACGUUUCCAGCUAGGCAGAUAUUCGACGAAACUGUUACGAACAUAGUUGGAAUCAGUUAUAAUAACAAAUUCUUUGAUACCAUAUUCUAUUGCCAUUUGAAUGGUUUUAUAUACUGCACAGAGUUCGGCUAUCUGACUGCUUUUGAGACCAAUAUUGUAUCCUAUAGAUACAUUGGGAUAAUCACCUAUCCAGGCGAUUCCGAUACCUGCAACUAACUUCCGUUCGGCACCAACGACGUGGUGAUAUGAACAACCAUCAAUGUAUACCCACGGUAGUGGUCGACAGUAUUCCUCGUCAUAAACUUUAUAAGGAGAUAGCAAUUGCUCUUCUAGGAAGUCAUCUCCGGUGUCAUUAUCAUCCAGAGAUGGAGCAGUACAGUCAUGUAAUUCUGCUAAACCUUGGGCAACUGGGCUUCUCUUAUUAUGUUUAUAACGGACUUCUAACGGCCAUCCCUGUAAGGAUAGAGUCCAUGCAGUAAUCCGACUGUUAGAGAGAUUACCGUCUCUAAUUCUUUCACUCUGCAGAUACUGUAGAGGUUGGUGAGCUGUUUCUACAAUUAUUUUCUCACCUUGGAUAUAGCUACGAAAAUUUUGUAGUGCCCAGACAGUCGACAAUAACGCCUUCUCACACGUGUUGAAUUUAACUUCAACAGGUGACAAAGUCUUGCUAGCAUAUGCAAUAACUUUGUUUAAACUGUCCUGCUUCUGAUACAAAACAGCACUUAUGCUUAAAUCGGUAUAUCCUGUCUCCAGAUAGAAGGGUUUACCCCCCUCUGGGUAUGCUAAACAGGGUGCCUGAGUGAGCUUCCUCCUCAGUUCACUUACCGCUUGGUCCUGAGGCUCCCCCCAGUUCCAGGUAGUUUCCUUUUUAAGCAGGUGUAAGAGUGGUUUAGUUAUUUCUGCAUAGUUAUCUAUAAACUUACGGGAGUAGUUAGUCAUACCAAGGAACGAUCUUAAUUCCCUGAUGUUUGAAGGUGUUUUAGCCUUUAGUACGGCUUCAACCUUCUUCCUCUGGGGAUUUAAUCCUUCAGAAGUUACCUCAUGUCCGAGGAAAUUGACAUGGGUGCGACACCAUUGCGCCUUUUGUAAAGACAGUUUAAUCCCUGCCUCUCUUAACUGAGUGAGAACAUGUCUAAUCUCUAAGAUAUGCUUAUCAAAGGAAGUGCUUUUCAGCAAGACAUCGUCGACAUAUGAUAACGUUCCUCUCUCGAGUGCGUCAGGCAUAGCUUUAUGCAUGAACACAGCAAAUUCAUGACCAGAGUUUAUAUAACCGAAAGGCAUACGGGUCCAGGUAUACUGCUGCUUUCCAAAUGUGAAGGCCAAUUUGUAUUGGUCUUCAUUAUGGACUGGUACAGUCCAAUAUCCCUGCGCACAGUCAAUGGCAGUGAAUAUUUUGGAUCCCUGCAUUUGUACCAAACAUUGGUCUAUGUAUGGCGUUGGCCAACCAGACAUAUAGACGCGUUUAUUUAGCUGUCGUAAGUCAGCGCAUAAACGCCAUUGUCCAUUAGGUUUCAGAAUCCCCAAGAUCGGAUUAUUAUACGAACUGUGCACUGGACGUAUAAUGCCCCUUUCCUUUAAAUUCUGAAUGAUGUCUUGUAGACCAUCAUAUGACGCUAAUGGGAGUCUAUAUUGUUUGAUAAAUACAGGUGGUAAAUUUGGAUCAGUUUGUAUUCUGGCUACGUGGAGGUUAGUUAACCCACAGUCGUAGGAAUCUUUGGCAAAAAUAUCUUGGAAUUCCAAAAGGAUUUCCUUUAGCUGUUGCCGCUCAGCAUCGUUGGAGCAACCGUCAGCUAAAGAUAUUUGCUCUUCUAGCCUUUCCUGAAAUCCUGGAAAGAUUUCAGGCUGGCCUAUCUCAUAAGCUUCUUCAAGCCUAGAAGUUAGGUCAGUUCGGUGUUGACUUACCUUUUCUCUUUGGUCGUGAUACUCUUGUGAUUCCUGCUCAUUGAGCGGAUGAUCGAAGGUGAUUGAUGCUUCUUCGAUUUUACACGAGCCUUCUUCAACGUUGAAGGGAUAUACAGAUAGGAUAGUGAAUAAUCCUUCUGGGGAGGAAUGGAAUAUUUGAUCGACAAUUUCGUCCUCAGUUAAGUAUUCUUCAGGGAUGAGGCCUAUAAUUUGGUUUUGGAAACCAAAUGUAUAGUACUCAGCAUCCAAUGCUAGACCUAAUAAUGUUCCUUUUGGUAAAGUAACACUAUUGGGUGUAACAUUGUUGACCAUGAUAUAGGUGGGAUUCUUACCAAUACUUACCAUUGGUGUAUGUGUUACCACCAUCCCUAAUUGUUGUAUCCUGUUGGAUAAACAGAUUAGGGCAUCAGAGUUUUCCAAUCUCUGACCCUCCUUGACCUGUAGGGGUAAAAGAAAAUUACUUGUCCCCUGUGGGAUGGUUAUGUCAUCAGGUACUUUGAUACUUACCGCAUAUGGGAGUAUUUGUCCUGAUUUUAGGGCAUUUUCCUCGUGUAGGUAUCCACAAGGAUCACCUUUUAACCUUGUCCACAAGUUGGAAUUAAUCAGGUCAAGGUGUAUGGCAAGGCGAUGUAUGACAUCAUUGCCUACGUAAACCUGAUAGCGAGGUUCGUCUAUCACUAGGAAUAAAUGUUUAACUGUCUUAUUUCCGAUGGAAAUAGAUAGUAAACAUUUUGCUAUCACAUUGUGACUCUCUGAUUCGCCAUCCAGAUUCUGGAUCCACCUGUCAUGUGGGGAAGCAUACCUGAUCAUUUUAGGAUUAGCUAUCUGCUUUAACAGACUUCUGCUAAUAUAGCUGUUCUCACUCUGUAAGUCCAGCUUUGCAUUCUUACUUCUUCCUAAGUCAUUUAUUUGCAUAGGAAAGAAUAAGUUGUUAUUAACCCUUUCAAUUCUGGCAAGGAAUUGAGCAUGACCUGCCAGAUCUACAGAUUCAACAUAGUCCCUGUGGAGAGAAAUGGUUAAAACAUCACCUUCCAGAGAGACAUUCUGGAUCCUCUCUGGAGCAAUUCUUAUGGAAUGCUCAUCUACAGGUGCGAUUGCAUCAUUCACCUGCAGGAUAGUCACGUCAGGUGACUGACUAUUUCUAAAAUGUACCUCAAUUGAGUCAGGUCUUUCUUCUAUCACAUGGCAGUUACGAUCAGAUUGAACAUGUGAUUUCUCAUAGGUUAUGGGAACCUUAGCUUGUGACCAUACAAUUCCAUUUACACAGUCAAUAAUUGUGUUAAGUCUUCUGAGUAUAUCUAUACCCAGAAUCAGUCGGUCAUAGGGGAGAUCUACCACUAUCACCGGGUGUCUAAAGGUUUUGUUACCUAUUUUAAACUUUAACCAGGUAUUGCCAAUAACAUGAAGGGCAUUUCCUCCUACACUCAACAGAGCAUUGGGGAAAUCUCUUAGCUUCGGCUUAUCCGUUGCUAAGUCCAUUACCUGCUGGAAGUAGGUAUUGGAUAAGAUAGUGGCUUGUGAACCAGUAUCUAUUAACCCUUUAAAAGGCUGGGGUAGCGAAUCCUGUAUUUCUACAGACAUGUAAUACCUUCCUUCAUGUUCUUCUAAUUCACAUAAGAAUUUAGAAUGUGUCAACAUAUUACUUGUUUUCCAUACAUUACCGGUCACAGCCGUAGUUUCUACCUGUAUUGAGGAAUGCUCAGUCUUACCCACAGGCCCAUCCUUUUCAGGAAUAUCUUGAACUGUCAAGCGGGAACUAGUGGUCGGCAUCUCAUCAGUUAACCCUUUCAGGUCUGGAUCCUGGAAACUAGUGACUGCUGGGGCUACUUUAGCCUUUGGCUGAAAUGAAAAAACAGAGGAACACGUUGCGCCUCCUUCACCCGGAAGUGAAGUGACGGUAUAGGCAAUAGGUUUUCUUACACAACUAUUGUUUGUUUGACUAUGAGUACCUGGAAAGGAAACAGGGUUAGGCAUUACAUCUACUGAUAACCUAGCCUGUUUAGUCACAGUGGCUAUUAUUGCUGCGGCACCUGUUGUUGUUGCUGCGGUUGCACAGGUAGUUCUGCAAUUGGAGCUAUCCCUAAAAAAGGAUUGAGAGCAAAGACUUGAUUAAUCUUUGUCAUUUCCUCCAUUAAUUUGCCCAUCUGGUCUGUCAAUUGACCAAGCUGACGACGCAAAUUAUUUCCCCCAUUGCCGUUUUGUCUUUGCCCAUUAGAAUUUGGCUGGGAUGGCUGAGACUGUUGGGAGUUAUUGGAAGCAGAUUGAUUGUUUCUGUUUCCAUAUCUCCUAUUUCCCUGAGGAUUCCUUCUCCAUUGGGAAUUGCCUUGGUUCUUAUUAACCCAGGGGCGUUUAUUCCCAUUGGUAUUGGACUUUUCAGAGUUAUUUUCAGAGGAAUUUGCAGAAUUGCUUCUGGCGUUUUCCUGUUUCUGAGGUUUUGGUGUUUUCAAUACCUCGGAAUAGGUCCUCUUUUUCUGUUGGGUUUCUAAACCUAACUGAAUUUUAGUCUCUGACACCAUUUUAUCACCAGGUUUCUUAACCUUUGGCUGAUUUUCAUCAUGUGCAUGGUGUAUAGUGUACAACUUCAUGCAUUGACUGACUAGCCAUUCUAAUGGUAACUUACAAUCGUAAUCUCUUGCGAGAUUCAUUUGUAUGUUUACCGGCAUGGCAUGAAAAUACAGAUCUUUGAAGUCUGUGCUUUCAUACCUGGGUUUUCUUUGGGCCACGGAGUAUGCAUUUUUAAGAAUUAUUAAAAAUUCUCUGGGGCUUUGAUCUGGACGGCACUUUAAGUUAUAAAGCGCCUUCUUUGCAGAGGCAAUGGUUUUAUACUUACCAUAUUCCAUGAUUAUUUCAUAUUUCAUCUUGGACCAGGACAUUAACUGUAUAGCUUGAAGACUUUCUAGAUAAACACGACACAUUGAAUCAAAGGUCCAUGUAAUGAACCAUUUCUUAUGAAUGUCAUCAUACAUGCCCAAUGAAUUCAUUGCUCUAUCAUAAUUUUCCAGAUGUUCAGAUAUGUUUCCUGAACCUCUAGAAAAUUGUGGGACAGUCUCUCUAAGGAAUUUGAUGACCUUUGGUGUUUCAUAAACAGGCGUCGUUGAUUUAGGACCUCUGUUUCUGUGUUUGGGUAAACGUCUAUGCGAUCUGUCUGCUGAAGAGGAAUUAGACCCGUACAACAGUGCAGAUGGCAUAUCAGUUACAUGGCCUUCAGAGUGGAUAGUGCAAUCACUUUCACUCCCAUCACUCUGAGCUUCUUGUUCACUGUCACAAUUCUGAUCAGCAUCAGAAUCCUGCCAGUGUACAGAACCAUGUCUGUUUUCAUUCCUAUCACCUUGAAUUGGACUCUCCCUCUCAAGUUUGGCCAAGACAGCUUUUUCAAACUGUUCUGCCCAAGAUUGCCAAGAUGGCUUGGUAAUGUCAUGAGAUGGGGAAUCUUGUUCCACAGGUGAUUUUUUAGAAUUACUCACAUCUUUUCUUACAGACUGUUUUAUGAAAAUCUGGUUUGGUGUGGGAAAAUCAUAAUAAGGAGGGGAUUUACAGAUAGUCUUUUCUUGCAUUUUUGUGCAACUUUUUGGCACAGAAUGAUGACUACCAACCUCACUGUCUAAUUUUUGACUCUCCUUUUCAUACUCAUCCAAUUGCAUUUUAAGCUGAUUUAUUUCCUGUGCAUAUUGAUCCAUCAAAGCUUUCAUUUCUUUUUCAUGAUCAGCCUGACGAGUUUUAUGCUCAGCAAGUAAAUCUUGGUAUUUCCCAUUUUGAAUGCCCAGAUCGUCACUGUACGCGUCCAAUUUGGCAUUCAGUGACUUGUUUUCAUCUAACACCUUAAGAAGUGCUGUCAUAAAGAAAGGCCAAGAGUGUAUUAUGUAACGCCAUUUUCCUUUCUAUGUUCUUUUGUUCAGCAAUUUCUUUAAGAUAUAUGAUGAUGUGUUCAUCAGUUAGAAUGGUGUGUUUAGCUUCCCAUUCUAUGCUUUUCAACCAAACCUCAUAGGUUGCAUCAUUUUUCAUAUGUUUAUGAAUAUGAACUAGAGCAUGUUUUUUUAGGUCUUCAAUUAUUUCAGUAUUAUCUGUUACAGAUUUAUCACUGCCACUGGCCAUUUUUAUUUUUAUUUUAUUGAUUAAUCUCAAUACAAAACUCUUUUCUAUAUUAAGAUUAAAUUGCAUGAAUUACACCAAUAUUAUUAUAUAUAAAAUACAAUUUCAACUUAAACGAUCUCAGCAGUGCCUCCAAUAUGUGGGGAUAUUUAUGGGAUAAUUAUAGUAACAGUUGAGAAUUGCCCACUAAUUCAAUUCUCAGAUCCCAAAGAACGUUUAUCGUGUUAAGUGGAAAGUAUUUCAUAUAAAUAAUCACAAUGUAUAAAAAUAGAUUUUAUUUAUGAUAACCAAUAAUUAACAAAUAAUAUUAUGUAACAUGCAUGACAAUAAUCAAUGAAUAUUCAGUAUAAAAUGGUAUGCAAUACAAAGGAAUGGGUAUUACGUUUCAAUGGCUAAACGGCAUUAUCUGUCAAGAAUUCUGACGAUUUAUGAGGUAUCCUUAACACAGACUUAAGUGAAACUUUUCACAGCGAAGAACAGAAUUCCUCAGAGUGCAGCGUAAGGUCGUAAAGUUUAGCAGACAGUUAGAAUAACCCUUUCAAUGCUGGCUAGAUCUCCUAGGUAGUUAAGAUCUAUUCUUAUGUAAUUUUUAAAUAAAAUAACAUUUAAACCAGUUCACUAGUCAUUUUCUUAAACCAUCCAAUAAGAGAGUCUAAUAUGUUAUAUAAGCAGAUUUUUAAUUUGUCUAAAAGAUAUCUAUCUUAAUUUAGAGCAAAUCAAUACACCUGGAUAAAAACAGCGGUAUGCUAACACGUGAUAAUAUCACAUCAAUAUAUAAUUAUUCUUAAUUCCACCUGCAGAAUGGAAUGUUUAUAACUAUAUAUUCUUUAGUUAACUAAGAUUUCUUAAUAUGGAAAUCUGACCGUGCUUUAUCCAGUCAUAUAUAAUGCUAUUAAUACAUUUUAAUUAAUUUAAUUUAAUUAAAUGAAACCAGUAUAAUUACCAGUUGAGUAGAUAUUUCAUCCGAUUGGUAGUCUCUCUGCAUGGAGGUGUUGGUUAGAAAGUCAGUAAAUUCUAAGUGUUAGAGUUUUAGGAGUAGAGUGUUAGUCUCAGAUGUUGUCCGAGUUGGAGUCCCCAAACUUCCAAUUCCUCUCUCCUCUCCUUUGCAUAUCUUGCAUCUGCCUCCUCUCCUGUAUAUCUCUAUCUUCCCUUUGUCUUAACUUUUAAAGGGCCAGACUCUCUGUACGUCAUCAGUUGAUAACCCAAUAGAAGUACUAGAGGUGUGGUUAUCUUCCAGAUCGCAAAUUAGUUAUUUGGUCUAUAGAGGGCAGUCUUGUCCCACUAAACAUACCUAUCCAGGAAAGAGUUAACUUUUCCUGGUGGCUAUUUUGACGUCAUUUUGGCCUAUCUAGAUAGUGGUCAUAAUUCAGAUUUCAAAGGGUUUCUUAAAGUUUGUCCAGACUUAGCGUCUGCAAUUCCUGCCAUAAUUUCUGAUAUGACAGAUCAUGAACUAAGUUUACCCUUUUCCAUACAAUGGUACCUUAUAUAUAUAGACAGUUAAAUAUUAAAUUAUUUAAUCUUCUCUGUCACAAUCGUCUGGGUUUAGAUUUGAUUAUAUUCUUCUUAUCACUUGUUUAUACUAUGCAUUCCUUAGCUCUGGCAAAGAGGCCAGUCUUACAGAAAGAAAUCUAGUGUCUUCUUUGUUAAUUUGAAAUAACAAAAUGGAGUCUGGUCUGUUCAGAGUGACUCAGAAUAUACACUUUUAGUUUCUAUCAUAGCACAAAAUGUCUGCCGAUAUAAAUACUCUGACAAUAUACAUGGCAAAGGUACAUACGGGGGUAUUGCUGUACUCAGCCAAAAUAGCUGAGCAAUAUAUGAAAUAUUAUACAGUCGUAGCACACAUAAGGUUUGCAAAAUAUAAAGGGCAAGCUCACUUUGUGUGUCAAAAAGGCAGAAAAAUGCUUAUUACAACUACACUUGGUACAAGCUAGCGGAAAAAUGAUCCCACGCUAAGGUUCAUAAUAUGCCUAUUGAAAUACCCUGGGAUGUGUUCUUUAAGAAAUGGUAUGCCUUUAUGGUGUAGUUGUAAUAUGUAGCCUACUCAAGCGCUCCAAAGUGGGACACGGACGCAUCAGAACCCUUAAAAACCUGAACUUGUCACGUCUCUUUUACAGCACUGUAACCUCACAAAAUAGUAUCUAGGUCAUACAUUGGGCAUAAUGUUUUACUCAGAAGACUUAGCUGAGCAUAAUUUGGGGGGUUUGAACUUAGUGGUACAUAUGAAAUGUACAAAAUGCCCAGCAUAAAUGUAAUCCGUAUGUAAAAAAUGCCCAAAAUGAUUUUUUAACACAUACUUUGGCAUACAUUGGUGAAAAAAUGGGGGCAUGUUAAGGCACAAUAUGCACCAUAUGAGAUACCCUGGAGUGUCUACUUUUACAAUGGUAAGCCUUUGUGUUUUGUUUUUUUGAACAGUCAAACUGCUAUAAUACCCCAAAUUGAAGCAUAGGCCCAUCAAAUCCGUCUUACAAAAUUCUACUGUAAAUACUGAAAAGGACAGGUCUCCUAUAUGGCACUGUAGCUUCACGAAAUAGUGCCAAAGACAUACAAUGGGGGUAUCGUUGUACUCAGCAGAUGUAGCCGAACACAAAAUAAAGUUUUGUACAGGAAUAGCACAGAUCAACUUUACAAAAUACACAUGAGAAGUUCUUUGUUAUAAGUUUGUGUGCCAAAAACCAAAAUACCCACAAUUUUACUCCAAUAUUUAGCAGAGAUUGGCGGUGAAAUGGCUUCAUGGAAAGUGUGAAAACAACAAUAGGACAAUAGCCUGUGAUGUCUACUUUAUAUAAAUAUAUACUAUUGUGUGGCAAUUUUGUUUUCUUUUAUGGCUAUUAAGCUUACAAGACAAACAUACCAAAUUCUAAAAUCGCUCCAUAUUAAAAGUUUAUUUUACUCCUUGUGCUUUGUGACCUGUAACUACCAAAAAAAAACUUAAAAUCCAAGACACAUUAUAUAUUCUGUAAAUCAGAACAACUAAAUUAAUUUUUUUAAAUUACUUUCUUUAACCUGCACUAAUUGUGCACACAUUAUUAUUGCAAAAACUGUAAAAAAAAACAUUUUUCUGUAUUUUUUUAAAUAAUAAAUAAGCAUUUAUAUAUAUAUAUAUAUAUAUAUAUAUAUAUAUAUAUAUAUAAAUAGUGAGGGCUUGCACUCCUGGUGUAAUCCUGUGGUGCCCGGUGCUGGUCUGGCAAGGAUCAUGUAGACAUAGCAGAAAUGACCGCACUCCAAGGACUUUAUAGAGAUUUUCAAAUAAAAUUUAGCUUUUAUUCAAUCCAUUUAAAAAGUCAACGUUUCAGCUCCCACAUGGAGCUUUCAUCAGGACAAAACAUGGAUUAAUAAAUAUAAAUUAUAUUUGAAAAUCUCUAUAUAGUCCUUGGAGUGCGGUCAUUUCUGCUAUGUCUAUAUAUAUAUAUAUAUAUAUGUUACAUCAAAUUAAAGCCCUUUCUGUCCUUUAAAAAACAGUAUAUAAUAUGUGUCGGUGCAAUAAACGAGAGAGAUGCAAAUUGCAGUUGAACGCAAACAGCAAGAAAAUGCAAAAUCUGCAUGUGUCAUUAAGCGUAAGACAAGCUUCUGAAGCUCUUUCCUUAAAGGACCACUAUAGUGCCAGGAAAACAUACUCGUUUUCCUGGCACUAUAGUGCCCUGAGGGUGCCCCCACCCUCAGGGUCCCCCUCCCGCCCGGCUCUGGAAGGGGAAAGGGGUAAAAACUUACCUUUUUCCAGCGCUGGGCGGAGAGCUCUCCUCCUCCUCUCCGCCUCCGUUACGCCCCGCCGGCUGAAUGCGCACGCGCGGCAAGAGCUGCGCGCGCAUUCAGCCGGUCUCAUAGGAAAGCAUUUACAAUGCUUUCCUAUGGACGCUGGCGUGCUCUCACUGUGAAAAUCAUAGUGAGAAGCACGCAAGCGCCUCUAGUGGCUGUCAAUGAGACAGCCACUAGAGGAUUAGGGGGAAGGCUUAACCCAUUCAUAAUUAUAGCAGUUUCUCUGAAACUGCUAUAAUUAUGAAAAAAUGGGUUAAGCCUAGAAGGACCUGGCACCCAGACCACUUCAUUAAGCUGAAGUGGUCUGGGUGCCUAGAGUGGUCCUUUAAGGGGUUAAGGAACAGCAGAUUUAACUAUUUAGGACUUGUUUUUUUUUUUUUUUUCUUGUUGUAUCGUCUUUCUCAGUUUCUAUAAUUGUCGAACAGUUAAAAGUAGUCAUUUUUUCUCUUGAUAGUUCCUUGUUUUAACCAGAUGUCCAAAUUCAUGGUUGUUGGUUGGUAAAAAAAAAACAACACUUCUCUAACCUGAAAAAAUACAGGUACCUGACUGCAAUUGAUACUGUUUUUUAUAAUGCUCUUAGAAAGAACUUAAUGUAAGAAGGAUUUUGAAUCAGUCUUGAAGCAAAACAGAUUAGAACACUUCUAAACAGGUCUCACUACCUGACUGCAAAGGAUGCUUUUUUUUUUUUAUAAAGCUCUUAGAAAGAAAUGAACAUAAGCAGGAUUUUGGCUCAGUCUUGGAGUAAAGAGAACACUUUACUACAGAUUUCACUACCUGACUGCAAAGGACGCUGUUUUGUUAACAGCUUUUAGAAAGAAAAUGUUUUGGUAUAUUACAGAUUUCUACUGAUAGUACGCAGAUAUAUAUAUAUAUAUAUAUAUAUAUCUCAAAUUAUAUGUAAAUAAGUAAAAAUACAUUUUAAAAAAUUCUAAAAUUGACAAAAUCAUGUGGAUACUCUCAUUUAACUCUUGCAAUUAUUUGGUAGUUACUCCCAUGAACACUAUAUGUCACUAUGCAAGCAAGCCUUACUUCAACCAAAAGUCAAACCCCUGCUCUUGUGAGAACAAUAGGGAACUACGUGGAGCAUUUAUCAAAAAAAAGUUGGAUAUUGCACUUGGAUCAAUAUGCCAAGUCAGUGUAAGGCAGCCAAUUACUUGAGCCACAAAUGCACUGACACACUUGCACUGUCAAAGUUUAGUUGAUAAGGAUGGGGGGAGGCGAUAAUAAUAAGGAGAAAUGUAAGUGGUAGAUUGCAGAAAAGACAUAUCACCAAAAUAUUCACUAGUCAUAUCUAAUAAGUUAUUUUUAAAUACAAUUUAAAAAAAUCUGGAACUUUUAUGUUCUCAUUGAACUAUUCUUAUACUUUGGAGUUUAUUCACUUAACCCCUUAAGGACCAAACUUCUGGAAUAAAAGGGAAUCAUGACAUGUCACACAUGUCAUGUGUCCUUAAGGGGUUAAAGGGAUUCUCCAGUGCCCCUCUCCCUCCCACCCCCAUCCCGAGUUGCUGAAUGGGUUAAAACUCCUUCAGUGACUUACCGGAGUCCAGCGCCGAUGUCCCUCAGCGCUGGGUCAGGCUCUGCCUACUCUCCUCCCCCACCGACGUCAGCCGGCAGGGAGACCUAAUGAGUAUGCGCUGCAAUGGCCGCCCACACGCAUUAGACCUCCCCAUAGUAAAGCAUUAUACAUUUUCGUGCGCUAUGAAAACUGCAAUAAUUACACUUGCAGGGUUAAGGGUUGUGGGAGUUGGCACCCAGACCACUCCAAUGGGCAGAAGUGUUCUGGGUGCCCAGAGCAUCCCUUUAACAGUGAAUUUAAGUGAGUUGAAAAUUUAGGCUAAAAUCUGCACGUUCAGUGUUGAAUUGUAGUGUGGGAUGACCAGUCUGUAAUGCUAAUGGUAUAUGUUUCCUUUAUAAUGAGGGAGGUGAGAUCAAAUCUCAUUCAGCCCUUUUGUGUGUGCUAUUUAUAGAGCUAGCUAUUUUUCUUUGUCCACUCUCAAGUCUGUGUUGGCUCAUGUUGACAAUAAAAAUAUACUCCCACAAAAUAUAUAAAUACAAAAUCACACCCCUUGGCUUGUGUAUAGUAACAAUGCCUCUCCAGAUAAGUAGAGAUACGUUCUCUCAUUAUGAUGCACAGUAUUGAGUUUCAAAACAUUAGUAAUGGAGGUCUGUGCAAGAGAGAUACGCUAGUGGGGAGAUGGAGGGAGAUGAGGAAAUAAAUAGAGCGACUCUGGGAAAAGAGAUGGUGUGACAAAUGAAGAAAGAAAUGGAGUGAUAUUGGAGAAAAGAAAGGGUUAGCUUAACACUAUGGGAGAGAGGAAUGUCAGAAUACUGAAGGAGAGAGGAGUUAAAGAAUACAGGGAGGAAAGAGGAUGGAAGGAAUACUAAAGGAGAGAGGAGUGAAAGAAUACAGGGAGGAAAUAGGAUGGAAGGAAUACUGAAGGAGAGAGGAGUGAAAGAAUACAGGGAGGAAAGAGGAUGGAAGGAAUACUGAAGGAGAGAGGAGUGAAAGAAUACAGGGAGGAAAGAGGAUUAAAAGAAUCCUGGGAGGAGAGAAGAGUUAAUGAAUACUGGGCUGAGAGAGAGACCUUCCCGGAACAGCAGGGAGUUUGGCUGAACACCAAUUGGUCAACGCUGUUCUCGAGCAAAGUGCUACAAUAAAAGUAACUAACUUAAAGGGUGACAGUUUCAGAGAAACUGCAAUGUUUACAGUUUAAGGUUAAGGCUGCCUCUAAUGUCUGUCCUCCAGACAGCCACCAGAGGUGCCUUCUGGCUUUUCAUGAAGUUUAAAGGGACAUUAUAGUCACCAGAACAACUAUAGCUUAAUGUAGUUGUUCUGGUGAGUAUAAUCAUUGCCUCCAUGUAUUUUAAUGCAAACACUGUGUUUUCAGGGAAAAGGCAGUGUUUACAUUGCCCCUAGGGACACCUCCAAGUGGCCACUCCUCAGAUGUCCACUGGAGAUGCCUCCUGGCUCAGUGCUGAUUGAUUCAAUGCAUCUCUAUGAGUAGAUGCUGAUUGGCAAACUGUUUGGCCCUGCCCCAUUGACGAUUUAAGCCAAUCCAAUGCUUUCCACAUGGGAAAGCAUUGGAUUGGCUAAAAAUCUGCAAUUCUGAUUAUGUCACCAAGGGGGUGGGGCCGGCUCCAGCAGACCUGCACGACACUGGAAAUAAGGUGAGUUUAUUUCCUUUUUAGGGGGGCUAAGUGACCCUAUGGUGUUCCUUUAACCGUGUGAAGUGACACUGAACACCCUCAUGCUUUGCAUGAGGACAGCCGGUGUCUUCAAAAUCUGCAUAAUAAAGCAUUGAUUCGGUGCUUUGAUGUGUGGAAGGCCGAAUGCGGGAGCGGCGCUCGACAUGCAUGCACGUUAAGUUUCCCCAUCGCCAUGACUUUGGAGGAGAUCAAGCUAGAAUUAAGGGGCCAGAAGAGUGUAACAAUUAUUUUUAUCCUGCUAUGCACCAUGGGGGGGGGGGGGCAUAGUUAAUUAGAGAGGGACACUACAAUGUUAGAAAUACAAUUUUGUAUUCCUAACGCUAUAGUGUUAUUUAAAGAGUCAUAAAAUGUGUCUAUCAGACAAGAUCCCUAAUUAGCUAGAGGUGUAAGGCUCUGAUUGACAGCCACUAGAUUAGUCUUAGUCCUGCAAUGUAAUUAUUAAUUAUAAUUAACAUUGCAGGGACAGAGUCAUUGUACCCAGACCACUUUCAUGAGCUGAAGUGGUCUGGGUGCCUAUAGUGUCCCUUUAAAUAGAACAUGUAAGAUCAGACAUAUAUGAUACUGAAGUUCUGUUGCAUGAACAUUUUUUAACACUACUUCCAUAGCCUCUGAACACAUUGGAGUUUUAGAGAGCUAUAUGCUUUUGUUCUUCUGCUAUGAUACGAACAGUUUAUUUAAAUAAAUUAACAUCUGCAUUGUACUUUUCCCAUGAUCAUUUUCAACAUCUGUGUUGGAACAUCAUCAAAGAACUAUUAAAUCAGAUACAGCCAUAGACGUAUUUCAGUGAUUAUAUAUAUAUACCUAUCAUACAUCACAGCACUGCAUACAGUAGCUCUUAACAGCAACAAGUGUGGGUGGUGAAUGUAAUACCUAUAAUGCAACAGCCAUCAUAUUUAGUGAUUUUAAAAAGCAGAUUAGUAAUGUAAUGUAGUACAUAAUUGCAGACUGUGACACAUCAUUAAUAUUGGCAAUAUGUUUUUAUGUGAUUGAGAAAUGACACUUCCCACUUAGAAACAAUGGUGGAUGAUGCACAAUAUGUGGCAAAACUUCUCUGUCACUCAGCAAUGACAUAGUGAGCGAUAUUAUGUUCUUUGCAUGCACAUAAAAAAAAAGAAUUUAAAAGAAAAGAAUGGAAAUUCAGUAAUCUCAAGUGUAGACUAAGAAACAUGAUAUGAUGGAAUGCCUAAAAUCCUUGAAAUUUAUAAAUAAUUACUACUUGCAGCUGAUCCACAUUAUCACUAACUGUCCUCUUCCUUUUCUAUCAAUUUGUGUAUAUUGUCUGUCUGUGUUCUGUAUAAUUACCUAAAUUCUGUUUUCAUAAUCUGUAUAGUGCUCUGGAUAAGAGUGCUAUAUAAGAACAGUUACAUAAAUAAAUAAAUAAAUUGCAACAAUUCUUUCUAGUCUAUAGCAUUGAAGGGGUCAGCAUACUCCUUAACCAUCUGUUCGGGAGCUUUGUUUCCUUUGUGACGUAACUUGUAAAAAGAGCCUAGAGCCAAUUACAGCAUUGGAAAAAUAUGCAUUGGCAGAGACAGAUGAAAAAGUUCAGGCUAAGGGAAAGCUGGGAAUAUGAGCAGAAGGGUCCGACUCAGUUAUCUUGCAAGGGAGCUUGUUAAAAAGCACUUGGAAAAUGCAGAAUACACUAAUCAGUUGAAGCAUUUCAUCAAGCCUUAGUGGAAGACAGAAAUCUUUCCAGCUGUUCACCUAUAGGUUUUAUUUAGGUCACCAAAAAACGUGAGUAUGACAAGGCGUUACAAAUAGAAAGCUGUAUGAUAGAACUGCGUGCAGCAUUCCAGUGCACAAAUUAAUGUAGAAAAAAGAUUAUGGGUAAUAUUGAGAAGAAAUAGUGCCUGCUAUGAUAUUAUUUAUUACUUUAUACAAUACAACGUAAAUACCCAGUUAUGGUGUUCUUUAAUACGUGCUUAGAUGGUAGCUAUAGAAACUUAGGGGUUUUUUUUGUUUUUUUUUAUAACAGCAUUUAAUGAAUUAGAACCCAACGAUUCAGUUUAGUUAAUGAGUACUUUUGUUUUUUCGGUUGUUCAGGUAAUACACUUAUUUUACUAUACCAGCACUACAAUAGAUUUAGAAACAUAGAAUGUGACGGCAGAUAAGAACCAUUCGGCCCAUCUAGUCUGGCCAAUUUUCUAAAUACUUUCCCUGGCUUUAUCUUAUAUCUAGGAUAGCCUUAUACCUAUCCCACAAAUGCUUAAACUCCUUCACUGUGUUAACCUCUACCACUUCAACUGGAAGGAUAUUCCAUGCAUCCACUACCCUCUCAAUAAAGUAAAUACUUCCUGAUAUUAUUUUUAAACCUUUACCCCUCUAAUUUAAGACUAUGUCUACUAGUUGUGGUAGUUUUUCUUCUUUUAAAUAGUCUCCUCCUUUACUGUGUUGACUUUUAUGUAUUUAAAUGUUUCUAUCAUAUUCCCCCUGUCUCGUCUUUCCUCCAAGCUAUACAUGUUACGAUCCUUUAACCUUUGCCAUUAGAAUUCUUAUUUAUAAUGCACUGAUAAGAGAUAUUGGAAAGAACAGCAGCUUGAUACACAUAUUUUUAGUUCAAAUGGACCAGUAUAUUUUAUUUAUAUGCACAGUGUGAAUCUUUGCAAAAGAAUGCCCAAAUCUUCACAGCAGAACGUGCAGCAGGCACAGUAAUGUUAAAUGAUCUGGGUCCCAACAUCAUAAAUGAUUCCUCCAGUAUUAUGUUGUGGUAUGAACUGUAUUAUGUGUGAAUUUUUAUUUUUAACAGCUUUUCUAUUGCAAUCUAUAGAAACUUUGAUAUCUGAUUGUGAUGUAUUUGAGAUAUGUAUAUAUAUCUGUGUGGUUGGAUAGCAAAAACAAAAAGUACAGCUUAUUGGUAUAAAAUGAUGGCCAUUUACUAAGGGAGGAAAUACAAGAUUUAUUACAAUCCCACAGGUGUUCUUAAUUUGUAUCUCAGUGCACAUAUAUAAAACAGAGUAUUCCUAGGGCUAAGUUAACGAUGCAGAGAAAAUGUAAAGACAGAAUAACAUUGUGAUCCUUAAACCAAUGCUUUUUUAUGACAGUUUACACGUAGUGACUUAAAAGUUCAUGAUGGGGCAGCCAUUUAGCACUCAGGCAUCAUCUUCAAGACAUUACAAGAUACAUCUUAUGUUAGCACACAAUCUUUAAUCUGCUGGUGUGCUUACCAAGAAAGAGAAGAGAGAUUAUGUACUAUAACAAGAUGACUUGGUGGUAGCACUCGAAGCUUCCAUGGGCAAUCUUCUUAGAAGUCUAUGUUUUUAAAUAAUGUAUUGCCACAUUUAAUUUCAGAUAUACUUUAAGUAGUGUAAAAUAUAAAUUAGAUCACAGCUGGUAUUCAUAAUAUUCUAUAUUUCUAUUAUCUUGUACCUAAAUGAAUGUAAACUUUUAUUGUUAUAGAGUUUUCUGCAGGUAACAACAUUCACUUGUAAUAUGUUAUCAUCUCAAUAAAAACAUGAAUGAAUAAAAAAAAAAAAUACCUUUUCAAUAUGUUCUAUUCGAAAAGAAAUAUUAUUUUAUAUAUAUUUGUUUACUAUAUCUACUUUUACGAAUGCCUAAAAUAGAAAAUACUAAGACAGGUUGUCAAACUGCUAUUGAAAUCACUAGCUUUACAAUAUACAUAUUUAAAUAUAUUUAAUUUAUUUCAAUAUUUAAAGGAACACUCCAAUCCCCUAAAGUACUUAAGCUUGCAGGGAUUAACAGAGUGUCCUCUCUUUCAUACUUUAUAGAGUGCAGAUUUGAAGAUAUAUUAUUAAUUUUAUAAAGUUUUUGGGUAGCAUCCUCCAGACUGUUAAUCAGACUGACUAGAGGAUGCCAUUCCUUACUCACCUUAAUCACUUCUCUUAAAGAAGCAUUGGAUUUAACUGUUUGAGAAGCAUUGGGUUGGCCAGGGAGGUCAACUCUACUGAUGACCUCCAGGAGGUGAUGCUGCAAUACUGUGGAGAAGAAUCUUCUCAAAACGGGAUUAAAGACGUUUUGUUUUAUAAAUAAAGGUAUUUGUUUACAAUGUUGGAGUGUCCUUUUAAUUCAAGUUGAUGUUCAUCUGAGUAGCAAUUUAAGGAAUAAGCGUUUUAUUAAAAAAAAUCCAUGACCUGACCAUGCACGAUGGCUGUUUUGCAUUGAACAUUUUGAACAUCUGACGUGAUGACAUUUGUGUUGCAUCUUGAAACAAUCCCUGUGGAUUGUUCACUAAAUCCUGUUAUAGUUUACCCUGGAUGUAUUAGUCAUGUAUAUCUAGAAUUUAAAGACAUCACAUUAAAUACUAGCAUACCAUAACCUUAUUGUUAAAUUAUAAAGUCAAAAUUGCUACCUAGUAGUUAAAAAGGGUUACUCCAAUUGUCAUGACUACCAGAUAAGGCUUACCUUUUAACAGACCUUAGACAGCUGCCUAAGGUCCAUAGGAUAGACAGCGUCCCCAGGACCAUGACUUUGCUUAGCCCCACUCACUAUGAAGAAAGAAGAUGGGGUCCCAAACAGGUAACCUGGUUAUGGCCCUGUGGGCUUCUUUUUCUGAUGACCACUUCUGCUUUUAGAAGUGCUCAUGGAGGAAGAAAUCUGUAUAUGCAGUGUUUCGGUUUGAAAUGCUGCACAUAUAGAGAUAUUUGCACUUUUGUCCCAGGAACGAGCUGUACCCAGCACCCAUGACUGGAACUCUAUUCCAAACUGCCUAAUGUUAAUUCUGUGCAAAAAAAUACAUAUGUUGGCAACAGAUGAUGGAUGUGAGUUUCUACACUUGCAGGUAGCACCUUCAAGGGGAAGCCUCUAUAUCCCCUACUUCUAUAAUUUUGUGGUCCUCCCUACAUUUGUUCAUUUGGCCAUCCCCGACCCCCCCUCCCUGCCUCUAAUCGCCGCCCUUUCUCUGUCCACCCCCCACACACUCAGGUAAGUGUUAACUUUGUUUUUAGCGUUUUACAAAGUUAAAAGGGUUGGAGGACCUAUUAAAAAGUGUUCCAUAGGGCAAAAAAAAAGGAAAUACAAAAAAGGGUUGGAAUAACUCCAAAUAUGCAUGAAAAAAAUGGAGUACUAUUAGCUUACAGACUUAGAGAUAUACAAAAAUAUAUAUCUUUAUAUACAAUCACAUUCUUCACAUUCAUAUUAUUUAUAAUAUACCACCACGGCGUUAUAAUGAUAAAGAAAUGGGUGGAACACAUGCAUGUAGAGAUUCAUCUGAAAAUAGAGUGAAACAGAGCAAAUUAGCCUGAGGCAUAUAAAUAGUCAUGCAAUCCUAUGUUCUAUGCCCUGUUGUGGUUCUUUGUACCCAAUAGUACAUUUAUACUGUAUUUUGACUCAAAGCUUCAUUGACUCAACUUUCCCGUGGACUAUUCAGAUUUUUGGUACCCCUGACCUGGCUUUGUAUACUCGCGUGUCUGAUCUCUAGAAUCCCUUAGCCGGUUUACCCUGUUAUUCUAUCCUGCAUGGAGCCGGGCCCGUCUAAGGACUGAUAACAUGAUAUUGAGUCUAUCUACCUAUUCUGGUUUUCAUACUCUGAGUGUUGGGGUUACUUACUGUGACAGUGAUCAAUCAAAAUCAAAAGAAAGCAUGUUCAAAUUCCAUAUUAAAAGCUGGUAUUUUACUAUUAUUAAGGUUUACCCAACAUAAAUUAGUCCACUCAGACACCGAAGGAGCUAUAGUAGAAAACUCAAGUCACAUGCAAGUUACCAUUGAUUGUGUAUUUUUUGCCAGUCUUUGGAUGCCUAAAUGUGUCACCUAGAUAGUACAAUUAGUACAAACAUGGCCCACACUUUAAACAUGGGAAAGUCCUAUUCUUAAGUGUAGAAAGUAAAUGCUGGAUCUGUAAUGGUUUCAUCUAUAUGUUUAUAUAUUUUCAAUCAUACAUCAUUGUACCCUACAUUUGUCUGAUGAUUUUAUCUUCAAAUAGGAAAUAGUUCUUAGGAAGGGUUAUGUCAAUAAUGUGAAGGAGUAAUAAGAUCCUUUUAUUUGAGUCAUUCAUUUUUUUUCAAGGAUACAUUUCUCAGCCAUUCCACCUGUCUGAGAUUGGUGAUAUUCCAUGUGAACAGGGGGGCUGGAAAGAGAAUACAUAGGUAAUUGUCCACUGGGCCACUAGUUUGGAUGGUCUGGCAUUAGAGAUGUGGGCUGCAGUCUUACUCUAUUCUUGUGUGGAUUAGUAUAGUAAGUGCUCUGGGAUAUUUACUGGCACAGCGCAGUCAAGGACUGUGCAGAUUUUCACAUGGGCUGGUGGACUGCAAUUACUUUGAUAUCCAGAUCUGGACUAGUCUACUAGAAUAAUUUCCAAUGGACUGGAGUAUCUGUCCGAAUGUUGACCAAUCUGCCAGACUAUGAGGUGUUUAUAAAUGACAGAUUCAUAAAGCAAUGUGCCUGUCAUUGGUGACAAUGAAGUUUCAAGAAACAGAGUGUGUGUCUAUUUAGCAUGCAGAUAACCUAUUGUAUAAAUUUAUGGCAGCACCACUGCUUAGAAAUGCAUUUUCUGUGUGUGCCCCCAAUUUCCCCUUUUGACAGACAGAGAGUUAGGCACAGAAACAGACAAACACACACACAUACAGAGACACAUGCAUACAUACACACACACAUACAGAGACACAUACAUACACACACAUACACUAACACACACACAUGCAAAAUGUUUUAGUCACCCUCCUGUUUCCUACCUUUUAGGUGAAAGGGGACUUUGCCUGGGGUCCAGGGCAGUCACUUCCUCCCAGCCUUUGACCUCAUCACAUCAUGCUGUUAGGGUCACCCGAUGGCAAUGAAUUUACAGGGGGCCUGGUCAGCGCUGCGGUGCUUUAAAAGCGCGACUGGGCCCCCUGGAAUUUUGUUGCCAUCGAGUAGCCCUAAUAGCAUGUGCCACCCGAUACGCCCCUUCAAUGCGGCCGGCUGGGGCCACAUUACAUGGCCUGCUGGCACCCUGGUUGCAGGGGUCCGCAGGGCAGCCGGGCCCCCUAGAGUGGCCCCUGCGACCGCAGUUGUUCCGCCACUGGAUCAUGCCCAUGCAGUCUGACUAAAUCACAUUGUUGAAGCAUCCCUAACCACACCUCUCUUGGAUGUGACACAGUCUCCACACAAAAAAAAAAAAAUGCUUUCAUAUUUACAGCACAGUGAGUUUGCUUUAGUAUUUUGGAGAAACUGCAAUGUUUACAUUGCAUGGUUAAAGCCACCCCUGGUGGCUAUCUUUCUGACAACCGUUAGAGGCAUUUCCUCCUCCAGAACCAAAAGAUGGCAGCAUUUGAUUGAAGGAGCUUGGCUUUUGGCUGCGUAUGCCUAGUUCAAAUUCAUUGCCUUUUUAUGAGCAAUAGAUUGGAAGAGAUUGCGGGUGAAGUCAGCUAAGAUGCUGACAUCACUAGAGGAGGAGCUGGAGAGUGCAGCAGAAAAUCCCUGGUGCAGGAAAGAAGGCGAGUAAACUUUGGGUUCCAUUUAAACACACUGCGCAAUAAGGUGAGGUAAAAAUAAAUUAGGCUCUUUUUCAGGAAGUGUGUAGAGAGGCUAUGUGAGACUCAGACAGUAGAGGUGUAUCUAGGACUGCAUGCACAAAGUGAUUUAUCUCCUAAAGGGCAGAGAAUUGAGCAGCGAGACUGCAGGGGCAUGAUCUGCGGCUUGGUAUACACCAAAAUGGCUUUAUUUAGCUAAGGUUGUUUUGGUGUUUAGUGUCCUUUUUAAGGACCCAGAAAAUUAGGUAAUUGAUAUUCAAGCCAUGUGAGAACCAAAAUAAUACUAGUGGUUACAGAUAUAGAAUAUCUAAUCAUCCUGUUUGUCCUAUUUAUUGUUAAAUCCCCCCUCUCAUAAUAUUGUAAAGCGCUACGGAAUCUGUUGGGGCUAUAUAAAUGGCGAUGAUAAUAAUAAUAAUCCUUAGCAAUCCCCUGCACUGAUUGAGUAGGGUCAAGAUAGCUAACACCAGAGCUCACUGUAUUUUUCCUUUUCUUUGAACUGAACUGGUUAAAUCCCUGUAAAUCUAAUUUCCUGCUAUGAAUUCAUCACUAGGGGUGUUGCGCAUAUGUGCAGAUCUGCAUAUCCUAAACAAAACUUCAUUUUCUUGAUAGAGUCUUUUUUAUUACGCCUACACGUAGCAUGGAGAAGACACGUCUGUGCCUCUGCUUCCAAUUUGCAUUUUGGAGCACAGUGAAAAUCAAAAUAUGUUUUUAGUUAUAAAUGGUUUAUGUGGCUUAUGCAAGAAUUCUUCUCUUCAAAAUUAGUUCAGCCAAUUCAUUUGGAUGUUAACUUAUUCUCCAGGGGAAUAACGAUUUUAAGCAUCAAUUUAUUUUCUAUUACAGAUUUUUAGAAUACUACUUGUUUCUGAACCUCGAAAAUACUUUAAUAUAAGAAUGUGGGAUUGAGAAUAUUAUUUUCCUGAUCAAACAUGGUAGUAUUUAUUUAUGGAUUAGCUACUUCCCUCAGCAGAAAGGACAGGAAAUAGAAUUCUGAAAUUGAUAUAAAUAUAUCUCCCACCCCCUUCUAACGAGGUAGUCUUUUUUUUCCUGUCUUUCACAGCAGCAUGUAAGAAGUCUGCUUUAGCAGGCCUAGAUUUUUAUUUUAUGUUUACCAGGUUUGCCACCUUUAAAAAAAAACAAAAAAAAAUGGGACUAAUUUGCAUAAUUAAUUAUGUAUGCUUGAUGUCACUAGACACAACGUCACGGGAUGUUACGUAACAUUUAGAAGACAAAAGUUCCCUAAAUUGCUAAAAUACUAUUUACAGUGUGUUCUAUUUACAGUGUGUUGGUAGCAUUGUGCAUGUGUAGCAGUAAGUGUAAACGUGUAUACUAUGUUAGAGUGUGGGUGUAGUAUUGUGUGUAUACAAUAUCACAUUGUGUACGCUGUGUGUGUUUGUGGCAGUGUGCCAUUAUGUGUAUACCUUGUCUGAUUGUGGGUGUAAGGAUUUUUGGCUACACAGGCUAAGAUGCAUUUUGUUGCACCUCCCCCCAAAAAAGCAUCUUUACCUAUGUGUCUUGUAAGCCCCUCUUUAAAUCUCUUACCUUCUUUAGCCACUUUCGUAUUUCUUCUCCCAUCUUUUGAAUGUCUUAACCCCUUUUAUGUAUCUUAUCCCUCCUUUUGUGUCUUACUCCCACUUGUGUGUCUCUUACAAUCCCCCUUGUCUGUCUCUUACAAUCCCCUUGUGUGUCUUACAAACCCCCUUGCAUGUCUCUUACAAUUCCCGUUGUGUAUUUCCUACAAUACCCCAGCCCCUUUUUGUGUCUUUUACUUCCCCCAGACCCUGUUAAUGUCUCUUACUUCCCCACCAGCCCUUUUGUGUGUGUCUUACUCUCCCCAGCCCCUUUGUGUGUCCCUUUAUCUCCCCCUUAGCUCCUUUGGGUGUCUCUUGCCUCCCCAGUCAUACAGACAUAGAUAUACAUGCAAAAAGAAAUACAUGCACAAUGAUACAAACAUACAGGGGGGCAGGGGUGAAUACUACAGGGCUCAAAAAAGUCUGCUCUGCCUGUUGACCACUUGAGUGCUGGGAAGGCAGGAGGCAGCCACUGCACACUCAGAGCAGCACUGCUUACUUUGCACGGAGUGUGAGGAGAGGAAGCAGGAGGAGCUAGUUAUCCAUCUGAGAAAAUCUUCCAGAUCUGCAACUAUGUAUCUCUCCUCACUCUGCCUGUCUCAGGGAGCAUGGGGAGGAGUUCCAUCAGACAGAAAUACCGCCACUGCAUUGCCGGUAUUCCUGCAAUACCGGCACCGGCCACAUAGCCUCAAAUACCGGCUGGGCUGGUAAAAUACCGAUUGAGGUUGUCAGAUGGCAACCCUAAAUACCAGUGCAAUAUUUUUGUAGGCCCAGCCAGAGUUCAACCUCUAAUCCCUGAAGACCCAGCAAACAGCACAGAUGUACAGCGCUAUGGAAUUUGCUAGCGCUAUAUGAAUAAAAUAAUAACAAUGUAAGAGUUGCCUCCCGUUAGUUACUGGGGGUCUGACCUACUCUCUCUCUGAGAGGAUGACUAGAUGCAUGAGGCCAAGCCUGGGCAAAGUCUCUUUCGCUGAAGACCAGUAAACAGCACUUCCAUAAGGUGACUACCUAUGUAUGCCUCUUUCAUGUAUCCCACCAUGUUGGGGGCCUUUUUAAUUCUUCUCCUUCCGGUAAAGACGAAUAGCAUAUGAUUAGUGAUGUCCCGAACGGUUCGCCGUAGACUCAUCAUUGAGUAAACUUUGACCCUGUACCUCACAGUCAGCAGACACAUUCCAGCCAAUCAGCAGCAGACCCUCCCUCCCAGACCCUCCCACCUCCUGGACAGCUCACUAAGAAUGCAGCUUCAAAAUGGAUGUAAAAUGGAUGCUGUCCAGGAGGUGGGAGGGUCUGGGAGGGAGGGUCUGCUGCUGAUUGGCUGGAAUGUGUCUGCUGACUGUGAGGUACAGGGUCAAACUUUACUCAAUGAUGAGUCCGUGGCGAACCGUUUGGGACAUCACUACAUAUGAUGUGUGUAUGGAAGCCUAUAGUUUAAACAGUUUAGGCUGUAAGUUGUUCAAAUCCCCAUUUGCCGAUAAAAUACAGGCCUGCAGCAGUUCAUCUGCCUCUAUGGUUGUUUAGUAUGUUUUCCCACCUCAGGUAAGUACAGCCCUGAAGACAGAAAAGAGGCCAAUACCCACAGUAAGAGAAAGCUUCCAUGGGUGACUUAUUGAAAUAAACGCUUGUACCUAAUGUGUUAAAAUCUGACUGUAAGUCCAUGCAGACACUUGUACCUGUGCUUUCGUGCACACAAACAGUCUUCUUUUAGAGAGUGGAAGGUAAUAUAUUGCUUGGAUCUUCUUGCUUAUCUGAAUCAGCAUGUGAGACCAAGGUAGCCUCUCUGUAUGAACUUGUGUGAAGACACAGGCACAGUAUUUGUGACUGAUAUUAUCUCUGAAUAUGAGCUGGUAUGAAGCCAGCAUCAGAAUGUCACCAGUAUAUGCCCUAUGUACAAGUUACUGUAAGGAUAAAACCUCAGUAUAUGUAUCCACUAUACGCUCUAUGUAUGAGUUACUGUGAAGGCACAGCCUCAGUAUGUGUCCACUACAUGCUCUAUGUAUAAGUUGGUGUGACGACACCGCCUCAGUAUAUGUGUCAACUAUAUGAUCUAUGUAUUAGCCAUAGUAUAUGGAAAUUAUAUAAAGACACCGCCUCAAUACAUGAGUGCAAUAUAAUAUUUGUGUAUGAUCUGUUGUGAAAACAACUUAAGCAUAUAUAUCUAACACAAGUUUUGUGUAUGGGUUUCUGUUAGUCAAAGCCAGUUGAAGAACUAAAGUAUAGCUGGGCUCUACCAUUUUACCAUCCUUGCAGGGUUGUAUUUAGCACUGAGCAGUGUUUGUGCAUUUGAAUGUAAGCACAUAUUUGUGUGGAGUGUGUGAAUGUAGGGUUGUAUUUGUAUGUAGUGUUUGCAUUUGAAUGCAAGCAUGCAUUUAUGUGUAGAGUUGUUUUUUAAAUGCAAGGGUGUGUUUAUAUAUAUUUUUGGUGCUUUAAUACAGAGGUGUGCUUGUAUGUAGUAUUGGCAUUUGAAUUCAGAGGUGUAUUUGUAUGUAGCGUUGACUUUAAAUGCUGCACAUAUACACAUACAUAUACACAAGCACACUGUGAUACAAAUACACACACUGACACACAUGCAGAUAUGCAGGCACACAGAUACACACAUUGACACACAUACAGAUACAUACACUGACAGAUAGAUACACACACGGACUCACAUGCAGAUACACACAGGCUUUUGUAGCCUAUAUUUUGCAAUUCUGUUUCCAAUUCACCAUCAUUUUGUAUUUAGACGGUGGGUGGGGCUUGGACCUCAUGGCGGCUGGUUGUAUCUAGCAGUAGCUCCUUGCCGAGCUCUCAAAUUCCGCAUUUUAUAAUGACAACCAGCGCUCAUAUCUGAAUCAGGCAGAGUUCUGAAUUCGGGCAUAGGCUGACCUGAGAUGGCACGCUGUCGACUGUCUACAGUAUGCUGGGCUACAUGCAGAGCACCAUUGCACACACAUCAGUCUACUUAAAAAGCUGAAUAAUUCGAUUUUUUUUAUUUUUUAUUAUUAUUGUGACAGUCGAGGCUCUGUGUGUAGGCUGCAGUGGUAUCUUCCUAACUCUCAUUUAACUACAAUCCUUAACAGGGCCGGAUUAAGAGCCCAUUGGGCCUAGUGCUGACAGUUAUGAUGUAAUUACAGAAUCAUAUUGACAGAAAACACUAAAACAGUUAUACCCACCAAGCGUCAUGUAUAUAGUGGAGGUGGUGGUGAAUGGAAACUCACAGGAUAUAGCUAUCAGAAACACAUAAUCUAUGCUAAUCACGCAAUUUUCUAGUUAAUCCAUACCUCCUAAGAGCAGUGUCCGGUGAAGUUAAAGUAGGAUUUCGGUGUGCGGGGUAAAAGGAUGGGCCACUCAUGUGAAUCACGUAAAGGGACAGACAUGCUCAAAAAGGGGGCACAAAGAAUUAGAUGGUCAGCCUGGCAUGAAUACAAGUCAGGCUGCCUGCCAAUCAUGGAUGACCAAGGUUAUACUUUGCAGACAGCACCCAGAGCUUGGCAUAAAUGAGUCUAUUGAUGCGCCAGCUCUAUGCUUUCUGAGACCUGUCCCUUAGUACUCGCUUGUCCAUUCCUCUACUAACCUUCUUACAGGCAGAAGCUCCUGUUAUACAGUUUGGGAUAGAGAAAAAGUGAAUGUAGUGAGUGUCGAAGAAAGGGAACAUGUCACCGUAUUAGAGAAACUGAAGCAGCAAGAAUAUUUGCACAGCAUGCAAAGUCAGCUUUACCUUAAAUAAUUUAAUUGUCAGCCAGUUCACACCAGUUUUGUUCCCCUACAUUCCUCUUAUGUUUCCAUACUUAGGCAAGAGCAUGUGAAGAGUAGUAAAAAAAAAACUAAAAACUUUUUUUUUUUUUUUAAAUCAAUAGGCCUAUUCCAGCUCUAUCAGCCCUUAUGUUAAUCUGACCCUGAUCCUUUUACUAAUUCUGUUAGCUCUUGUUUUAGCAAUGAAGAUUUAGUCAUUUGUUAGCUAUCAGUUAUACUAAUAUUUCAGUUAUGUUAAUGCACAAUCUAAGAUUAUUCAGCCCUUUUUACCCUGUUGUGGAGCUAAUUGUAUAUCUGUUUGCCUUACAUUGUUGUACAAAUCGCAGUUUUUCCUGACAUUUCACAAUGUUUUCCUGACUGGAAUAUGUAUUGCAUGUUAUUACUAAUCUGUGUAUUUUCUACUAUAAAUCCAAAAGAAAGAAUGUCAAAAAACUGUAAAACUUAAAAAAAACAAAACUUCUUAGAAACUAGUUACAUUCCUUAAACAGUCCUGGAUUGGAUGGGACUGUUCUGAUGUAGAGUUCCCAAUUUCCACAUGGAAUAUGCAUUGCUCUGUAGCACCAGAGACAAGUUUGCACAGCACAGGUACAUGUUUAAAUGGGCACCAUCAGCAGCUGUCUUUACAACAGCUUAUACACAAAGAUUACAUUGCAACCUCUGACGAGAACAGAAGUAAACAAAAAAAAUAAAUAAUACAAAAGGAAUACUCAAUACGGAAUGAGUGGCCAUAGGUAGGACUUUGGAAGAAUGACUGGGUAUAACAUAAGUCACUAAAGAAUUCUGUAAGUCAGGAUGUUUUAACAUUUAAGCCAUCUAUCUGUGUUUAUCAUUUACAGUUGACACUGUAAAUAUUUACUCUUUUACGAAAUAUUUAACACAUUCAAUUCCAAAUGUCUGACAAUGCUUUGCUAUUAGCACCAACACAUGUAGUCGUAACAUAGACUCACCAAUCAUAACCAAACCAAGCUCAAACAAUUGUCUCUGUUAUGGUAUUGUGUUUCACCAAUUACUCGCACAGACAUUACUAGACAAUAGUGUAGAAUUCUUAUAGUAAGCAAUUAAUUUAUAUGACCAUGGGCAUGUCACAUACUGGGAUGGGGUACAUUAUAAGGGUAUAAUAUAGGUAUAUAUUGCAACAGAAAGUGGCACUGAGUGGAGUUUAGCACCCCUCCAUCUUAAAGUGACACUGUCAUCCAAAAAAUGAUUAUUUUAUAAAUUAUAGAAUCUUUAUGAAAUACUCAUACUGACUGAUUAGAAAUUUUACUAAAUCUCCAACCCAGUCAAGAGAUAUACUAGUAACUAGAACAAAGAAGGUACUACUUUGUCUCAGUAUUUUUCCUAUGCCUGAUACUUCUAGACACUGGGCGGAACUACCGGUGUCUAGAAGUGCCAAUCCCCCUAGCAGGGAGUUUGCUUUAUUUAUGGGGGAUUUUGUGGUCUUGCGGGAUCCUCCAUUCACCUCAAUGCUCUACUCCCCAGUAUGCACAAUAGCACAAUAGAGUUAGAUGGUGGCCCCUGCAAAGGGACAGGAUCAGAUAAGUAGAACUCAUCUUUGCCUGCCUCUCCAUCGGACCCACAGCGACGAUGUCACUGUUGGAGGUCUUUCCACAUUCUGCCAAAUGGUGACAGUGUCGCUUUAAAACGUCACCAGCUGCCUAUUUUUUUCCAGUCAAGGAGAGAUUUAUAUACAGUGGGACCUCGGUUUACAAACGCCUCGGUUAACAUAAUUUUCGGUUUACAAAUGAAAAUUCAUAGAAAAUAAUGCCUCGGUUUACAAAUUUUUUUCUCAAUACAAAGCAAAUUUCACCAGGAUGCAUUGCACCUGGGAGGCUUAUAGCUAUUCUGGACCGGCUGCAGAGGCUAUGAAUGUGUUUUUCAGGAGCACAUGGCGCUCAUUGCCCUGAUGAGAUUAUCCAUACCAAAUCACCUUCCCAGAUAGUUUACUCAGUCACAACUCACAUGUAAGAAGAUCUGGCGGUGUUUAUUCGUCAUAUGAUCUGUAGAAUGUGCAGUUACGACAGGUAAAAGAAAAAAUUCUUCCAUACAGGAUAGCAGAGAAACAAGUCACAUAUGAAUGUACAGCAUAGAAUACACUAGAACAGAAAAAAGGGGAGGGGAGUACCUGGAGCAGCAUGCAAACUAUGGAGAGGCCCAAGGGACAAACUUAAGAUGAACAUUAAAGACACAGUACAUAAUAAUAAAACAAUAUCAUGUAACAUGACACUCCCCGCCUGAAAUCUUUAGAUUUCAAAGCCUAUAUAUAUGUAUAUAAAGAUAAGUCCAAAUGUCUAAAAGUCCAACUCGAACCUGUAAGUGAAGAAAACAUUGGAAAUAAUACUGGUGUGUAGACCAUAAAUACGAGAUACCUGCAAAACAAAGAAGGUAUGCAGUAAAUGAACAAUAAACAUGAAGUCCAAUAACAGAUGGCUAAAGUCCUAUAGUCUGCAGUUUAUAGCCAUGGAGCUUCAACAGUGGCAUAGUUAACAGUUAUAGCGGCGUUCUCCCUGCCAUAGUACCGUACGGUCUGGUACUCUUGCAUAAGUCACUCGUUUGGGAGAAGAAGUACCAAUUCUUAGGUAACAACAGUGGAAAUUGAGUAGGGGUUUUCGUGAAGAAACCUUGGAGGCGUCAGCCACAAGCAGCCAUGGAGAGCUGCUGGGGAUAUAGGUCUUGUCCCAUAAUCAGCAGGAUUAAGGUCCGUGGGAAUAUAAUGCCAUUGCUUUGGCAGAGAGAACCUUCUGAUACGUUCUACUCGAUUACUGACGUACACGUAAAAUUGUUUGGUUUGGUUGUAAAUGUAUCCAAGCACUAUCUUACUGUCUGUGUAAAAUGUGAAGGAAUUGAUUUUAAUGUCCAUUUCACUCUUUAUGACUUUGGCUAUUUCCACGGCUAGCACGGCUGCACAAAGUUCAAGUCUGGGUAUGGUAUGUGCAGGUUUUGGUGUUAGCUUUGCCUUGCCUAGAACAAAAUUGCAAUGUAUGUCUCCAUUGAUCCCUGAGGUCUUCAAAUAGGCCACUGCAGCUAUAGCUUCAACUGAUGCGUCUGAGAAAAUAUGGAUUUCCCUCUGUUUAGCGGCUGAAAUGGAGACUGGGGCAUAGCAACAUGGAAUUUGGAGCUGUUCUAGUGGCUUCAGAGAACCUCUCCAUUUCUCCCAUCUUUGUAGUUUCUCCAUGGGUAACGGAUCUAUGUUAUCAGUAGUAAGCUGUCUUAGAAGCAUCUUACCUUGGGUGGUGACUGGGGCUAUAAAUCCCAGUGGGUCGUAGAUGCUAUUCACCAUGGACAAGACUCCUCUCUUGGUGAAAGGUUUGUCACAGGUUGACACUUGAAAGGUGAAUGUGUCUUCUUUGAUGUUCCACAGCAGACCUAGACUUCUCUGCAAAGGAGGCGUGUCUGACCCAAGGUCAAGGUCUUUCACGCUGGCAGCAUAGUCCUCAGAGUGAAAUGCAUUCAUUAGCUCUUGGCUGUUGGAUAUAAUCUUGUGGAGUCUCAAGUUUGCUACGGAUAGCAUCUCCUUUGUUCGGGUGAGAAGAUCAAUUGCUUCUUUAGCAGUAGGAAAGGAUUUGAGCCCGUCGUCUACGUAAAAGUUUCUUUCGACAAAUUGACGAGCGUCGGAUCCAUACUCAGCUUCUCCAAGCUGGGCUGUCCUUUUUAGUCCAUAGAUUGCUACAGCUGGGGAAGGGCUGUUCCCAAAGACAUGCACCCUCAUUCGGUAAUCAAUUACCUCUCUAUUGAGGUCAUUGUCCUUGUGCCAUAGGAACCUGAGGUAGUUUCUGUUGUCUUCCUUGACGAUGAAGCAGUGGAACAUUUGUUGAAUGUCCGCCAUCACUGCUACAGGUUCUUGUCUAAAACGAAUUAGGACUCCAAUCAGGCUGUUGUUCAAGUUGGGCCCUGUGAGGAGCAUGUUGUUAAGUGAGAUGCCUUCAUGUUGGGCACUGGAGUCAAAGACAACUCUGAUUUGGUCUGGCUUUCGUGGGUGAUACACACCGAAGGAAGGGAGGUACCAGCAUUCUUCUCCUUCUUUCAGUGGAGGUGCGGGUUCAGCAUGACCUUUAUCAAAGAUAUUCUGGAUAAAGUCUACAAAAUGUCUUUCCUUCUCUGGUUUCCUGCUUAAAGUAUGCUUUAAGGAGGAGAAUCUUUUAAUGGCUUGAUGUAGAUUGUUCGGUAGCUUCUCUCUCGGGAGGCGAAAGGGUAGGGUUGCUACCCAACUGUUGGAAUCAUCCUGAAAGAACUCGUUGUCCAUUACUUUAAGGAAUUCUUUGUCUUCUACUGAAGGAGCUAACAUGUUGUCUUCACUGCUUGUAUUGAAAACUGUAGAGCCGAACCUGUCAUCGUAUGUGCGGGAAAGGUUUGUGCUGUCAUGUUGCAACUUGCAGCUAGUUACCUUCUCCUUUACCCAGUAGUGAUGUGGGCAUGGCUCAAAGUGAGUAUUACGACCAUUCGGCAAUACGUUUGUCUUGAAUGAAGAAAUCUUAGUAGGCCUUUUCAUUUUGCCUAUACAGACAUUACCUAUGAUGACCCAGCCUAAGUCCAGAUACUGGGCAAAUGGAGCAUCUGAGGGUCUGCUGACCUGCCUGUGCACCUUGCGGACCCUUAGAAUAUCUCUUCCCAGCAGGAGAAGGAUUUUAGCAUCUUUGUCAAGUGGUGGGAUUUCACUUGCUAUUGACUUUAGGUGAGGGUGGAAGAAGGCAACUUCUGGUGUAGGUAUUUCUUCUUUGUUGGCUGGUAUCUGGUUGCACUCUACAAGUGUGGGUAAGGGUAAAUGUAAGUUAUCUCCUAGAGAGGACACAAUAAAUCCAUGUGCCCUUCUUCCAAAGACCUCUGUAGUGCUGCUACAAGUGCCUAAGGUGUAAGGAUGAACCUCUCCUCUUAUGCAAAAUAGAUCAAACAGUUCAGAUCGGGCAAGUGAUCGAUUGCUUUGAUCAUCUAAGAUAGCAUACACCUUUAAAGUCUUUUCUGGUUGAUCCUUGUGGUGAACAUUCACUAGGCAUAUUUUAGCACAAGACUUGUCACGGUGGUCUUCCCCACACACUUCCGUGCAUGAAGAAAAUAUCAUGGUGGGAUUAGCCACCUGAUCUGUAAUUUUCCCGUCGUGAUUUGGCCUGGGAGAAAGGUUUGCAAGUAGUGAAGGAUUGGACUCAAGUGGAUGGAGAGCUUGCACGUGGUCCUCGGAACCGCACUCUAUGCACUUGAUAGGGAUUUUACAUUCCUUGGCAAAGUGAUCAGUGGAAGCACAGCACCUAUAACAUACCCCAAAGGUCUUUAGGAGUUCCUUUCGUUCUUGUAGGGGCUUCUUCCUAAAGCCGUUACAUUUUUUGAGGGGAUGUGGCUUCUUGUGGAUAGGACAUAAUCGGUUUGGGUUUUCGAUCUUGCCGCUCUUAUUUGAGGCGGGAGCUGAGGUGGGAGCGGGAAUAAUGUCUGUCUUCUUAACAGACAUGGGACCUCUAUGGUUCCUGUAGCUGAUAUGUAGCUUGUCACCUUUCAGUGGGGGAGUACUGAACUCACCAAAUGCAAAACUAGGAUCGUUCUUGGUGUCAGCAAUGUUCCUGAUGAAUUCGCAGAAGUAGGAGAAAGGGGGAAAUGAAACCUUGUUUUCCCGUUUGUAUUUUGACCCAAUUUGGAUCCACUUUUCUCGUAGGCCAUACAGAAGCUUGUAAAUGAUAGGGUUAACUCCUCGAGCAGUGUCCAGGUAACGGAGGCCCGGUAGUUUAGGGUCAGUUUUGGCAAGCUGGACUUCAAGAAGAAGGUCACUGAGUCUCUGGAACUCUUUAUUGUCCUUACCGGAUAUCGUUGGGAAAUUUUCCAAUCGUUUGAGCAAUGCAUUCUCUAUGGCUUCAGGACUACCAUAACUCUGUUCCAGACGCUCCCGUGCAGCGGUGAGACCUGCAGUUGGAUUGUCGAUGUAGACUGACCUGAGGCUCUUGACAAGUUCCGUAGAUUGUGGGCCAAGCCACCUGAUCAGCAGAUCGAGCUCCUCAGCAGCAGUAAUACCAAGAUCGCCUAUAGUAGUUUUAAAGGCAGCUUUCCAGCUUCUGUAAUUUUCGGGAUGGUCAUCGAAGCUUACUAGGCCUGACUUGGUGAGCUCUCGUCGAAGUAUAUACUUUACGAACUCUGCUGUAUCAGUUGCCUCUGACUUUACGUAGGAGGUCACUGGUUGAAUGUUGCGGAUUUCGUUGUUUAUGGCAUUGUUGUGAAAAGACUUCGGAAGAUAUGGUGCAACAAGGGUGUUCAGCUGAGUUGUUGGGUUAAAGUCUGGAACGGUACUACUAGCAGGAGGUUGGUGACUUGCUUGCAGAUUGGCGUGCAAUUCUGUGACAUAUGCAGAAUCAGCAUGGCAGUCAGGCGCUGCACUGGGGUGGUUUUGCAUGUAGGAAGUUGCUGGAACAGCUUUUGCCUGGUGGUGUGGUGAAGUCCUUGCGUUGUCGUGCAGAAUGGAGGCAAUUGAGUGCUCCCUGCUCUGGUUUAGAACAUAGUUCUUAGUGCGUUCGAAUGGAUUUUCCACAUCUGCCUUGACGCUGACCCUUUCACUAGCAUUUUCAUCUGCACCAAUAGCUUGUUCCAAAAUCUUUAGUCUUGCUUCAGCUGCCUCAUACUUGCUCUGUUCCUUUAAAGCUUCAAUUGCUGCACUUUGACGUGCUGUCUGAGCUUCCAUUGCUGCCACUUUGGCUUGCAUUGCUACAGCCUCAGCCUCCAUGUCUGCUCUCUUUUUAGCAUAUGCAGCCUGUACUUUGCUAGCCUCUGCUUCGGCACGGGCAUUUAUAAGCUGUUCACUAAGUGUUGAGUGCCUUGAACUUCGGGAUCUAGAGGAACUUUUAGAAUGUCUGGUGGAUACGAAUCUGUGAGAUACAGUGUCCUGUGGCUGCUUUAAUUUUGCUUCUGCCUUUGCUUUAGUUAGCAGGAUAAAGCUUUCUCUUUCCAUGUUAAGAAGCUGGACAUUGUUAAGUUGCUCUAAUGAUUCCUCAGUGUUAAUGUUUUGCAGAAUAGCUAUAUAUUUAUUGCUUGUAGUCUGGUACAGUUCAUAUGAAGCAGAGAGAUGUUUUAUGGCGCUCUCUAGUUGCAGUACCUCAUGGCUGGGACAUGAAAUCACAUCAAUGUAGGUGAGGAUUUUAUCCCAAAUCUGCUUCAAACUGGUUGCUAGUUCAGUUUUCAUGGACUCUCUUUAACCUUCCAUGUGGGUUUCACAGAGCGUUUAGCUAAUGCUCUGGGUCCUCAUCCUGGCUUUCUCCAUGUGGUGCAUGCUGUGGUGUUUCACAUACUGAGCCCUUUCCACUCAUGAUGGCCUGAGGUACACAGGCCUGGCUGUAGCAGUGAAGUGUGUCUGUAUACUGUGUGGGGCUGUAACAAGCUGUGCUGGGGUUGAAUGCAGACUUCUCAUACAAUACACACAGUUACACUUCACUAUGAUCUGUCCUGUGACACAGCAAUCUCUGAACAAGCUGCUGGAUAUGUUCUUUUACUAUUCUGGACCGGCUGCAGAGGCUAUGAAUGUGUUUUUCAGGAGCACAUGGCGCUCAUUGCCCUGAUGAGAUUAUCCAUACCAAAUCACCUUCCCAGAUAGUUUACUCAGUCACAACUCACAUGUAAGAAGAUCUGGCGGUGUUUAUUCGUCAUAUGAUCUGUAGAAUGUGCAGUUACGACAGGUAAAAGAACAAUUCUUCCAUACAGGAUAGCAGAGAAACAAGUCACAUAUGAAUGUACAGCAUAGAAUACACUAGAACAGAAAAAAGGGGAGGGGAGUACCUGGAGCAGCAUGCAAACUAUGGAGAGGCCCAAGGGACAAACUUAAGAUGAACAUUAAAGAAACAGUACAUAAUAAUAAAACAAUAUCAUGUAACAUGACAAUAGCACCGCCCCCUGCAUGCUGGAGCCUGUGGGUAGCACGUGGCGUUGAGUGUGGAGGUGUUGGAGCGGCUUUUGCAUCGAGUUUUGGAGCCAUUCUGGAAAUAGUUUGCAGGUGUUUUGGGACUUUUUGGUGCAUUUCUCAAGCUUGAGAAAGGUAGGGAGCUGAGCUUCGUCGUUUGCAUGCCUUUUAUUAUCCAACAUUAGGUGCCCUGUACAGAAACAAAGCCUGCCUAAGCCCUACAGUAAAGGAAAAGAUUGUACAGCAAAUGCUGAUGCCAAUCAUUGAUUAUGGGGAUGUAGUAUAUGCGUCUGCAUCGCAAUCCCACAUUAAUAAACUCAACACAUUGUAUAACUCGUUCUGCAGAUUUGUGCUACAAUGUAAUUACAGGACCCAUCAUUGUGACAUGCUAAAGGAACUAAACUGGCUAUCGCUGGAAUCCAGACGCACCCUUCAUCUUUCCAGCCUUGUUUUUAAGAGCUUUUCUGGGAAACUCACACCCUACCUGAACAAAAUGCUUUCCCCAGCUGUUCCCACUUUCUAUAACCUCCGAUCCAGUACAAGCACUUUACUUAGUCUACCUCAAUACAAAAAGAAAGCGGCCCGAUCCUCCUUCUCCUACAGAGCGCCGCAAUUGUGGAACGACCUCCCGCACAAUUUAAAAUCUUCCCUAAGCCUAAAGUCAUUUAAGAGAUCCCUCUCUACAUACCUCAAAACAGAAUGCACGUGUCAUGGUUGAUUAUAUAUUUCCUGCCUGUUCUAUGUUAAAUUUUGUAUAUAUUGUGUAUUAAUAUUGUUUUUGUAUUUUGUUGUACCUAAUGUAACAAUGCAAUGAUUUGUGGACCCAGGACAUACUUGAAAACGAGAGAAAUCUCAAUGUAUCUUUCCUGGUAAAAUAUUUUAUAAAUAAAUAAAUAAAUAAAUACUGUGUGUUCUGCAUUGUGGGUUGGUUUCCAUGCCAGCUCAUUUUGACUUUUUUCUGACCUCCAGAACGGAUUAAUUGGUUUUCAAUGCAUUCCUAUGGGAAACCGUGUUUCGAUUUACAAAUUUUUCGCAAUAAGAAACGUCCUGGAGAACGCAUAAAAUUUGUAAACUGAAGUCCCACUGUAUAUAUUUUUUUCAAUAAAAAGGUCAAACUUAAAAAACAAGACACCAAACUUUAGCUGAAUUAAUACAGAUUAAUAAUACACAUAGAUUGCUCCUGUUUAUUACUGGUCCUCCUUCUGUCUAUCUAGAUCCACUGUUCAGUUUAUGUCUCCCUAAACCCCCUAUCCCCUCCCCCCUUCGCUUCCCUUUGAAUGAACACUUACUUUGGCUAGGGUUUGUGACUAAGUGGCUACUAAAAAGACAGGACAUACCCCAUUUUGCAUACCCUGGAUUGUCUGCUUUUGCAAAUGGUAUGCCAUGAUGGGGAUAAUUUUUAUUCCUGGACUGCCAUACAGUCUCAAAGGCAACAUAGGCAGAGCAAACCAAUCUGACAAAUUUCAAUGUGGAAAAACUGAAAUGGGAAAGCUCUAUAUUUGACCCUGUAAUCUCCAAAACCCCAUAAAACUUGUAUAUGGGGACAGGGAUGUGUCUUACACGAGGCAAACAAGGCAGCACUUUGCAGGUGGCGGCAAAGAAAGCCACCCCCAAACGCUCAGGCAGAUCCCUUGCUUGCCUCAUGUCCUGGGGGGCUCAAGAGCUGGCCACUUUUGAGCCCCCCCCCCCCUGAGGCUGGCGGCAGGCAGUGAGGGAGCAUACUCACCUGAGCUCUUCCUGCUCAGCUCCCUCCGCGCAGCUUUAUGAAGCCGGAAGAUGACGUCAGUCCGGCUCCCAGCAUCACUAAGUGGUGCGCGAGGGAACUGAGCAGGAAGAUUAAAGCUCCCUCGCUGCCUACUCUGCCUGCCCGACCAGCAGCCUUACUUAACAGGUAUGUAAUCCACUCCAACUCUCCCAGGGAGGCUGGGUGGAUUUAAAAUAAAAUUUAAAAAAAUAAUAAUUUGUGAGUGUUGGGAGAAAUGUGUAUGUGUCUGUAAGUGUGUAUGUGUGUGUGUCUGUAAGUGAAUGUAUGUGUGUGUCUGUAAGUGUGUGUGUCUAUGUGAGUGAAUGUGUGUGUGCGUCUUAAAGUGAGUGAGUGCGUGCGUCUGUCAGUGAGAGUGUGCAUCUGUCAGUGUAUGUCCAAGUAAUAGUGUGUGUGUAUGUCAUUGUUUGUCAGUGUAUAUGAGAGUGUGUGUCUGUCGGUGAGUGUAUACAUCUGUCACUGAGUGUGCAUCUGUCAGUGUGUGUCCAAGUAAUAGUGUGUGUCUAUGUCAUUGUUUGUCAGUGUAUAUGAGAGUGUGUGUCUGUCGGUGAGUGUAUACAUCUGUCACUGAGUGUGCAUCUGUCAGUGUGUGUCCAAGUAAUAGUGUGUGUCUAUGUCAUUGUUUGUCAGUGUAUAUGAGAGUGUGUGUCUGUCAAUGAGUGUAUGCGUCUGUCAGUCAAAGUGCGGCCUUGACAGGAAGGGGUGGGAAAAAUUAAAAUUAUUCCUGCCUAUUGGAGCAAAAAUCCUAAAUACACCACUGUAUGGGGGCAUCAUUGUAAUUGUGUGACAUGACAGGAUGCAAUGUGUAUUUUAUUGCUGUAAAAGCUAACAGUAUUAUGACAUUAGGUUAAAAUGCCAUGCAGAAUUUGGAAAAUAACAAACUUUCUUAAUUUCUCAGACUUUUUUAGAUAUUAUUCAUACUAAAUUAUGUUUCAUAUAUAAAUAUUUGGCGUGAAAGGAAAGCCCUAUUUCUCCUGAACAAAAUAAUAUAGAAUAGGUGUGAGUGCACGUAAUAUGACAGAGGUAUUAUGAUUAAACAGACAUAUAGUCAAAUUCUAGGGUUUGUUUUGUUCAGAACUUAUACAAUUGCCUCAGUCCUCAAAGGGUUAAAUAAGGAAAUACUUGUUCUUUUACACAAUACAGUAUCUGAAAAAAAUUAAAUACUCACGUUGAGCUGGAUUAGGUCGUAAAAUGUACUUGUUUGAUGAUGCUUGUUUCUUCCAAUGAAGCUUUGAUUUCUAUGUCACACUGGAGACAGACUGCUGGCCGUGCUGGCAUAAUAGGGCUAAAUGAACAGGGGUUUUUUCAGGAAGUUGAUUGACAGGCUGUGCAAGUGAGGUGUCAGCAUGGCUGCAGGAAUAAUGUAGCUUAAUUCCUAUAAAAAUCAAGCAGUGAGUGAGCUGUGUGUAUCGUUAACAGGACAUUAUAAGGACCCAGACCACUUCAUCUCAAUGAAGUGAUUGUCGUUUCGGAUGCUUGCAUUGAAGGGCUAGACACGUCUCUAGUGGUUGUUACCCUGACAGCCAAUAAAUAAUGCUUCCAAAUCCAGAUUUUGAUAGAGAAUGUAGUUGCUAAUUUUAAAAAAAUCAUGUUGUGUCAAAUGCACCAUUUCGGUAUCCCAGUUUCAGUAGGGCUGCUGUUCAAAGAAGCAAUGAUGGUGUAGUUAGGCUUUGUUAUCUCAAUUUUAAUUUCACUAUACAAUUAGUUUUGUCGUUUUAUUUCUACAGGACAAAUUCCACUAUGAUUUCCCUGAUACUCCUAGUUUGGACCAUGCCUUGUGCUGCUAAUAAUCUUUUUAGCAGCUCUACAAAAGGAGAGUCUCAUUUUGUGAAAGAUACCUCUCAGCUUUUCUGCAGUGUGCCUGGCCCCCAGGGGCCACCAGGAAUACCCGGGCAUCCAGGAUCUACUGGAACUAUUGGAAGAAUGGGAUUUCCAGGGAAAGAUGGACAAGACGGAAAAGACGGGGACAAGGGAGAAAAAGGAGACGAAGGUAACAGAAAAUUGUAACUUAUAAUAAGAUAUUACUGUUUUGUAGUAUAUAAAUCUAUAUCUAUCCAUCUUUCCAUCCAUCCAUCUAUCGAUUAGAGUUAUAGAAAAAAAUUGAAUUUUUGCCAAAUGAAAUCCAAACUGCAAGAUAAAAGCUAUAUUAGGUAAGCUGUGAUUAUAGCUGAACUGAAGAAUCCCCAGAGGAGCUGACCUACCGGAGGAAACACCCUCCUCCAACAGCGCAGCCCACAGCCAAUACAUACGCAACCAGGUGCGAUCUUAAUCUAACUCUUUAAGGUCUUAAGGUUGACACAGUUAUGUCGACGAUAUAUGCCCUGAAUACACAGUUACUUAUGCUUACCAGCAGGUAAUAUCUGAACAUCUGUGUACAAAGUUGUAAUGCUGAACCACUUUUUCGGAGCCUGCGUGCUCCUCUUAUUUUCUAUUUGUCGUGAAACUUGAAAUACCACAAUAAACACUAAUUUUCAAAAAAAAAAAAAAAAUAGCUGAACUGGAGAUAAAUAUUCCUAAAUGUUGACAUUUGGAAAUCAUUACACUACAACUCAGAGUUUAGUGAAUAUCCAUGUACCUGAGGCUUUAUUUAACAAAUUAUGAAUGUUUCUUAGUGGUCCUCAAUAUGAAAGAAUAAGUAUGAACAGAGAAGACUUUUCCCAGUGGACCAGUCCAGCCCUGCGUUGCAUUACUUUUCAGAAGAAGAUAUUGAAAAUAUUCCCAGGGUUGGUGCAAGGAUUUUGGACUACACAGGCAAAGAUGCCUUCAUCAGCAACAAAUUGCAUCUUCACUUGUGUGUCUCUGAACCCCCCUGUAACGGAGCUCCCUGUACACCGACCAAGUACCCUCCGUUGAUGGAUGCUCCUAGCGCUUCCUGAGGACUCCAAACACUGCAGCAGAUACCACCACCACCGCAGACUCCACAACCGCCGUGGCUUCACUGGAGUCUCGCCGUCUUCCUUCCACCCUGGAUGAACCUCCAGCAUUCAGGACCGUGUGGGGAAGACCUCUCCUCCAAGGAGAGCGUAACCGGAACAAGCUCUUACAAGAGCUAAGUGAUUAAAGCUCAAGGGAGUAUGCAUAGCAUAGCAAUCCCCAGUGUGAAUAUAGCUGUCCCCUACAAACAUGAGUCAAGGCUGCAAGUUAGAGGGUCCAGUCAUUCUGUUUAUUGGCACACAAAGAACCUUCUUUUAUGCAGGUUUCCCUGAGAUAGGACCACCCACAUGGUUUUACACAACAACCAAUAAUAAACAUACAUUCCAGAAACACUCCCAGCAAUUACACACAAAAAUCCUCCCCUCUGCCUGUGAUAUAAUUAUGUUGCAUAAUGGUUUAACAUAAUUAACACAGGCAGUAAAAAUACAGUUUUUAUCCAUACACUGUAACUUUAAAACUACACAUCCAAAAAUUACAUAUUAUUAAUCAGCACACUUUAAACAUAAACAUAACCAAAAACCAAACAAAUCCAUCCAGGGGUUAAAAAGUUAGCUGGAGGUCCCUUUAUGGCCGACCGCAAGCACAUUUUCCUGCCCAAAACAGUUCCAUAGAUUUGGGCUGUGCGGCCGGUCUAUUUCAGGCUGAAAAAACGACUAAGUCCCAUCGCCGAAUGGGACUUAGUCUCUGCAGCUGUAAAAUCAGUAUGGGAGAAGGUAGGGCUCAGCGAUGUUCGCGGAAAUGUGUAGCCGAUUUUAGUUCCAUGAAUUUGGCUACACAUACCACUGACCUCGUUCGCAUUAACAAAGAUGGCUGCCGCCACAUGUUCGGCCACCCAGCAUUGUCAAUUAAGCUGCGGUUAACUGCAGCUUCUGGGAGGUAAAUUGCCUGCACACUUCCACUUCUGGGUGGUCCGCCUGUGUGGUACUUGGUUCAGUAAGCCCCAUUUACUGAACCAAGUGGGAAAUAGCCAGGCGAAAAGGGUUUGAACCAGGUCUGGGGACACAGGGGACACCGUCUUAAAGGGGCAGUGUCCCAAACAGGUCUGGGGACACUGUCUUAAAGGGACAGUGUUCCAAUCUUCCUGAUGUCCCAAAAAGGUGUUUAAAGGGCCAGCACCAGUCCCAUAAAGAGUCCAUAAGCCACAAUAUGCCCACUGACUGUCUUAAAGGGCCGUACACACCCAAUAAAAGUGCAUAAGUUCUCACAAUCUCCCAGGGGCCAUAGUCAUGUGGAAGGAGGCUGGCAAAUAGGCUUCUCCACAACCCAGGGAAGCAAGGCAAUUUGCCAUUUAAAGGGCCAGUUACAAAUAGCAGUUUGUAACACCCCCUCAUGAGUUUCGUAUCCCCUCCUUGUGUCUUACAUCCCCCUUUAGUGUAUCUUAUAGCCAUUUCUCCCGUUUGUGUGUUUUAAACCCUUUGUACUUUUCCCCAAGCCACGUGUGUGUCUCUCACUUCCCUCAGCCCCUUUGUGUGUCUCUUACUCCCUCACACACCGCAGCCACUGUGUUUCUCCUUUCCUCCUUCCCCAGCCCCUAUGUGUCUUUUUUCCCUAGCCCCUUAUGUGUGUCAUUUCUGUUCACCCACAUCCUCUGUGUAUCUUUCUCCUCCCACAGCCUCUUUUGUAUGUCUCUUCCCCAGACCCUUUGUCUCUUACUCACACCGCAGACCAUUUUGUAUGUUUCUUACCCCUAUCCCAUUUUGUGUGCCUCUUUCUCCCACCCCAGCCCCUUUUGUUUGUGUCUUUCUCCCCUUCCCCAGUCCCUGUUUUUUACUCUUCUCCCCAGCCCCUUCGUGUGCCUCUUUCUCACCUUCCCCAACCCUUGUGUGUGUCUCUUCCCCCCAGCCAAUCUGUGUGUAGCGGAGUCCAAGUCCUAGCAGGGACUUUCCUCCGCUGGUUACGCCAAAAUAUACUCAGGAACAAGUAAAGCAAUCCAAUGGAACAGUCAGGCACAGCAAAUUAAUCCAAAAAUCUCCCACCUCAUCCCCAGCAACUGGACGACACUCAGCUCUGGGUGUAUAACUGAAUUUUAUUCACACAUACACGGCUUUUAUGCCAUAUCCCAUGCAAGGGGUCUCACAGGCAGAAAAUGCAAGGGUUUCAAUCCCAGGAUCCCUUGUGCCUGAGAGAUAAUUGCCUGAGUAAACUCCGUUAAUUUAAUUAUCUUUCUGGUAAAAAAAAAUCCCCAACGCUACACCAUCUGCCCAACACAAAGUGUACACUCAGCCAGUGCCUGCCCCUGAGUUAGCCUUCUUGCUAGCUAGUUUACUGUUACGCUGUUUGGAUACUCUAUUAUGCACUGAGCUCUUGUAAUUUCCUCGCUAUAGGCAUGCACAGUGCACAUACUUUAAUCAAUACUGUUACGCUGUUUAAAUAACCUAUCACACACUGUGGAAUUUUACUUUUGCCUCUAUAUACUUGCCACAAGCAUACAGUGAAUAUAACUCUCAUCACACCCGUUAAGCAGUUAAUAAUACCUAACUUACACUGCACUACUGACAGCGAGAUUAGCCUACACUCCACUACUGAAUCACUCUGAAACUUCCUAAACAUGUACUCGCACCUAGGAAGAACAGGAAAGCGCACAAUUUCCAUAUUAUGCUAACCCACUCCUUCCAUAAGAAUAACACAGCUUAUAAUCGUUUAUUACUCACUAACCUGUUUAGCACAAAUGACAUUACACAUAAUCUUUUCUGGCUGACCAUACGAAUGUUACCCGUUUAAAAAGAAAAAUGUGCAAAAUAUCCAUGUUAUGACAAUGUUAGCUUUGAUAUGCUUGUUAAUGCGUUUAUGGCACAGCAGGCUUGUAUGUUAACCCCGUUGCACGAAAAAUAAAGAAUUAAAGAAAAAAAAAAUCCCCCAAAUAUCUCGUAACCUAAAAGUCCCCCAACCAUCCAUAGGAACCCCACAAAAAAAACACAUUCCAACAUAUCCGAGAAUCACUCAAAUCUGUUUGCUAGAACAGGCUCGUGUAAGAUUUGACCAGCCAGACAUGAGGUGGUAGCCCAAAAUAGUUCCAGGAGGAUAGGUGCCCUGGCCGCUCUCUGUUUGUGAGGUUCAUGUGCGAAAACCAUACAAGGGAAUCUCUUGCUUUCACGAUACAAAUACUCCCCCUGUCCGGUACUUCAUAUCUCCCGAACGCCGUUCAUGUAGGUGGUCAGAAACAGGAAUGGGCAGCGGUCAAAAUUUUACCGUAUUUUUGUCACAAAAGGUUACCUGUGUGAGUGCCUAGCUGGAAAGGGUCCAAUGCACUCGAUGACCAAGUACCGCUGCCCUCGUUCGGGAGACAGGAGGAAGCGCUCAUUAAAUGUUUCCCUUGCGGUUUCGCACUUAAGUGGUGGGUGACAACGUUCAAAUGGGGCAUAGUGGUGGUCCUCGUUCGGGAGGUGAGCGCAUUUCAUUCACAUGAAGUCUCCCAAACGGACAAAGUGUAAUCACAUGAAAUAUACAAGAUAAAACACAGUACUGUAUCGGGGGUGUACGGACAGCCAAGGAAGGGAAUAAAAGUUGUUGGAGCUGAUCCAUUCGGCUACAGUGUGUCUCCCUAUCCCUUUCACCACUCCAGCCCCUCUUUUAAAUCUCUGGCUCCCCCCUCCUCCCCUGGUCUCUUCCCCUUACCUCCUGCUCAUUUCUAUUUUGUAGAGUGGUCAAGCAGGCUGCACUAGAGGAUCUUCUGUAUCCAAUACACAUUCUGUCAGAAAACUGUUCAUUGCUCCCAGCAAACACUUCUUGUCAGACCGGGUGGAAGAUCCUCUACCGCAGUCUACUCGGCCACACUACAUGAAGUGACUGGCAGGAAGGGAGAGCUGUGCUGUGCUCUUCCUUCCUGCUGGUCACUGUGAAAGUUAUGUCUAAGGCAGCCGCAUGUGUCACCUUAUGGUUGCACCGGUCCUAAAUAUUCCAGGAAUAUAAUAAAAACCACAAACUAUGCAAAGAGAGACUUUGUUCAAAGCUAAACUGCAACUAUUGGUCAGAUGCUGAGUUUGGCUUUUUCUUAUGGAACACAGCCAUACACUGUUUAUAUUCCUAGAGGGUGGGAGGGACCUGCUAGUUAUGGGUUAGGGGUUAAGAAUGAGAUUUGCUCUACUGAUGUGAAAUUGCUGUGGGAAUAUGUUCAAAGCUUUAUACAAUGUAGACAUUAACCCUGUGAGUAUAGAAAUGACUGAAAAUUGAAACUUUUGUUUUGCAGAGUUUUUUCAGUGCCAAAUAUUGCAGUAGAUGAUUUGUAUUGUCUUUAAAGUGAUUUAAAAAAAAAAAGUGAAACAAACUAGUAAUGUUGUCAAUUAAACAUACUCACAAUUGUGGUGAAAAGCAUGUGCCCAAGCCAAAUAUAUUCUUUGCCUUUUGUCCAGGUAGAACAGGUGCAUUUCCACUGGAAGCAGCAUGAUGUGCAGUUAUCGAUCAAGAUCGAAAUAAGAAUCUAGUUUUUAUGUAAUUGUUGGAAUUACUUAAAUUGUAAAUAGGGUACAAAUGUUCUGACUUGUCAGUUGAAGACAAAUGUUUGUGGAGAGAGUAAAAACCAAAAUUGCAUGUGAAAAUGGCACUGAGAUAAAUUCACAUGCAAUUAUGUCAAGCAGCACCUUAAAAAGUUUGACGUGUUUGUUUGGUCACCUUGUUUUGUAAUAUAUUUGUUUGUGGAUAGAGUGCAAUACAUUUCUUAUGUUAUCUGCUAGUUGGAUGUCUUUGUAAGACUGUUUAGGAUAUAGAGUCUGCUCCGCCACUCUACAAAAUAGAAGUGAGAAGGAGGGAAGGGGAAGAUACCACAAGGUGGGAGGGGGGACUCAAAUGAGGGGCUAAUGAAGGGGUAAAAUGGAAAUUGGGGGGGGGAAGAGACACACACAGGGGUUAGGGAAUAUGAGAAAGAGGCACACAGAGGGGCUGGGGAGAAGAGUCACACAUAGGGACUGGGGCAAGGGAGAAAGAGACACACAGGGGCUGGGGAACUGGAGAAAGACCCACACACACACAGACUGGGGGAGGGGAGAAAGACACACAAAGGUGCUUGGGAAGGGGGAAAGACACACACAAAAGGGGCUGGGGGAAGAAAGACCUAUGGUGACAUUUUUUAUUAGAGACAUUUUUUUUAUUACUGAUAUUGCAGAAGGUCUUGAUGGUAAGGUAUGUCUUUUUGCUGAUGAUACUAAGAUAUGUAACAUGGUUGAUGUUCCAGGAGGGAUAAGCCAAAUGGCAAAUGAUUUAGGUAAACUAAAAAAAUGGUCAGAGUUGUGGCAACUGACAUUUAAUGUGGAUAAGAUAAUGCAUCUUGGACGUAAAAACCCAAGGGCAGAGUACUGAAUAUUUGAUAGUCCUAACCUUAACAUCUGAGGAAAGGGAUUUAGGGGUGAUUAUUUCUGAUGACUUAAAGGUAGGCAGAUAAUGUAAUAGAGCAGCAGGAAAUGCUAGCAGAAUGCUUGGUUGUAUAAGGAAAUGUAUUAGCAGUAGAAAGAGGAAAGUGCUCAUGCCAUUGUACAGAACACUGGUGAGACCUCACUUGGAGUAUUGUACGCAGUACUGGAGACCGUAUCUUCAGAAGGAUAUUGAUAGUUUAGAGAGAGUUCAGAGAAGGGCUACUAAACAGAUUAGUCUUAAAUUAGAGGGGCAAACGUUUAAAAAUAAUAUCAGGAAGUAUUACUUUACUGAGAGGGUAGUGGAUGCAUGGAAUAGCCUUCCAGCUGAAGUGGAAGAGGUUAACUUGUGGUGGAAUCUCGGUAAAAAUAAAUUUAGUAGACCGAGAUUACCACGUGGCAUGUGUACGUGCAUAUGCUGACGUAUCGAUCAGUUGGUUGCACGAGGCAAGAUACGAUCAGUAGUGUACGGAGCAUGUGCAAGAAUACAGGAUGUAGUAUUCCCCUCCUCCAUUGUGCUGGACAAGCCAUGCGGUCAAGCAGGAAGUUAAUUCUUAUUUGUAAUGAUUGGUCAAGAGAAUGUGCGGGUGGAGCUUAAUAUGGGAGGAGUUAUGUGCCUAUAUAGGGAGCCUGCACUAUUGUUCAGGGCUCAGAACUUGCUGUAUUUUUGGUGACAUUAGUCCCUCUGAGUCCCGAUCGGUGAUCCAAUAAAGAAUCUCUUCCUUCCUGAAGAAACCUGUGUCCAUCCCUCUGUGCUUUGCUUCCGUCAGUUUCUCCGGUAUCAUUUGGUGCAUUGGCCGGGAAGCUCAUCGUUCAACGGUAGCUGAGAGGCAGAGGCGUGAGACGGUCUAUCUUUGCCCACGUUCUCUACGGCUGCACCCCUGAACUUCUGCGUGGACCUCCCUUCGUCUCGGCGCCACUGGUCUGUUGUCCAGGAGAUCAUCGGCCUCUACGUAAGAAGUGCUGGGGUGUCCCCGUCGAUGAGUGUGAACUCAGGUUCAGGAACGAGGAGGUAAGACAACUGCUGUUUUAGACGGCAGACCCACUAGGGGUAUACCGAUUGUGCGGUAGGCCCAAAAGGGGUUUAAAUCUGUGUAUGGAAUCUGCCCCCUCUGUCGGAGGGAAGGAGCGAAGGCGCACCGCUCGAUCGAACGCUCUUUAGUAAGACCGUUUGAUCUGGUUAGUCAGGCGGGGUCCUGUGUAAAUAGCCCUAGCCGGACACCGGUGUCUUGUCUAGACUAGCGUUCUAGGGUGUAUAUUACGUUCGCUAGGUCGGAGGGACCGGGAGACUAAGCGGCGCCUGUGUAAAUUCGGUUCGCUAGCUCUCAACCUAUCUUGGCUAAGUGGGAAGGCGUGUAAAUUUGGAACCCACUAGACUUUUGAUAGAGUAAAUAGACUAGAAGGGCAAUUUUGUAAAUUCCGCCCUCUAGUUCGCUAUAUGUGGUGCUUGGGCAGUGUGGCUAACCAAAACGGGUGUAUAUAGUUUUAGGUAGUCCAUUCAAGGUACUGGCCAAUAGUUUAGUUGGGAUUGUAAAUGUGUUAAAGAUUGUUAGUAAAGUGUAUAUCUUGUUAGAUAGCGCGAGCUCAGCCGUCUAGCGAGAGUGUUAAUAGUGUGUUGCUGUAUCAUAGUGCACGGUACCAUAACCCUGUAUAUUUACUGACACUGUAUAUAAGUACUAAUCAUUGUCGUCUAUUGCAUGUUUAACACCGUAACCACUAAUAAUUGUAUUGUGACCUUAAAUUGUGCUUUGACCUAUGCUAACCGUACUGUAACCGAUACUAGUAAAAGACGAUGUUACUGGGGUGUGUUAUAGACGGGUAAUUCAUAUAUAGAGAAUUAUAGCGUGGGUGACUGUAUAGUUUCGCCAAAGGGCAUAAUAUUGAUUAUUUAGUGACUGGUGUAACAGCUGUGUGUGUACGGGAAUUCCCUGAGUGAUUAUUGUGUUAUUGUGUACGUUUCACUCGGUAACUGUACCACGUGGUGCUGUUGCCAGAGGAAACGGGUGUGACUGUUGAAUAAGAACGCGUGCAUAGUAUUCGUUGUCAACGACGUUCCAUUGAUAAGUAUGGGCGCGUCAGAGUCAACGAUUUCGGAUCCCUUAGGUUGUAUGGUAAAGAAUUUUAAAAAGGGAUUCAAAACAUGUGAUUUUGGGGUUAAAAUGUCUCCUGUACGUUUGGUCACUUUGUGCACUAGGGAGUGGCCUACUUUGGUUGCGGCAUGGCCGCCGCGUGGCAGUUUGGAUCCAACCCUGGUACAGCGUGUACACGUGGCUGUAUCAGGUAGGCCUGAACUUUACGGACAGUUUCCAUACAUUGAUUGUUGGAGGCAGGCCGUAAACGACUCGCCAAAAUGGAUCCGGAUAUGCCACGAGGAGCAAUGUCGCCUCAUGGUGGCCAGGACUUGUUUGUCCACUAGGACUGGUGUUAGGCCCAUUUUGGACACGCCCCCUGAGUCCGAGAUCCCUUUGCCGCCCCCUUACUUUCCUUUAAGAGGAAGUGACGCGAAUGCAGGAAGUUCUGCACCCCUUCCCCUAUUGCCCCCAUCCACUUCCGCUUCCUCCUCCAGUACAGAAUCCACCCCCCCUCGUAUUAAAACUCCCCUUCCGGAACCAGGACCAACCCCCAUUAGAUCUGAAUAUCCUGAUUUGGCGCCACUUCAAACUUCCGGUCAAGCUUCUUCUAGCUCGGCUCGGAGUAUACUAUUCACUGACUUUUCCCAAAAUCAAGUUCCCACAUCCUCAUGCCCUAUUACCUCUCGACCGGAACCUUUAACUGACGCCCCUCCACGUAGCCCCAUACUAACCCGACAACUGACCGGUACCCAACAAUUAAAACAUUAUCAGAUGCCUCUUCGUCUGAAUCCUGGGUCAGCCUAUAUCGAUGCCGCAGGUCAAAUGGCACAUGCUGACCCAGUCUUCGUAUAUGUCCCGUUCACGACUACCGAUCUCUUGAAUUGGAAGACCCACAAUUCCUCGUACACUGAGAAACCACAAGCUAUGACCGAUCUGUUCACCUCGAUAGUUCAGACACAUAACCCGACAUGGGCUGAUUGCCAGCAGUUAUUAAUGACAUUGUUCAAUAAUGAGGAAAGGACAAGGAUUAACCAAGCGGCCAUUAAGGCGCUAGAGGAGAGAGCCCGUGCUUUAAAUCAAGCCAAUCCGGCAGCAUGGGCCGCAACACAUUACCCUAACACCGAUCCUGACUGGAAUGUAAAUGGCGCAGAUAUGGCUCAACUUAAAGCCUAUAGAGAUGCUAUAAUUGCUGGCAUGAAAGCCGGAGGGAAGAAAGCUAUUAACAUGUCGAAGACAGUUGAGGUGAUUCAGAAAAGUGAUGAAGCGCCCAGUGUCUUUUAUGACCGAUUAUUGGAGGCAUACCGCUUGUAUACCCCCUUUAAUCCGGAAGACGCUGAUAAUUCCCGAAUGGUAAACUCCGCCUUUGUCAGCCAAGCUUACGGAGAUAUUAAGCGCAAGCUACAGAAAUUAGAAGGGUUUGCAGGUAUGUCUAUCACCCAACUAAUGGAGGUAGCGAACAAAGUAUAUAUGAAUAGGGAAACAGAAAGUAAGAAAGAGGAAGAGCGCAAGAUGCGUAGAAAGGCAGAUAUGCUAGCGGUAGCGAUCGCAGGCGUAGAUAGACGGGGCCCAGAUAGAGGCGAUGGUAGAUGGAAUAGGGAGCCUUUGAGUAGGAAUCAGUGCGCGUACUGUAAGGAAGAAGGGCAUUGGAGGAACGAGUGUCCGCAAAGAGAGCAGUAUGAGAGAGACUUACCCAGGGCAGGUUACGGAAACUUUAGAGGCAGAGCGAGAGGUAGAGGAGGCCCCGGAGGGAGUAAUGGUAAUAGAGGGAGUAAUGGGAACAGAGGAAGUGUAAGGGAAGAUAGGUACUAUCCAGCAGCGCAAAGGUCCCGCGAUAGAGAAGGUAGGGACUUUGUGGGAUUGGCUGACACGGUCAUGGAGGACUAUUGAUACCGACCGGGCUCCAUCCCCCUUGGUCGAGCGGAGCCUAUGGUCGAUGUAUCAAUAGGGGGAAAAAGGAGUGCGUUCAUGAUCGACACUGGUGCUGAACAUUCGGUGGUGACUAAUCUAGUUGCUCCUCCAUCUGGAAGAACUAUUACUGUAAUAGGAGCAACUGGAAGAAGUGCUGAAAAACCGGUUCUUAAAAGUCGACUCUGUACAUUGGGAGGCCACGUAGUAAAACAUCAAUUCCUUUAUAUGCCUGAGUGUCCAGUCCAAUUGCUGGGACGUGAUAUGCUAUCCAAAUUACAAGCGCAGAUUACGUUCCUACCAAAUGGAACAACAUCCUUAAAGUUUAAUGGACCCUCAGGUAUUAUGACAUUGUCUGUACCAAAGGAAGAAGAGUGGCGACUUUAUACAGUGUUGACUAGCCAAAACCCGAGGAGUGAUGAAUCCUUAUUUAACAUACCAGGAGUUUGGGCAGAGAACAACCCACCAGGACUGGCCCGCAAUAUUCCACCUAUUAAAAUCGAACUAAAACUUGGGGUUUAUCCAGUAAGCCUGAGACAAUAUCAUAUUCCGCAGAAGGCUAAGAAGAACAUCCAAUCUUAUCUGGAUAAGUUCAUACGGUAUGGUAUCCUAAAAUUCUGUACUUCCCCCUGGAACACCCCAUUGCUGCCUGUUCAAAAGCCCGGUACAGAUGAGUAUCGACCUGUGCAGGACUUGAGAGCAGUCAAUGAUGCGGUUGUUAGUAUACAUCCAGUCGUGCCCAAUCCAUAUAACCUGCUUGCUUUAAUUCCGGGCGGGGCUACUUACUUUACAGUCUUAGAUCUCAAAGAUGCCUUCUUUUGCCUCCGAAUUGCCGCAGAAAGCCAAUGUAUCUUCGCUUUCCAAUGGGAAAAUGCUGUAACGGGCUCGAAACGCCAAAUGACCUGGACAAGAUUGCCCCAGGGGUUUAAAAAAUUCACCUACCCUAUUUGGUUCAGCUCUAAGUCAAGAUCUACUAGAUUUCGAGUCUAUCCCAGGAGAGUGUGUAUUAUUACAAUAUGUAGAUGACUUGUUGAUAGCAGCAGUUACAAAGGAAGUAUGUCAGCAAGCAACGCACGAUCUACUACACAUUCUCUGGAAGGCAGGAUACAAGGUGUCAAGAAGGAAGGCUCAGUUGUGUUUGCCAACUGUCAAAUAUCUGGGAUUCCAUAUCUCUGAAGGUCAAAGAAUUAUGGGGCCAGAGAGAAAAGAAGCUGUGUGCCAAAUACCGAUACCCAGGAAUAGAAGACAAGUGCGAGAAUUCUUGGGGGCAGCAGGCUUCUGUAGGAUAUGGAUUCCCAGCUACGCGAUACUGGCAAAACCUCUGUAUGCAGCUAUCAAAGGUACAGAGCACGACCCCUUCUUAUGGACUCAAGAACAGCAAACGGCAUUCGAAGAUGUGAAGAGGGCUUUGAUGAGUGCCCCAGCAUUAGGUCUACCUGACCACACACGGCCAUUCUACCUGUAUGUACAUGAGCAAAGAAGAAUGGCUGUGGGAGUAUUGACACAGUACUUGGGAUCAUGGCAAAGACCUGUUGCCUACAUGUCUAAGCAACUGGAUGCAGUGGCCAGCGGACUUCCACCUUGUCUAAGAGCUGUAGCUGCAGCCGCCCUGCUAGUAGCUGAAGCCGAUAAACUCACUCUGGGUCAAGAACUUUAUGUACGAGUUCCACAUGCAGUACAGACGUUGUUGGAUUACAAAGGAAAUCAUUGGUUUAGUAACAGCCGUAUGACCAAGUAUCAAGCAAUGUUGUGUGAAAACCCAAGAGUGCAUUUAGAGACUGUAAAUACCUUAAAUCCAGCUACCCUUUUGCCACAACCUACUGAAAGUCAACAUGAUUGUUUGGAAGUAAUGGAUGAAGUAUUUUCAAGUAGACCAGAUCUUCGUGAUUUUCCCAUCCAGAACCCUGAUGUUCAAUAUUACACCGACGGCAGUAGUUAUGUAAAAGAAGGGAUCCGCUAUGCAGGAUAUGCAGUAACAACGAUAGACAAGGUGAUAGAAGCUCGGCCACUGGCAAAAGGAACAUCAGCACAAAAGGCAGAAUUGAUAGCACUGACACGAGCGUUACAAUUGGCUGAAGGUUUAAGAGUGAACAUCUACACGGACUCCAAGUAUGCGUUUUUAACCACUCAUGCCCACGGAGCUUUGUAUAAAGAAAGAGGACUAUUGAAUUCAGAAGGCAAAGAAAUCAAAUACGCAGCUGAGAUCCUACAACUAUUGGAAGCAGUGUGGGAGCCGAAAGAAGUCGGUAUUAUACAUUGUCGGGCGCAUCUGAGAGGAGAUGGUGAUGUAACCAAAGGGAAUCGGAUGGCAGAUAGUGCAGCUAAGCGUGCUGCUGAAUCAGGAAGACAGGAAUAUGUGGGGCAUAUAGCUGCUCUUAUACCAACUCCACUGUCUCAAUGGACUCCAAUUUAUACAGCUCAAGAAGAGGAGUGGUUAAGGACUGAACCUGGAAAGUAUUUGGAGAACAAAUGGUAUCAGUUAGAAGAUGGAAGAAUAGUUAUUCCAGCAUCACUAGCGGUAGAAAUUGUCCAAAACUAUCAUAACGGGACACAUUCUGGGAGAGACAGUACAGAAGAAUCUCUCAGAAAACAUUUCUACAUACCAAGAUUGUCCAACUUGACUCAGGCCAUUGUACGUAGAUGUGUAACGUGUGCUAAAAAUAAUGCAAGACAAGGACCAGUAAAGCCACCAGGAGUCCAGUUUAUGGGGGGACUUCCCAUGUCCGAUUUACAAAUUGACUAUACAGUGAUGCCUAAAUCGGGUGGACAUCGCUACCUGCUGGUAGUGGUGUGCACCUAUUCAGGCUGGGUAGAAGCAUGUCCUACUCGUACAGAGAAAGCAGGAGAAGUCGUGAGAUUCCUGCUACGAGAAAUAAUACCCCGAUAUGGACUACCCUGCUCUAUAGGAUCGGACAAUGGUCCAGCUUUUGUUCAUCAGUGCCUACAACAAUUGACUCAUAUGCUUGGUAUAAAGUGGAGGCUUCAUACGGCAUAUAGACCCCAGAGUUCUGGUAAGGUAGAGAGAAUGAAUAGAACUAUUAAGAAUCAGUUGGCUAAAAUGUGUCAGGAAACCCAACUUAAGUGGAACGUUCUCUUGCCCAUAGCUCUAUUGCGAAUCCGUAGUACACCUACCAGAAGGAUGGGCCUCUCUCCUUUUGAAAUCAUGUACGGGCGACCACCUCCCGUGCUUGGUAACUUAAGGGGGGAUUUGAGUCAGUUGGGAGAAGGAAUUACCCGGCAGCAGGUUGUAGAGUUGGGUAAGACUAUGGAGGAGGUACAGAAAUGGGUACAAGAUAGAUUACCUGUGAAUAUUUAUCCCCCAAUUCAUAGUUACCACCCAGGCGACCAAGUGUGGAUUAAAGAGUGGAAUAAUGUGCCGUUAGGGCCCAAGUGGAGAGGUCCUUAUGUUGUUCUUCUGUCUACCCCUACAGCGAUAAAAGUAGCCGAAGUGGCUCCGUGGAUACAUCACUCCAGGGUUAAACCAGCAGCAGCCGAUUCCUGGCAAGUUACAGCAAAUCCAGAGAAUCCCUGCAAGAUCCGGUUAAAACGCACGACUCAGUCGGAGUGACGAGGAACCUUGUAGAUUACAAAUUUUAUUGUUUCAGAGACUUGGUAAGUGAGUGAGAAGGCCAUAAUAAAGCCUGUCCACUCACCAACGAGUGUAUAAGUCAGGGAAAGUCUUGAGGGGACCCCUGUGAAGACGAGCAGAACUCCAUUCCCUGCAGUCCUUACAUCCUGGAAGCUGAGGUGCCUUCGCACGGACGAAGACUGAGGAUGACGACGAAAGAUGUAUUUUUAAUAAUGUUUAUUUAUGUGUAUUUUUAUAUUCAGGAAGGUAGAGGUACCAACACUCCUAGCUGUGAGGUAUGCAUUAAGACUACAAGAACAGGUAACCAUAUAUCCCAGACCCUAAUUUGGCAUUCGCAAUAUGAGUGUAAAGGAGAUGUAUCAAGAUGUAGAUACUUAAAUAUAGAAUAUAGUGUGUGUCAUUUAGGAGUAGGAGAACCUAAGUGCUUCAGUCCUGAGUAUCAACCCCGUACAAUUUGGUUGACUCUCAGAAAUGGAGAUCCUCAGGGGACCCUAAUUAAUAAGACGGUAUUAAAAUCCGUAUAUUCUUCAGGUGCUCUGCUAUUUGAUGCGUGUAAAGCAAUAUCAAGUGGUAGAAAGCCGUGGAAUGUAUGUGGGGAUCUUAGAUGGGAGAGGACGUAUGGGUCUAACGAUAAAUAUAUUUGUCCCAGUAGUAAAAAUAAAUAUGUAAGUCCAAGAUGCCCAAAUAGAGAUUAUAACUUCUGCCCAUAUUGGUCUUGUGUGGGGUGGGCGACUUGGGGACAGACAGCAGACAAGGACAUGAUUGUGACUAAGUUGCCUACUAAUCCAUAUUGUAAGUCUAUGGAAUGUAAUCCAAUCCAUAUACUUAUAAAUAACCCUGACAAGUUCUUAGAUAAAUAUGGUAAUUUAUUUGGGUUUCAAAUAUAUGGGACGGGUUUAGACCCUGGGACAAUAUUGUUUAUAGGGAUAGAGACUGAUACGGUAACCUCCCAAACUCAUCAAGUAUACCAUUCCUUUUAUGAAGAGAUGAGCAUAGAUAAUAAGAUCCCCCAUAAUGCUAAAAACUUGUUCAUUGAUUUAGCCGAGAGUAUUGCCGGUAGUCUUAAUGUUACCAACUGCUAUGUGUGUGGAGGUACUAACAUGGGAGACCAAUGGCCUUGGGAAGCAAAGGAGGUAAUGUCCGGUUCUGAGGCAGUUGACCAAUUAAUAUCUACACAAGCCGACUAUCAUAUGAGUGUUAGAGGUAAAUCUGAGUGGAGAUUGAAGACCUCCAUCAUAGGUUAUGUUUGCAUAGCGAGGAAAGGAAUGAUGUAUAAUACUUCUGUAGGAGAAUUAACUUGUCUAGGGCAAAAAGCUUAUGAUGAUGAUACAAAGAAUACAACUUGGUGGUCGGCUUCAAAUGUCUCAGAACCAUCUAACCCGUUUGCAAGAUAUGCCAAUUUAAAGGACGUAUGGUUUGAUCUAUCCAUCACAUCUAACUGGAGAGCCCCAGCGAAUUUGUACUGGAUCUGUGGUAAGAAGGCCUAUUCGGAGUUACCACAGGACUGGGAAGGGGCAUGUGUGUUGGGUAUGUUGAAACCAUCCUUCUUCUUGUUGCCUAUUGAAACAGGUGAGACUUUAGGUGUUAAAGUGUAUGAUGUGAAUCAUAGGAAGAAAAGGGGACCCAUAGAGAUAGGUGCCUGGGAAGAUAAUGAAUGGCCUCCCCAGCGUAUUAUAGAUUAUUAUGGGCCAGCCACGUGGGCAGAGGAUGGUACCUUUGGUUAUAGAACCCCUAUUUAUAUGCUCAACCGCAUUAUAAGGUUACAGGCGGUGGUUGAGAUCAUUACUAACGAGACAUCACAAGCGCUCAAUCUUCUAGCGAAGCAUAAUACCAGGAUGAGAACAGCAGUUUACCAAAAUAGAUUAGCCUUGGAUUAUCUUUUGGCAGUAGAGGGAGGUGUAUGUGGGAAGUUUAACCUGAGCAAUUGCUGUCUUCAAAUAGAUGACGAAGGGCAAGCAAUAGCUGAGCUUACUAGCCAUAUGGUUAAACUAGCGCAUGUGCCUACUCAGGUAUGGAAAGGGUACAAUCCAAGUAGUUGGUUUGGUAGCUGGUAUGAGUGGUUUGGAGGGCUUAAGGCAGUGGUAGGUGGAGUCCUACUGAUUUUAAUGUUGUGUCUACUCCUGCCGUGUCUUAUACCCUUAGUAGUUAGGUCUGUGCAAAGCCUGAUAGAAAAUAUAGCAGAGAGGAAGGCUGCUGCACAGAUAAUGGCAAUUUAUAAAUAUAAGGCUCUAGAUCAGGGAGAACCAAUGCAGGAAGACGAGUGUUGAAGAUUCACAUCAUAGGAUAAGUCUGGUCUGGUUCAAAGGUAACUUGUGGUGUAUGCAAACCAAGGUUAAGUGAUGCCUCAAGUAAUUGUAAAAUAUCAAGAGGCAUCAAAGGGGGGAAUGUGGUGGAAUCUCGGUAAAAAUAAAUUUAGUAGGCCGAGAUUACCACGUGGCAUGUGUACGUGCAUAUGCUGACGUAUCGAUCAGUUGGUUGCACGAGGCAAGAUACGAUCAGUAGUGUACGGAGCAUGUGCAAGAAUACAGGAUGUAGUAUUCCCCUCCUCCAUUGUGCUGGACAAGCCAUGCGGUCAAGCAGGAAGUUAAUUCUUAUUUGUAAUGAUUGGUCAAGAGAAUGUGCGGGUGGAGCUUAAUAUGGGAGGAGUUAUGUGCCUAUAUAGGGAGCCUGCACUAUUGUUCAGGGCUCAGAACUUGCUGUAUUUUUGGUGACAUUAGUCCCUCUGAGUCCCGAUCGGUGAUCCAAUAAAGAAUCUCUUCCUUCCUGAAGAAACCUGUGUCCAUCCCUCUGUGCUUUGCUUCCAUCAGUUUCUCCGGUAUCAAACUCAGUAAAGGAGUUUAAGCAGGCAUGGAAUAGGCAUAAGGCUAUCCUAGGUAUAAGAUAAGGCUAGGGACUAAUGAAAGUAUUUAGAAAAUUGGGCAGACUAGAUGGGCCGGAUGGUUCUUAUCUGCCGUCACAUUCUAUGUUUCUUUGGUGGGAGAAAGAGACACAAAAGGGAAUAGGGGGUAGGAGACAUACAAAAGGGGCUGUGGUCAUAUAUGUAACUUUCCCAGGAUACGGUCAGGGCCUGUAUUAUGGGAAUUUUUGGGUUAUGGGUUUUGUAGGGUAAGAGGUUUCUGCCUUGAAGGUGCAGAGGACUGCAACUCUCAUUGUUUUUAGUCAGGAUUUGCUUUUCUAGUAUUGUCACACGUCCUUAGACAUCACAAUAGGAUGUGCCCUUUCUGGUCAUUGCAGAAAGAAGAAAGCCUAUUAAAUUCAUACCUCCAAACACGGGGUAGUAUGAGAUGGGGACGGGUGGGCAGGCCUGAGGGGGGCAUAAUUGGUGAUGCCUACAAACAGUACGGGCAGCUCAGCUGACAUCCUAAGCCAAUUAAUGAAUGGCAGCAUCUGGUUUCUGUAGCACUGCAGGAAAGCUCUCCAGGUAAGGGGCAAACUGUUGCAAAAUUGACAGGAUACUCCUGGCAUCAUAGCCACUAUGGUAACUCUUUAAAGUUAAACCAAAAUGUACAACCCAUUCAAUUUUCUGAACCAUUCUUUAGUUUGGAUUCUUUUCCUUGUUCUACUGACCACUAAGUUUGCCCAAUAUAAAAAUGGCGUGUUUUUUUUGUUUUGUUUUGCUUUGUCUUGUUUGAGUUUCAGCAAACAUUUUUUCAGUUUAUGGUUUCAUUUUUUUUCCUCAGGCACUCAUGGCAGAGUAGGAAAUCCAGGAAAACAAGGUUUUAAAGGAAAACAAGGAGCAAUUGGAAGAGCUGGUCCAAGAGGACCAAAAGGAAUUCAUGGAGACCAGGGAAAGCCAGGUGAUAUAGGAGGUAAAGGGCCAAAGGGAAAAAAAGGAGAUGUAGGCAUACCAGGACCAUGCACUUGUGGAACAAAGAAAGCCAAAUCAGCCUUCUCUGUAGCAGUCACUAAAAGUUACCCAAAAGAACGUUUGCCAAUUAAAUUUGACAAAGUUCUUAUGAAUGAAGGUGGACAUUACAAUGCAUCCAGUGGGAAAUAUAUAUGUAGUGUUCCAGGCAUCUACUUCUUCACAUAUGACAUUACAUUGGCAAACAAGCAUUUAGCUAUUGGAUUGGUACAUAAUGGUCAAUACAAGAUAAAGACAUUUGAUGCCAAUACUGGAAAUCAUGACGUUGCUUCUGGUUCCACCAUUCUUCCUUUAAAACUCGGUGAUGAAGUGUGGCUGCAGAUUUUUUACUCAGAGCAGAAUGGAUUAUUUUAUGACCCGUACUGGACCGAUAGUUUAUUUACAGGAUUCCUCAUAUAUCCUGAACAAGAGUACAUUAAUGAACCAGAAGAUGGAAGCAACACACAGGAAACAUCAGAUGUGAGUUGAGAAUAUGAGCCAGCUCCUUCUAGUGGAGUAAGGGAAAAAGGAAAUUAUCUACUAAAUGCCAAUCUAAAUUCACUGGUGUAAAAGAGUCAGCAUGAAACCCUUGCAAACUAGCAAUAACAAAGUACACAACGUACAACUUUGCAAUAUACCAGGAGCUGGUAUCUAGGUAAGAGGAUUAAUUAAUAUGGAAUAGAAAAUAAAAUGCCAAAACCUAUAACACGAUAAAAGCAAUAAAAAUGGGUAAAUCAAAAAUGUAAAUAAAAUUCAACACUUCAUGAAGCAUUUCAUCUGAUACCUAACAAUUGGUGAUUUCACCAGCAAUAAACCUGUCGCCAGCUAAGAAUCAUGUUCAUGAAAAAAAAAAAAAAAAUAAUAAUAAUAAUAAUUGUGACAUAUCCAUCAUUGUGGAUAAACCAAUGUUAAUAGAAAUUGUAUUGCCUUAAGGACAUUUUACUGCACUAUUUAUAAUUUUAAAUUAUCCUUCUGGAUAUCAAAAUAAGGAAAGCUUAGCAUAUCUAUGUGAAUAUGUUAAUGGUUCAACUCAAAAUUUUUGGAAAUAAA